CCCAGCCUCGCCUCGGGUGGAGGGAUUGCGAGGAGGGAAAGCAAAACUACACGGCCUCUCACUGUGUAGUUUUGUUUUUUUUUCAAGGGGGGGGAAUAUUUCGAGGCUCGACCGUUCUCACCUUGGAUUUUUUCUGGAAAAACCUUUCUGGAUAAGGAGACCGGUGCUUGUCAGAGUCAGCGGGGCUCCGUCCCAUCAAUCCGAGGCACUCUUGUGGAUACAAGGUGCCGACCAACAUGUCAACACAGGCGCCAACAUUCACACAGCCGCUACAGAGCGUCGUGGCACUGGAGGGUAGUGCUGCGACGUUCGAGGCUCAAAUUAGUGGUUCUCCAGUUCCUGAGGUGAGCUGGUUCCGUGAUGGCCAGGUUCUUUCCGCCGCCGCUCUGCCCGGCGUUCAGAUCUCGUUCAGCGACGGCCGCGCUGUUCUGAGGAUCCCCGCUGUGACCGCCGCACACAGCGGAAGAUUUUCCGUCAGAGCCACCAACGGCGCUGGACAAGCCACAAGCACCGCUGAACUCCUCGUUACAGCGGAGACGGCGCCUCCCAGCUUCCUUCAGAGACUGCAGAGCUCCUCAGUGCGACAGGGCAGCCAGGUGAGGCUGGAUGUCCGAGUCACAGGUAUCCCCACACCCGUGGUGAAGUUUUACAGAGAGGGAGCCGAGAUCCAGAGCUCAGCCGACUUCAGGAUCCUCCAGGAGGGAGACCUGUACAGUCUGCUGAUCGCUGAGGCCUUCCCAGAGGAUUCUGGGACAUAUUCUGUGACUGCCACCAACAGCAGCGGACGGGCCACUUCCACUGCUGAACUGCUGGUUCAGGGUGAAGAAGCCGUUCCAGCAAAGAAAACUAAGACAGUGAUUUCAACCUCUCAGAUUUCACAGACUCGUCAGACCAGAGUGGAAAAGAGGAUGGAGGCCAGUUUCCAGGCCACCGCCAUGAUGGAAAUGCAGGUGGAGGGUGCUGAGCUGACUCAGCAGCUGGCUCACAAGACUCCACCCAGAGUCCCUCCCAAACCCACGUCCAAGUCCCCAACACAGCCCUCGCUGGUCGCCAAGGUGACCGGAGGACGCCAACAGUCGCCGUCACCUGUCAGACACGUGAAAGCACCCACGCCCACACCUGUCAGGCCUGCCUCUCCCACUUCAAGACUCUCAGUCUCCCCCAUCAGGCCGGUCAAGUCCCCCAUCACCGCGCGCAAACAGGUUGCCGUUGGUGCCGACGUCCUGCCGCCCUGGAAGCAGGGAGACUACAGGGCUGAGGCCAGCUACACCACCAUGACUACCGUGACUGGCAUAAGCACCGUCACCCAGCUGGGCCAGGAGCAGCGCUGGGAGCAGCAGGUCACUGGGGUCAAAGAGGCUGAGGGAGGGAAAAGAGCCGGGGCGGUGGCCAAAGUGGUGGCCGCCGUUGACCUGGCUCGUGUCCGUCAGCCCGUGCAUGUCGAGGGCGGUCGAGCUGAAGAGGAGGAGGCUGUAGAGGCAGAGUUAAGGCAGCAGGCCGCUGCGGCUGCAGCUGCAGCUGCGGCUGCUUCCACUGCUGCCAUUGCUGCUGAUCAACAGUAUCGAGCCGGCUGGACAACAACAAGAGUGCAGGCUGGCCAAAUGCUUACUACUGCUCAGGAGUUUACACCUGAACCAACCCAGCCGCUGCCUCAGAUUCAGAGAGUGACAGAAAUCUCCUCCCGUGUGGACACUGGUCUCGUCCCGUCCCCAGUUCCACAUUUCACAGUUUCUAAAGUUUCUGUCCCAAAACCUGAGUCUAGCUCUGAGGUUUCCAUCGCUGGCACAGCUAUCGCCACUCUGCAGAAAGAGUUAUCUUCCUCCACUGCUAGAAAGAUCAUCAAGCCCGUCAAGUCUCCCAGUCCAUCUCGUAGAGUGGCAGAGACCAGAGUGACACCAGAGCCCAUCCCUCCGCCUUUCAAAGACUUCUCUGAGAAAUAUCAGAGUCGUUUUGGCACUGAGUUACAGAGGGGGGUGGUGGUCUCAGGGGGCAUGGAGAGAAUAUAUGAGGACUGGGGCGCCCAGGUGGUGGAGGCAGCAGCCGUACCUUCUGCAGGUGCCGGCGUGAUCCCACCAUCACUGGUGUCUGGCUUGAAAAACACAAAUGUGACAGAGGGUGAGUCGGUGACCCUGGAGUGCCAGAUCAGUGGUCAUCCCACACCAGUCAUCAUGUGGUUCAGAGAGGACUACAAAAUCGAGAGCUCCAUUGAUUUCCAGAUAAGCUAUGAGAACGGAUUUGCCCGCCUGGUAAUCCGUGAGGCGUUCGCUGAAGACAGUGGACGCUUUACCUGCACUGCCACUAAUGAGGCGGGAACCGUCAGCACCUCCUGCUACCUGCUCGUCCAGGUGUCUGAGGACAUCGAGAGCAGAGAGGAGAUUGCUGUCGUCACUGAACAUGUUGAAACUGCUCAAGCGAAACUAGUAACUGAAGAGGAAACCAUGUCUCAGGUGAGCAUGGCUGAGUCAGAUACUGCCGCUGCCGCUCCCUUCUUCAUCAAGAAACCCAGCAUCCAGAAGCUGGUGGAGGGAGGAAGUGUGAUAUUUGAAUGCCAGGUUGGCGGAAGCCCCAAACCACACAUCAUCUGGAAGAAGGGUGGUGUACCACUCACUACCGGAUACAGAUAUAAAGUUGCCUACAAGAAGGAAACUGGAGAGUGCAGAUUGGAGAUCUCCAUGACCUUCGCAGAUGACGCCGGAGAAUACUCUGUGUUUGCCAAGAACCAGCUUGGAGAAGUCUCAGCCUCUGCCAGUCUGCUGGAGGAAGAGGAAUAUGAAGCCUACAUGAAGAAACAGGAAGCAGCCUUUAAGACUGAAGUGAUAGCCAUGGUGCAGGAGCCCAAAGUGGGAGAUGUUCCCCCUGUCGUUGUUAAGACAAUGGAGCAGGUGACUACCACCAUUAUCUCAGGACAGGAAUUCCAUCUUUCUGCUAUCGAGCUGAGGAUCAUCCAGGAGAUCGAGCUCCGUAUCAUGAGGAUUACCUACAGAGAGCUGGUGACAGACGACGGAGAGCUGAUGGUGACUGCAGCAGAAGAGGAGGCCGUGCAGCCGGCCUUUGACACACCGGUCAAAAACUACAGGAUCAUGGACGGAAUGGGCGUCACUUUCCACUGCAAGAUGGCUGGAAUGCCGCUCCCCAAGAUUGCUUGGUUCAAAGAUGGCCAGCGUAUCAAGGCUGGUGACCGUUACCAGAUGGAAGUUCUUCAAGAUGGACGAGCUAGCCUUCGCCUGCCUGUUGUGCUACCAGAGGAUGAGGGUGUAUAUACCGCCUUUGCCACCAACAUGAAGGGAAAUGCUGUCAGCUCUGGAAAGCUCUAUGUAGAGCCAUCUGGAGCUGGAGCACCUCAGAGAUACACACCACAGCCAGCAGUGCAGAGGAUCAGGUCCACAUCUCCUCGUUCUCUGAGCCGCUCACCUGGUCGUUCUCCCAGCCGUUCUCCUGGACGUUCUCCUGCCCGUCGGCUUGAUGAGACAGAUGAGGCUCAGCUGGAAAGACUCUACAAACCUGUGUUUGUCAUGAAGCCUUCCUCAUGUAAAUGCUCUGAGGGGCAAACUGCCAGGUUCGACCUGAAGGUUGUCGGCAGACCGAUGCCUGACACAUACUGGUUCCACAAUGGACAACAAGUGGUUAGCGACUACACCCACAAGAUAGUGGUUAAAGAGGAUGGUACUCAAUCCCUGAUCAUUGUCCCAGCCAUGCCAGAGGAUUCUGGAGAAUGGACAGUUGUUGCUCAGAACAGAGCCGGACGCUCAUCCCUUUCCGUCACUCUCACUGUUGAUGCUAAAGAAACCUUGGUGCGACCCCAGUUCACUGACAAGCUGAGGAAUAUCAGUGUAAAGCAGGGCACUCUGGUUGAACUGGCUGUUAAAGCCAUUGGAAACCCCCUGCCUGAUAUCGUCUGGCUGAAAAACAGCGACAUUGUCACACCACACAAGCACCCAAACAUCAGGAUUGAAGGAACCAGAGGAGAGGCCAAAUUCCAGAUUCCCUCAGCAGUUGGCUCAGACAGUGCCUGGUACACAGCUACAGCCAUUAACAAGGCUGGUAGAGACACCACUCGCUGCAGAGUCAACGUUGAGGUGGAUUAUGCUGAACCUGAACCAGAGAGAAAACUCAUUAUUCCCAAAGGAACCUACAAAGCCAAAGAAAUCACUCCUCCAGAGGUGGAGCCCCUUCAUCUGCGAUAUGGUCAAGAGCAGUGGGAGGAGGGCGAUCUUUACGACAAAGAGAAGCAGCAGAAACCACAGUUCAAGAAGAAGCUGACCUCUGUUCGCAUGAAGCGUUUCGGCCCAGCUCAUUUUGAGUGCAGACUGACCCCUAUUGGUGACCCCACCAUGGUAGUGGAGUGGCUGCAUGAUGGCAAGCCUCUGGCAGCUGCUAACAGGUUGCGCAUGGUCAAUGAAUUUGGCUACUGCAGCCUUGACUAUGAAGUUGCCUAUGCUAGAGACAGUGGCGUCAUCACCUGCAGAGCCACAAACAAAUACGGAGUCGACCAGACCUCAGCUACACUGAUUGUCAAGGAUGAGAAGGGUCUUGUUGAGGAAACACAGCUUCCCGAAGGCAGGAAGGGAGCCAGAAUCGAUGAGAUCGAGCGCAUGGCUCACGAGGGAGGACCUGCAGGAGUCACUGCUGAAGAAGAAACUGAGAAAAUGAAACCUGAAAUUGUCCUGCUUCCUGAACCAGUCAGAGUGCUGGAAGGCGACACAGCCAGAUUCCGCUGCAGAGUGACUGGUUAUCCAGCACCUAAGGUCAACUGGUACCUUAACGGACAACUCAUCCGCAAAAGCAAGAGAUACAGACUUCGUUAUGAUGGUAUUUACUAUCUGGAGAUCACUGAAAUUAAAUCCUAUGAUUCAGGAGAGGUCAAAGUGGUGGCAGACAACAACCUAGGCUCAGCCGAACACACUGUGAAGCUGGAAAUUCAGCAGAAAGAAGACUUCAGAACUCAUCUGCGCCGCGCUCCUGAGGCUAAGGCACCUGAGGCUGCACCAGAACCAGGAAAAACAUCAUUUGAGGUGGUGAAGGCUGAGAAACCUGCAGAGGACUCUCAGCUGAAAGAGGUGGUCAAGCUCAAGAAAGCCCAGAGAAUUGUCCACGAGAAAGCCACGGAGGAGUCUGAGGAGCUGAGGAGCAAGUUCAAGCGCAGGACAGAGGAAGGCUAUUACGAGUCCAUCACUGCGGUGGAGCUCAAGUCACGUAAGAGGGAUGAGUCCUAUGAAGAUCUACUGAGGAAAACAAAGGAGGAGCUGCUUCACCAUGCCAAGGAAAAGGAGGAGGCUGAGAAGAAGAAGGAGGAGGAGCGCCGCAAAGUUACAGCUAAACCUCUCAAACCUGAGAGGGUCAAGCUGUCAGCCAGUAUGGAGGCUCCUAAGAUCCUGGAACGUAUUACAAGCCAGACAGUUGCUCAGGGUGAUGAAGUAAAGUUCAGAGUCAGAGUUGUUGGCAGACCAGAACCUGAGUGCCAGUGGUUCAAGAACGGUGUGCAACUGGAGAAGACUGAUCGUAUUUACUGGUACUGGCCUGAGGAUCACGUGUGUGAACUGGUGAUCAGAGAUGUCAGAGCGGAGGAUUCUGCCAGUAUCAUGGUUAAAGCCAUGAACAAAGCUGGAGAGACCUCAAGCCAUGCUUUCCUGCUGGUGCAAGCAAAGCAAGUCAUCACCUUCACACAGAAGCUGGAGGACAUCAAUGCCAAGGAGAAGGACACCAUGGCUACCUUUGAGUGUGAGACCAAUGAGCCUUUUGUCAAGGUCAAAUGGCUGAAGAACAACAUGGAGAUUUUCUCCGGAGACAAAUACAGGAUGCACUCUGACAGAAAAGUCCACUUCCUGUCUGUGCUGAUGAUUGACAUGAAGGAUGAUGCAGAAUACGCCUGUGUGGUUGUAGACGAUGACGUCAGGACGACUGCCAAGCUUAAUGUUGAAGGAGCUCCACUGGAGAUCCUGAAGCAGCUGGAGAGCACAGAGGUGCCGGAGACAUACUCUGGAGAGUUUGAAUGUCUUGUGUCUCGUGAGGACGCUGAAGGCAGCUGGUUCUUUGGAGAAAAGAUGCUCUCUCCCAGCAGUAAAUACAUCAUGACCUCCCGUCGUGGAAGACACACCCUGUCUGUCAAAGAUGUCAAGAAGGAGGACCAGGGAAAAUACACCUUCAAAGUGGGCGAGUUCAAGACAAGUGCUUCACUGAAGAUGAAAUUGCGUCCAGUAACCCUGAUGCAGCCUUUGACUGAUCUGACGGUCUGUGAGGGUGACAUUGCUCAGUUGGAGGUCAAGUUCUCCCAGGAGAACGUUGAAGGAUCCUGGAUGAAGAACGGGCAGCCCGUCACAGCCUCAAACCGUGUCCACAUUGUUAUCGACAAACAGAUCCACAAACUCCUCAUUGAAGACACCACCAAGGACGACUUUGGAAUGUACUCCUUUGUUGUUCCUGCUCAGGAUAUCUCAACUUCUGCCAAGCUGGUCAUUCAGACUAUUGGUGUGCUGAUCCCACUGAAGGACACAAGUGCCAUUGAGGGCACCAAGGCUGUUCUGGAGGCCAAGAUCUCCGCUCAGGACAUCAGCUCGGUCAAAUGGUACCACAAUGACCAACUGCUGACACCCAGCGACCGAAUCCAGAUGGUGGCAAAGGGAGCCAAGCAGCGUCUGGUCUUCAACAGGACCUAUGCCUCAGAUGAGGGACAGUACAAACUGAUUGUUGGCCGAGCUGAUACCAGCUGCAGAUUUACUGUUCAGCCUGUCCAGAUCGUGACCCCAAUGAAGGAUAAGGAGUGCUCUGAGUCUGAGAAUGUCACCUUCGAGGUCGAGGUUUCUCACACUGGCAUCGAUGCUUUCUGGACCUUCAAAAGGCAGCCGCUCAAAGCUGGUGCCAAAUACAAGAUGGAGUCCAAGAACAAGCGCCAUACCCUGACAGUCAUGAAUGCAAUGAAGGAUGAGGAGGGCGAGUACUUGUUCGCAGCUGGUGAGAAGAUGUGCAGUGCUUCUCUCACCGUAACAGGUGGUGCUAUCAAGAAGCCUCUGCGUGAUUUGGUGGUGGCUGACUCUCAGACCGCCGUGCUGGAAUGUGAAGUAGCCAACCCAUCUGCAGAGGGCAAAUGGCUGAAAGACGGCCAGUCUGUCGACUUUAACGAGAACGUGGUGAGCGAGGUGGACGGCACUGUCAGACGCCUUGUCAUCAUUAUCACCAAAGCCACAGACAUCGGAGAGUACACCUAUCAGGUCGCCACCUCCAAGACAUCAGCUACCCUGAAAGUUGAGGCUGUGAAGGUGAAGAAGACCCUGAAGAACCUGAAUGUGGUCCAGACUCAGAAGGCUGUGUUCAGCCUGGAGCUGACCCAUGAAAAUGUGAGGGGAGCACAGUGGAUCAAGAAUGGUGUUGAGAUCCAGCCAAGCGAUAAAUACGAGAUCAGUAUCGAAGGCACAGUCCACAGCUUAACAAUCAAGAACUGCACCACACAGGACGAGUCUGUUUACUCUUUCAAACUGGGAAAACUGUCUGCAAAUGCCAGACUUAACGUUGAAACUAUCAAGAUCCUGAAGAAACCAAAGGACGUGACAUCACUUUUGGGCGCAACAGCUGUGUUUGAGGUGGGCAUCUCCGAGGACGACAUUCCCGUGAAAUGGAUGUUCAACAACACUGAGCUGAGGCCAAACGAGCACUACAGGAUGCUCUCUGAGAAGAAGACCCACAAACUGAUUGUCCAGGAUGUGGACAACAGCAAAGAAGGAGAGUACACUGCUGUGGUGGGCCACCUGCAGUGCAGCGCUCGCCUCAUUGUUGAGUCUCUGCGAGUCACCAGGCCCUUGAAGAAUGUGGAGGUCCCAGAGACUCAGGUGGCCACGUUUGAGUGUGAAGUCUCUCAUUUCAACGUACCAUCCACCUGGCUGAAGGACGGUGUUGAGAUUGAGAUGAGUGAGAAGUUCAGAAUCGUGGUUCAAGGAAAACUCCACCAGCUGAAGAUCAUGAACACCAGCAGGGACGAUUCUGCAGAGUACACCUUCAUCUGCGGGAACGACCAAGUCUCUGCAACGCUAACCGUUAACCCUAUUCUGAUCACAACAAUGCUGCAGGACCUGAACGCUCAGGAGAAAGACACAGUCACAUUUGAAGUGAACAUUAACUAUGAGGGAAUCACAUACAAAUGGCUGAAGAAUGGCGUAGAGAUCCGGUCGACGGACAGAUGCCAGGCUCGCUGCAAACAACUCACGCACACUCUGAGCAUCAGGAACGUUCACUUUGGAGACAGCGCAGAGUACACCUUCAUGGCUGGCUCUGCGGUUACUACAGCCAAACUUUAUGUUGAGGCUCGUGUGGUUGAAUUCACCAAACACCUGAAGGACUUGAAGAUCACAGAGAAGAAGAGGGCAACUUUUGAGUGUGAGGUGUCUGAACCAAACAUCCAGGUGAUGUGGAUGAAGGACGGUCAGGAGCUUGAGAUGUCCGACAGAUAUAAGAUGACCUCGGAUAAAUUUGUGCACCGUCUGGUUCUCCCGUCAGUCCGCCUGUCUGAUGCUGGAGAAUACACUGCUGUUGCCGGAUCCAGCAUGUCCAAGGGACACCUUGGAGUGGAGGGACGGGAUGUCAGAAUCUCAGAGCCCUCCAGCAGGGAUAUCACUGUCGUUGAGAAGCAAAGAGCAACCUUUGAGUUUGAGGUGAAUGAGGAUGAUGUGGAGGGUCGCUGGAUGAGGAACGGGGUGGAGGUCCAGUUCUCAGUCGACGAAAGGUUCAACUAUGUCACCAUCAGGAAGCUCCACCGCCUCACUAUCUCUGAGACCUACAGGAGCGACGCCGGAGAGUACACUUUCUUAGCCGGCAAAAACAGGAGCACCAUGAACCUUCAUGUCAGAUUGCCUGAGCCUCCUGAGAUUGUCCGCCACAUGCAGCCCCAGACAGCGAUAUCAGGUAGAUCAGUCCGCUUCUCGGUGCAGGUGAGUGGCCUCCCUCAGCCUCAGGUGUCCUGGUACAAGGACUCCCAGGCUCUGUCCACCAGCUACAAGUGCAAGUUCCUCCAUGACGGAGAUGAGCACACCCUGCUGCUGCUGGAAGUCUUCCCCGAGGACGCCACCGUCUACAGCUGUGAGGCCAAGAACGACUAUGGAGAGGCAACAAGCUCCGCCCCUCUCACUGUCGAAGUUCCUGAGGUGGUCGAAACUGUGGCUCAGGUCUCUCCUCCAGCCCUCAUCGCUCCCAUCCAGGACGUCCUGGUCACAGAGGGACACCCUGCCCAGUUCCAGUGCACCGUCUCUGGGGAAGAUCUGCAGAUUUCGUGGUUCUGUAAUGACAGAGAGAUCAGACAGUCAGACAUCUUCAGGAUGUCUCAUUAUGGUGACACCUGCCAGUUGGAGAUUUCCAGAGCUCUCCCUAACCACGAAGGAGAGUACUCAUGUGUUGCCACUAAUUCGGCAGGAAUGGUCACAUGUGCUGCCACUUUGAAUAUCGAUGUAACUGCAGAGGAGAAGGAACCUGUGAUUCAGGUCCAGGAGGAAGUGAAAGCCUUCUCUAGCUCAACCAUCACAGUGGAAGAGGAAACGCAGGAGUCGUUCUACACUGGCCUAAAGUUACCAGACAAAACCAGAACACUUGAACUCAAGCCAGAGUCUAAGCGCUACUCCAGCACUUUGGAGAAGAAAAAAGAAAAACCGGUUUUCCUCAGCGAACUUUCUCCUGCAGCCGUGACUGUUGGAGAAACUGCCGUGUUUACUGUCAAAGUGUCCGGUUUCCCUAAGCCCACUGUUCAGUGGUUUCACAACGGGCAGACUAUAACAAGUUCGUCUGUGUAUACUUUCAUUCAUGAGCGUGAUGAGUAUAGCUUGGUCAUCAAUAAAGUCAAAAGGGAGUUUGAAGGAGAGUACUCUUGUACUGUCAGUAAUAGAUUUGGCCAAUCGACUUGCACUUCUUAUCUGAAUGUUCAGCUGAAGGAGCCAGAGAGAGAGGAAAAAGCUGAGAGGACCAAAUUUUUACCAACUGGGAAACCCCCAGAAUUCACUAAAACUAUAGAGUCUGUUCAGUUGUCCGAGGGAAGUCAGGCUUUCUUCAGGUACGUUGUGACCGGAGAUCCUCUCCCUGAGGUUCAGUGGCUCAAAGCUGGCUUCCACAUUCAGCCUAGUGGGUUCUGUGUCAUUGUGAACAACCCAGAUGGAUCUGGUUUUAUUAACAUUAAGAGUGUCAAACAGGAACACAGCGGCAUCUACACCUGUAAGGCCUCCAACCAAUACGGGGAGGCGUCUUGUACUGCCGAGCUGCUGGUGUUCAGGGAAGAAAUUCAGGAGGAGCACACGCUUGUUAAGGAAACUAAAGGUUUGAAGAUAUCCAUGACUGAACAAACCACACAGCUGAUGUCACAGCAGGAAAGAACCCGAUCUGAUCAGAUGAUUUAUACCAUUAGCACUGAAGACCGUCAGAUCAUUCCCAGCGAGGAGGUGGGAACCCUCAGAGAGCUCGAUAUCUCUGCUGCCACCCUUCAUCGAGAGCAGCUUACCCGCCAGGCAGCAGUGCUGCAGUCUCAUGAAAUACAAGAGAGGGUUUCUUUGGCUCCCACCCAUCCACCUCAGGUCUCAGCUGUUCCUAUGAAACAGCUUCACAUGGCAACUUUCUUAUCUUCAGUCCAGGAGAGACAAAAGAUCACAGAGCAGCACUCUGAACGGAUUCUAAGCCCUGAGGUGGUCGAACUCGAGUUGGCCAAAGAGCAGCCGUCCAAGCUCAUGUCAGCUACAUCUGAAGAGGUCCUCCCACUCACCACAGUCAGAGCUGAGGCCUUGCUGGACCAAACUCCAGAGCACAUGAAGACCUUGACUGAGCCCAGGCAGCUUGUUAGUGGCCACCAAAUAGAGUCCACUCUGCCCAUCCUUGGUGAAACUUCAGGCAUAAUCCACAGACCAGAGGAGGAGAGGAGUUUCAGAGUCACAGAGGGGGUUAAGAUUUUAUACUCGGCUCAGUCUACGGGGCAACUACCAGUCACAGAGAGGCAUUCUGAGCCUUUACCAGCUUUAGAUGCAGCUACCAAACCCCUCAUUGAGAAAGAGCAGUCUAAACCAGUGGUAGCACCAGUGAGCGAAACUAGAGUGGCUUUAUCAAAGGAGCAGAAAUUUGACAUGCACAGACCAGAGCAGGAGAGCAUCUCCCCAUGCAAAGACAUAGUAUAUAAGUCAGCCAUAGCUGCUGAAGAGAAAUAUGAACUCCAGGCUGAACAGAUAGGGAAAGUGCCAGGUAUAGCAUCAUCUGUGUAUGUGCAGCCUCAGCGAGAGCGAGACAGACUCAUAAAUCUGCAGGUUAUCAGCGAUCAGGAUGUUUUACUCUCUGAGGGAAGGUUCAGCAGUGAAAAACCCUCUGCAGAGCAGGCAGAGGCGAGGAAGAGUCCAACUGUGUUGCAUUCAGUGACUCAAGAAGAGCAGAGAACUGUGGUUUGUGAGGCAACUUCGGAGUUCACUGCAAAGACUGACACCACAUCAGUUGAGCCAAAAAAAGAAUUACCACCAACAAAAUACCUUCAGUCAAUUCAUUCUUUAUUCGUUUUACCCAAGGAAGGCAUACUUACCAUCACUGAGCCUGACCAGCAGGUGGCAGCACAGAAACAGGAAAAGGCUAGAAGGCAUGCGGCUACCUCAGAAGACAGAAGAGAGAUGACAGCAGAUUAUCAUAAAGAUCUUGAUUUGACGGUGAGUGGGGUUCAGUCGCAGCUUCGAAUUGAGCCUAGACCUCCGAACAUCCUCACAGUCUCCUCCCAGCCUAUGCAGCUGCCGAAGGAGACUCCUUUUAUUGCUGACGUGAAGCAGCAGCGAGCGCUAGUCCAGAAGGAGGAUUACUGGAAUAUUAUGCACUCUUUGAAUGUUACUGACACUCAGACACUUGAGGAGGGUCACACUGUUGGUCUCGAAACUGAUGAGAAAUUCAGGCCUGAGAUGAAAAUUGAGCCUAAGAUCCCCAAAAAGCCUGUUUUCAUAGAAGAGAAGGCAGUUGCCACUGAAAGCUGUACCAUCUUAGAAGCCGCUGAGCAGGACUUUGCAGUCCAGAUCCAAGAGGGCCAGUCAGUCCGACAGUCAGUAUUACUGGAAGAAAAGCAGGUCAUUAUUGGAGAGCACUCAAGUGAGAUACAUAAAUAUAAGGGCUCAUCUGUCAGUGUUAUGACACAGCCCAAAGGUGUUCUGUUUGUCCAUGAGUCUCAGGACACUCAGACUCUACCUAAAGAACUCAACUUUGUCAUUCAGGUCCCUAAACUGUCCAGUCUGAAUGUACGGCUUCAGCUCAGAGAUGCCCUUCAGUCUGCUGUGGCCAGUGACCAGCCAGUGUUACUGGCUGAUGUUGUAGGAAAGUUAGAGGCUGUGGAGGUACAGGAGGUGAAGGUUCAGCGAGAGCCCAAACGGGCCACAUGUACAUAUCUUAUCACAACACCAGGUGCUCCCAUGGAGAUCACACUGACUUUUGAGGGUGAAUACCCUCAGACAGCUGACCUCAGGUCUGAACUCCAGGUAGCUCUGCAUGCUAUGGUCUUCCAGGAGCAACAGAGUCUUACAUCAGAGCAACCAGGCACCAUGCAGAUUGACAAACCUCAGAAAGCACACAUCAGCUCAGCACCCUCUAAACAGGUAUUGUCAUCUGUGGUGGACACUGUCGUGGUGGCAGAGAGUGCAGUUGGGUUUCCUCCUGCUGUGUCUCAGUCUGCAGCCAUCAAAACCGAAGCCAGGGCAUCCUUCCAAAGUGCAACAGUUCAGAGUCAGUCUGAGAUCCAUGAGUCUAGGCAGGUGAGCAGGACAGUAAGGUCAGAGAGGGAUGCCACUACAGUUGGGGCAACCACCACAGUCCCUGUGGGCCAGGUACCUGUUGAACAAUGUGUGGACAUUUUUGUCCAUAGAGAAACCAGGGAGGAGUAUCUUUCAGAGGCAAUCAUGAUCAGUGAGUCCUCUGACAGUCUGGUAGAUUAUCCUGUUGUUGUUGACUCUCUGGAGGAUGUUUGCACUGAGGAAAACGGCAAGGCCAUUUUUACUGCCACCAUAAAGUAUGUCACCAAAGUAAACUGGUUUUUCAAUGGGCAACUCGUGAAAUCUGGCAAAGAGUUCAAGUGUUCUAGAGACCACGAUACAUACACACUAGUUAUCAACAGAGUUGUCAAGGAGAGACAUCAAGGAGAGUAUGUCUGUGAGGCUGAGAAUGAAGCUGGCAAGACUACAACAUCUUCAAGACUCACUGUGGUCUCAAGAGUGAAACCUGUGUUCAGGCACAGAAUUGUCCCCGUGGAGAUCAACAUUGGCAGCACUGCCAAGUUUGAAUGUGAAACUGAGGACGCUCCAAACGUGAGCUUCAAGUGGUUCAAAGAUGGACGCCCCAUCAAAGAGGGUGAUAAGUACAGGAUUAUCAGUCGCUUCAGCACUUCCUCUCUGGAGCUUAUGGCCCCGACCAAGGAGGACAGUGGUGAAUACACCUGCAAGGCGUCCAAUCAGCAUGGCAGUGAUGAAUGCUCUGCCUCUCUCAGCGUGACAGAGCAAUACCCUCCUGCCUUUGUAACUAGACCUGACCCUCAAACUGUGUAUGUUGGAAAGAGGGCAGUGAUACAGUGUGUAAUAACAGGAUCUGCUCCUGUGAAUGUUGUCUGGCUCAAAGACAACCAGGUCUUACCCAAAGUGCCGACACACUACCAAACCUCUUGUGAAAAGAAUAAGCACACUCUUGAGAUAACCAAACUUGAGGUGGCUGACAGGGGGCUUUAUGUUUGCAAAGUGUCAAAUAAUGUUGGGACGGCUGAGUGCAGCAUGGAGCUGCGUGUUAUUGAUAAGCCCAACUUUGUAAAGCCCCUGGGUCCUGUCGCUGCUGUGGUUGGAGCUCCUCUGCACCUGGAGUGUCAGGUGGAUGAGGACACUGGAGUAACUGUCACCUGGACCAGAGAUGGUAGAAAAGUCCACCAGUCUCCAGACUGUAAACUGUCUUUUGAGGAUAAGACAGUUACCCUUGAUAUCCUAAAGACCACACUGAAAGAUUGUGGAAAUUUUGUAUGUACGGUGGCAAAUGAAGCCGGGAGUGCAACUUGCUCCACUUCGGUGAAGGUUCAAGAGCCGCCAGUCUUUGUAAAGAGGCUGGAAGCCACCACAGUUUGGAAGCAAAGCAGCACUGCACGGCUGCAGUGCACUGUCAAAGGAUCCCCCGAACUUCACACCACCUGGUUCUUUAAUAACAGCGAGCUGGCUGCUGGUGGCAGAUAUGGCAUCAGUCUGAAGGAUGGUGUGGCCACUCUUGAGAUACAGGAUGCCGUGUUGAGUGACAGUGGAAACUACACCUGUGAGGUUCUCAAUGAGUCUGGGUGUGAAAGCUGCAGUACUAAAGUAACCGUGAAAGAACCGCCGUCUUUCAAAAAGGAAUUACCCUCUGUAGAGGUAGUCAGAGGAUCUGUGGCUGUGCUCGAGGGUGAAAUUGCAGGCUCUGCACCGUUUGAGGUGGCCUGGAAAAAGAAUAAGAAACGCCUGUCCACAGAUAAGAAGUACAGGAUAGUGUCCCAGGGAUCCCUGACCUCUCUGGAGAUCCACUCGUUUGAGAGUGCCGAUUCUGGUGAAUAUGAAUGUGUCGUAUCAAAUGAGGUUGGGUCAGUGACCUCAAAGUCAGUGGCUAAACAGAAAGAGCCACCUAUGUUCUCAAAGAGGAUUGAGAGUGCUACAGCAGUGUUGGGAAAUACAGUGAAACUACAGGGAACCCUUAAAGGCUCAGCUCCCAUCACUGUCAAAUGGAUGAAAGACUCUGAGCUGCUGAGAGAUGAUGAUCCUAACGUCAAAAUGACAUUUGAGAACAACAUCACUAGCAUUUCCUUCUCAUCUGUUGAGCUAAAGCAUGGUGGCAAGUAUACUUGCCUUGCCGAAAAUGAGGCAGGACAGCAGAAAUGUGAAGCUAUCCUAACAAUUCAAGAACCUGCCAGGAUCUUAGAGAAAGCAGCCUCCAUCAGUGUGACUGCAGGCGAUUCUGCCACAUUGGAGUGCACGAUUUCUGGAAGCCCAGAACUCAAAGUGAAAUGGUUUAAAGAUGGCAAGGAGAUGAUCAGUGGCCGUAAAUAUAAGAUGACAGUGAAGGAGAACACUGCUGUCUUAAAGAUCCUCUCAGCAGAUAAAGGAGACACUUCAGAGUACAAGAUGGAGGUGUCCAAUAAAGUUGGAAAAGACCAGUGCACCUGCUCAGUCACUGUUAUAGAUCGUGCAGUUCCACCAUCCUUUACGAAAACUCUAAAGAAAGUGGAUGGGAGAGUUGGUAGUAAUGUUACCUUGGAGUGCAGAGUUUCUGGAUCUCAGCCGAUGGCUGUUUCUUGGUACAAAGACAAUAAAGAAAUCCACAGUGAUGACAAAUACAAGCUUGAUUUCAGUGAGAGCACAGCAUCUGUGACAAUAACUGGCCUGGAUCAAAGUGAUGGUGGAGUUUAUAUGUGCCGGGCCUUUAAUGAUGCUGGGGAAAAAGAAACCAGUGGUACUUUGUCCGUCAAAGAACCUCCAGUCUUCACGGUGAAACCUGAAUCCCAGGAUGCCUCACCAGGAUCAAAUGUUAUCAUAAAAUCAGCCUUUACAGGAUCAGCCCCUCUGGUUGUUAAAUGGUUCAGAGAAGAGAAAGAGAUUUUCACUGGGGGAAAAUGUUUCAUAAAGAAAGAUGCCUCUUCGAGCUCUUUGGAGCUUCACUCUGUGAAACCCAGUGAUUCUGCUAAAUACACUUGCCAAGUAUCCAACGAUGCUGGGAAGGUGGAUUGCACUGCAUUGCUCUUUGUGAAAGAAGCCCCAACAUUUACAAUGAAGCUUGAGCCUACACAGCUUCUGAAAACUGGACAGCCUCUGAAGUUGUCCUGCAAAGUGCAGGGCACCCCUGUUAUUAGCAUCGUAUGGUUUAAAAAUGGCUCAGAAACCAUUUCAGACCACAGACACACAAUGUCCUUUGACAACUCAUUAGCAACUCUGGAGGUAGAGAACUGUUCGGUAGAGGACAGUGGAGAUUAUGUCUGUGUGGCGUCCAGUGAGGCCGGCAGAGACCAAUGCAGCAGCUCAGUGACAGUGAAAGAACCUCCAGUGUUUGUGAGGUCUUUCGAAUCAGCUGAACUUCUAAAGGGAUCCGAUAUUAUAUUGGAAGGAACCGUUUCUGGUUCUGCUCCAUUUGAAAUAAGUUGUUUCCUCAAUGAUAAGCUGAUCAGAAACGACAAAAGGCGUAAUAUCAGUGUCGAAAAUGAUACAGUCACUCUUCACAUCUCAAACUGUGAGAUCGGAGAUGCUGGGACGUAUCAGUGCACUAUUGCAAAUGAUGUUGGAGAGACAUCUUGUUCUUGUGAGAUUUCAUUGAAAGAACCACCAUCAUUUGUUCAGAGACUAGAGGAUAUAUCCUGUAUGGUGGGCUCUGAAAUCUCUCUGAAGUGUAUGUUGUCUGGAUCACUUCCCAUGACUUUCUCCUGGAUUAAGGAUGAUCAUGAGCUCACAGAAGACGAGCAUGUUAAGAUGUCCUAUGAAACCAAAAGUGCCAUGUUGAAUUUGAAAAAUGCUCAGUUAUCACAUGGUGGGAAAUAUGUCUGUCAGGCACAGAACAAAGCCGGGACUCAGAGAUGUGCCGCUGUGCUCAUAGUUACAGAACCUCCUCAGUUUGUCCUGAAACUGCCUCCCACUACCUUUGUGAAGCAGUGUGAGGGACAUCGUUUCGAAUGCAAGGCCACCAGCUCACACUCCCUCAAUAUGUGUUGGUACAAAAAUGACCAAAAGAUAACUGAUGGAGGCAACUAUAAAACAAUGUUUGUCGACUCAACUGCGUACCUCCAACUGCGCACCACAAGGUUUGAGGAUAACGGAGUCUACACCUGUGAGGCUCAUAACGAUGCUGGCAGUGCAAGCUGCAGCACCAUUCUCACAGUUCAAGAGCCCCCAUCCUUUAUUAAAACUCCAGGCCCACUGGAGGGCAUUAAAGGGAAGGAUGCCAGCCUACACUGUGAGAUGUAUGGCACUCCACCUUUCCAGGUUAACUGGUACAAAGACAAAAGGCCACUAAAGGAGAGUAGGAAAUUCAAGAUGGUCAGUGAGGGCAGCUCUGCCACGCUCCACAUUAUGAAACUGGAGCAAGAUGACGCUGGUCUUUAUGAGUGCCGGGUGUCAAACAAUGUAGCCAGUGAAUCCUGUCGCACUACCAUUACCCUUAAAGAGCAACCAGUGUUUGUCAAGAAACUGGUCGACCAAUCAGUGAGAGUUGGUCAGCAGCUGACACUGACAGCUACAGUAAAAGGCUCUGAGCCUUUGACUGUGUCCUGGGUUCAGGACAAAGAUCACAUUCUCAGAGAUGGUGACAACAGGAAGAUCACCUUUGAGAACAAUGUGGUCACCCUAGUAGUGCCCAAGGCUGACUCGACCACAGCUGGUAAAUACACCUGCCAGCUGAGGAAUGACUCUGGACUUGUGGAGUCUGUUUCCCAAGUGACCGUUCUAGAACCUGCUGCUAUUGUGGAUAGCCCAGAAUCCUUGAACGUGAAGUCAGGAGAAAAUACAGCUCUUGAAGUCACAGUAUCUGGCUCACCAGAACUGAAAAUUAAGUGGUUCAAGGAUAACAAAGACCUCUCUGCUGGCGCCAAGUAUCAGAUGUCCUUCACAAAGAAGGUUGCCACCCUCAAGAUUCGGUCUGCUGACAAAGCAGAUGCUGGAGAAUACAAAUUAGAGGUUACAAACCAUGUUGAUACAGCCUCUUGCAAAAUUAAUCUCUCUGUCUCAGAUAAAUUGAUUCCACCGAGUUUCAUAAGGAAGCUGAGAGACACCCACCUUGUUGUGGGUAAGCCUGGUGAGAUGGAGUGUAAGGUUGCUGGCUCUGCUCCUUUAACAACUUCCUGGUUCCACAAUGGCCAGGAGAUCAAAAGUGGGCCAAACUAUGACAUUAGCUGCACUGAUAAUAACUGCAAACUGAGAGUUCCAACUAUCAGGAUGUCAGAUUCCGGCAAAUACACAUGUAAAGCAGUAAACGCUGCAGGAGCCAGUGAGACGAGUGCUUCGAUGAAUGUAACAGAACCUCCAUCUUUUGUGGAAACACCUAAGGCGCAGGAAACACUGCCUGGCAAAAAUGUGUCUUUCUCAGCCAAAGUGCAAGGCAGUGCCCCUCUGAAAGUGAAAUGGUUCAGGGGAGCCAAGGAAAUGCAGCACGGAAGAGGCUGUGAGAUCACCCUGAAGGACAAUGUCGCCACUUUGGUGCUUAACAGAGUUGAAAAGUCCCACGAUGGAGAGUACACCUGCCAGAUCAUUAAUGAUGCAGGGAAGGAAAGCUGCCCAGUUAACCUGUUUGUCAAAGAACCAGUCCACUUUGUGAAGAAGCUGAGGGACAUUUCCUCUGAAAAGGGCAAGCCUCUGAGGCUUGAGGUCACAUUUGCUGGAACCCCCAUGGUACAUGUGUCCUGGAAGAAGGACGGUAAACCAAUUUGGGCCUCAUAUCAGUACAAUGUGAUCACCACAGAUACCUCCUGCAUCCUGGAGGUUCUUAACUCUGACAGGAUGGAAGCAGCCGGUAGAUACUCUUGCGAAGUAGACAACGGAGUUGGAAGUGACAGAUGUGAAGCACAAGUGUCACUUCUAGAACGACCAUACUUUGUUGAAAAAAUGGAGCCAGUGGAGGUAACUGUGGGCGAUCCAGUUACCCUGAAAUGCCGUAUCGCGGGAACUCCUGACAUCUCCGUAACUUGGUUUAAAGCUGACGGACAGCUGCGCAAGUCCAACACUUGCUCAAUGGACUUCACAAAUGGUGUUGCCACUUUGAAACUGAUCAAAACAACCAAGUUUGAUCACAGCGAGUAUAUCUGCAAGGCCGAGAACCGGGUUGGUUCUGCCUCCACCAGCUGUAAUGUGACGGUGAAAGAACCUGUACGAUUCGUCAAGAAACUUGAGGACGUCUGCCAUGAGCUGGGUAAACCCUUGAGGCUGGAGUGCACUUACACUGGCAGCCAGAGGGUCUACGUGACGUGGAAGAAAGAUGACAAGCCGAUCUGGGCUUCUUACCAGUACAACGUUAAAACCACUGACUCUUCCUGCAUUCUGGAGGUCCUCUACAGCGACAGAGCUGCAGCAGCAGGAAAAUACACUUGCGAAAUUUCCAAUGCAGAGGGAACUGACAUCUGUCAUUCUCAUGUUAAAAUAGAACGCAAAGUCCCUCCAAACUUCACCAAGAGGCCCUCCGAGUCCAUGAUGGACUCAGUGGGUAAGACAGUGAAGAUGGAGGGUCGGGUGUCUGGCUCCCAGCCACUGACUGUUACCUGGUACAAGGACAACAAUGAAAUCUAUCCCUCCAGCAAAUAUGAUGUCAGCUUCAAGAACAACGUUGCUGUACUGUCUGUCAAAGACUCCACCAGCUCUGAUGGUGGGGUGUACACCUGUGAGGCUUCCAACGAAGCUGGCAAAGCUUCGUGUCAGGUUUCUCUCACUGUUUCAGAAACAGGCCAGGCUCCGAAAUUUGACGUCCCUCUGGAGCCAGUGACAGUGAGCGAGGGGGAGAAGCUGAGCCUCAAAUGCCACGUCACCGGCUCUCCUCCACUGACCAUCCAGUGGAUGAAAGACAGGAGGGAGCUGAAAUCCAGUGGAAACACCAGAAUCACGUUUGUUGGUGGUAAUGCCAGUCUGGAAAUCAGCCCAGUCUCAAAGACUGACGCAGGGGAUUACCUCUGCAAGGCCAGUAAUGCUACGGGCAGUGACUUCUGCAAGUCCAGGGUUACUGUGAGAGAGAAAGGAGCCAAGGUCACCCCCACCGAGGCUCCUGCCCCAGCUGCAGCUGCUCCGGUCAAAAGGCUCGACAACCUGUUCUUCAUUGAGGAACCCAAAAAUGUUUCUGUCACAGAGAAGGGCACUGCAACCUUCAUUGCAAAGAUCGGAGGUGACCCAAUCCCAAGCGUGAAGUGGAUGAAGGGCAAAUGGAGACAGAUCACCCCUGGUGGUCGUAUCUCCGUUGAGCAGAAGGGCCAAGAUGCCAAACUAGAGAUCAGGGAGGUGACCAAGUCUGACUCUGGUCACUACAGAUGCGUGGCCACCAACAAGCACGGAGAGAUCGAGUGCAGUGCUGAGAUGGAGGUCACCAAAAAGGAGGAAGUGGAAGGAAUCGGAGACUUAAGGACAAGGCUGAAGAAGACUCCCUCGAAGCAGAAGAGCCCCAAGAAAGAGGAAGAGAUCGAUAUUGUGGAGUUGCUGAGAGGCCACGACCCCAAAGAAUAUGAGGGGAUCCUGCGGGAACAUGGAAUCCACGACUACCGUGCCAUCCUGCAGGCCAUUGAGUUCCUGAAGAGGGAGAAGGAGAUGGAGACUGGAAGAGUGGAGCUGGAGCGUGGUGGUCGUGUUGAAGAGGAGGACAUGGCCCGACUCAUCCAGCAGCUGGAGGGAAAGGUCGCCGCAGAGCCUGUCUCUGUCAUGGAGGACAUCUCUGACCAGUCGACAACUGAGAACCAGAGCGCCACCUUCGAGUGCCGCAUCAGGAUCAACUACCCAGAGAUCACUCUGACCUGGUACAAGGGCACCCAGAAACUGGACAACAGUGACAAGUAUGACAUCAGCAGCGUGGGCGACCGCCAUUAUCUGAAGAUCAAGAACUGCCAGGUCAAAGAUCAGGGCAACUACCGCGUGGUGUGUGGUCCUCACAUCUCCAACGCCAAACUCACUGUCACAGGAGCUGGUUACAAAACAGCCGACCAAAUUCAGUUCACUAAAUGCAUCAGAAGCAUCGAGGUCAAUGAACGCCACUCUGCCACCUUCGAGUGUGAGUUGUCGUUCGACAACGCCACCGUUACAUGGUACAAAGACUCAUGGGAGCUCAGAGAGAGCCCAAAAUAUAACUUCAGGACUGAGGGGCGACGUCACUUCAUGACCAUCCGCAAUGUAACUGCAGAGGAUGAAGGCGUUUACUCUGUGAUCGCUCGUCUGGAGCCGAUGGGAGAAGCUCGAAGCACAGCUGAGCUUUACCUCUCAGGCAAAGAAAUUGGGUUAGGAAAGGUUCCUCAGGACGUCCCAGACACAUCAGUUCAAGCACCAGAGACAGCUUCUAUGGUUGUUCACAGAGAUUCUUCUGAAUUUUAUCACUACGAAGAGAGAACAGAAGUGAAAGCUUUUGAAAGUCUGACAGUUCAAGAAGAGACGGUUUCUGUUCGGUACGCCUCCAUCACAGAAGAGAAAAAACCUGUUGAAGAAAUUGUUGAGAGGACUCAGUUCGAGGUGAUAGAGGAAAUCCCUGAAGUUCCUGAGGUUUACAGGAGACCAGAGGAGAAACCCUCUGAGCCUGCAGCUCCACCUCCAGCUCCAGCCAAAGUACCUGAAGUGAAGAAGCCACAGCCCGAGGUAACUGUUGCUGCUCCACCUCGGAGGGAGGAACCUCAAGCUCCUGAAGAACCUUCAGUAUACACCAAACCAGAACCUAAACCAGAGAUGGUUCCCAGAAAGGUCACCCCUGAACCUUAUCAACCCAAGCCAACAACAGCAGAGCCAAAAAUGGUUCCUCCUGAGCCUAAAGUGUCGCCCCAGAUACCGGCGGCACCUGAGCCCAAAGUGGCCAAAAUUAAGCCUGAACCCGAAGCACUGAAGGUUGAACCUGUCAAGAAGGCACCAGAAGCUCCCAAACCAAGAGUGCCAGCUGUAGCCAAACCAGAGGAAGCCAUAGUUCAGCCAGUUGUUGGCAAGAUUACGCCACCAAAGACUGAAGAUAUUAUAGCAAAAGUACCAGAACCACCAAAGCCAGAAGAACCUGUAGUUCAGCCACCUGCACCCAAGGUUACUCCCCCAACAGCAGAACGUCUUCCAGCUAAAGUGCAAGAUGUACCCAAACCAGAGGAACCUGUAGUUCAACCACCUGCACCAAAGGUUACUCCACCCAAGGCUGAAGCUGUUCCAACUAAAGUGUCCCCUCCAGAGGAGAAGAAACCAUCUGUACCUACACCAAAGCCUUCACCUCCUGCUCCUCCUCCUCCACCUGCUCCUGCACAAAAAGUUGCUCCUCCUGCAGUACCUCCCCCAGAGGAGAAGAAGCCAUCUGCACCAGCAGUAAAACCUGCACCUCCUCCUGCUGCUGCUCCUGCAGAGAAAGUUGCUCCCCCUGCAGUGUCUCCUCCAGUAGAGAAGAAACCAACUGCACCCGUACCAAAGCCUUCAGCUCCUGCUACUCCUGCAGCCAAAGUCGCUCCUCCUGCAGUGCCUCCUCCAGAGGAAAAGAAACCAUCUCCACCAACACCAAAGCCUCCAGCAGAAAAAGUCGCUCCUCCUCCAGCUCAAGUUGCACCAGUGGAGAAGAAACCCUCUCCACCGGCCGUAACGGCUGAACCCUCUCCCCCUGUAUCGGAGGAAAUCUAUCCACCUGAAGACAUGGAACCGGUCUCAGCACCUGGACCAACUAAAGUGCCACCUCUUAAGCAAAAGGGUAAGAUUCCUGUUCAGGAGGCAAAAACACCUGAAUCACCUAAGAUGAGAGGUAAAUUCACCAGAAUACCCAAAGAGGAGGAACCAGAACCAGAGGUCAUUAAGCUGAAGAGAGUUCCAGUGAAACCUCCAGAGCCUGAAAAACAAGUUGUAACUCAUAAAGCUGAAGUAACAAAGCUUCACAAUCCAGAACUAAUAGUUCAUGGACUUCACGACAGAGAAGAUCGAGAGAUAAUAACACUUGGAAGAACUGAACAAGUCUUCACUGCAGAGGAGGAGACAAUUCAAUUAGGCCACUUUGAGGAAGCUGAAAGAGUUGCAGCUGUACAGAAGACAGAGAAAGAGGGUUGGACAAGAACUCCAAAACCACAGAAAGAGGAGGAACCCGAGGCACCAAGUGUGGAGAAGAAGAAAAUAACUAAACUGCCAAAGGCAGAUGAGCAGAAAGACUCAAUUAAACUAAAACCAUUUGAAAAAUCAGGGAAACCAGAAGAAGAAACCCAAAAGGUUAAAUUAAAAAAGGUGCCAACUAAGCCCAAAGAGCCUGAGAAGGAAGUCAUAACUCAGAAAGUUGAGGUUACAAGGCAUUACGAUACUGAACUAUCUGUUCAGAAGCUCCGGGACAGAGAGGAUCGAGAGGUAAUAACACUUGGAAGAACUGAACGAGUGUUCACUGCAUCUGAAGAGGCAUCUGAACUCGGAUUAAUGGAGGAACCUGAAAAGCUAAAGGCAGAAGAUGAGAAAUCAAGAUGGAUAAGAACCCCUAAAGCACCUAAAGAUGAAGAACCUGAGCCAGAUUUAACGAAAAAGAAAAUAAAGAAAUUGCCAAAGAAAGAUGACGAUCAAGAAGUAGUGACAUUAAAACCUUUUGAAAAACCUAAAAAACCUGAGGAAGCUGAACCCCCAAAAGAUCAGAAAGAAGGUGAAGCCAAGACAGAUAUUGAGCGCACUCCAUUCAAGAGAGGUGAGAUGCCACAGAGAGAUCAACCCAGUGCUGCUAUAAAACACAAAAAAGAAGAUGACAUUCCCCUGACAAGUCCAGAGGUAAUUCCAGAUGUCAUCAAAGACCAGACAGAGAUCCCACAGAAGAAAAAGAUUGAUCGAGUUUCUAAGGAUGAGGAACCUGCAUCUGCUGACAAGCUUCGUGGAAAACCUAAAGUUAUCUCCACACCAGAUAAAGAGAAAGAGCAGGUUGUGUUGAAGCCUUUCGCCAAAGAUGACAAGCCCGAAGAAAAGCCAGAAAAAAUACCUGAAGAGGAGAAAAACAAGCUGGUGGACACAAAAAUACCCAGUCGAACUCCGAGGGAUGAAACUCCUAAAGAGCCGAAAGAAGAGCAUCUUAGGAAAGUUGAAAAGACUGCAACACCCAAAAAAGACGAUGAGAAACCUCAAGAGAAAGAAGAACCAGCCAUUCCACCCAAGAAGCCCAGUCCACCAGGAAAGAAGGAAGCAAUCCAGAAGAAAGAAGCUGAGAAAGAGCCCCUACAAAAACAAACAGAAACCUUAAAAAAAGGCAUUGAACUCAAAAAGACCCCGUCACCCAGAGUUGGUAAAGACAAGAUAGAGGAAGAAAAGGCCCUUAAACCUAUUGAGCAGCUCAAGAAGGUUGAGCUUAAAAAGACACCAUCACCAAAAGCUGAGCCAAAGCCUAAAGAACUGGAACAAGUUCCAGUUGAGAAGAAGCUAAGUGCUGAAAAAGUGAAAGUGAGUCCCAAAAGUGUUUCACCAAAAGACUCCAUUGAAGCUGUGACACUCAAAAAGGUCCCCAAGAAGCCAACACCAGAGGAGGUUUCAGAGCCAGAAAAGCCUGGUAAAAGGAGGAUCCCCCUGGUGAAGGAGGUUUCUCCUGGAGCAGUGCAGAUGAAGAAAGUGCCCACCCAGCCAGAGGAAGAGGUGUUUGAAGAGGAGGCAGAAGAAAUGGAGGGAGAGGAAGAAGAGGAGGCCUGGGGCUGGGAGCUGGUUCCUCCAGAGGACUGGGAAGGUGAACUGGUUGAUGGGGCAUUGGAGACUCCAGGCAUGCCUGGUGCUAAACGAGAGGGGAAACCGUCAGAGGAGCCACCAAAAGGCAGAGGCAGAGGAUUUGGGGCAAGACAAACCCCAUCACCUGGUGAUGGUGGCAGGGGCCGGGGCCUGAGACCUGGUGGAAAAGGCCCGUCACCUCCAGAGGAACCAUUCGGAGGAUUCAAGCUCAAAGCUGUCCCCCUGAAGUUCAUCAAGAAGCUUCAGGACAUUGUGUUGCAGGAAGCCGAGUCUAUUGGCUCGUCUGCUGUGUUUGAGUGUGAGGUCUCACCCUCCACUGCCAUCACUUCAUGGAUGAAAGAUGGCAGCAACCUUCGUGAGGGCCCCAAGCACAAGUUCACUGCUGAUGGCAAAGAUCGAAAGUUGCACAUUAUUGAUGUCCAGCUGUCCGACACUGGUGAAUAUACCUGUGUGGCCAAGAACGCUGGCAAGGAAGUAACAUGCACCGCUAAGCUCAUUGUUGAAGAGCUGCCUGUGAAAUGGGUGAAAGAACUGGAACCAGAGACGACCUGUAUGAAGGGUCAGCCUAUGUACCUGACCUGUGAGCUGAGCAAAGAGAGAGAUGUGAUCUGGAAGCGCAAUGGCGCAGUCCUUAAGAAACAGGCUGGAAAAGUGGCCAUUAAUAUUAUCGGUAUGCAGCACGCCGUGACCAUUCAAAAUGCCACUGAUGAAGAUGCUGGUGACUACACCUGUGAGGUGGACGGACAGGAAGACGUGAAGACUACUACCAAUGUUAAAGUGAUUGAAAUCAUCAAGGACUGGCUGGUGAAGCCUCUGAGAGAUCAGCAUGUAAAACCAAAGGCCAAGGCCACGUUCAAAUGUGAGCUCUUCAAGGACACUCCCAACUGGAAAUGGUUCAAAGGAGACAACGAGCUCACUCCUUCUGACAAGGUCGAGAUUAACAAAGAUGGAAAGGACAUGACGCUGACCAUUAACAACUGCCAGCCUGAUGAUGUAUCAGACUACACCAUUGAGGUUGAGGAUCGCAGAUAUACGGCAAAACUGACACUUGGAGAACGUGAGGCUGAGAUCCUGAAGCCUCUCUCCAGCGUGGAGGUGGUUGAGAAGGAAGAAGCCAAGUUUGACACUGAAAUAUCUGAGGAUGAUGUAGCCGGUGAAUGGAAACUGAGAGGCCAGGUGUUGACCAGAUCUCCGACCUGUGAUAUUAAAACUGAGGGCAGGAAACGUUUCCUCACGCUGAAAAAUGUUCAGCUGGAUCAGGCGGGUGAAGUGUCCUACCAGGCUCUAAAUGCUGUAACCAGCGCCAUGCUCACCGUCAAAGAGAUCGAAAUGGGCUUUGUUGACCUGCUGAAGGAUGUUUCUGUGCCUGAAAAGAAACAGGCUAAAUUUGAAUGCACCAUCACCAAGGAUGUGCCAAAGGUCAUGUGGUUCAGGGGGGCGGAGAUUAUCACCCCAAGCCCUAAAUAUGAAAUAAUUGAUGAUGGAAAGAAACACAUGCUGAUCAUAAACAGCUGUGAGUUUGACGAUGAGGCUCAGUACACCAUUGAAGUGUUGGGCCAAAAAUCAACUGCUCAGCUGCUGGUGGAAGGCAUGAGGCUCAAAUUUGUCCAGCAGCUCCAGGACCAAACAGUCAAAGAAGGUAAAACAGCACGCUUUGAGCUCGAGCUGACUCAUGAGAACGUGCCGGUGGUUUGGUACCGAAACGAAGUCAAACUCCAUGUGAGCCGAACGAUACUCACACAUGUGGAGGGAAAGAGACACUUUCUAGAAAUGAGGUCGUUGUCUCUAGAUGACACCUGCCAGAUUAAGGCAGAGGCCAAAGGAAUUUACUCGAUGGCAAAACUGACUGUUAUAGAGGGUGACGCCAUCUUUGUAGUGAAGCUGCAGGACUACACUGCCACAGAGAAAGACGAGGUGAGUCUGGACUGCGAGCUGAGCAAAGAUGUCCCUGUCAUUUGGUAUCGCAACGAGAAGGAGAUCAUCGCCUCCAAGAUGGUUGUCAUGAAGUCUGAGGGCACACGCAGGUCUCUGAUCCUGAAGAAAGUGGAGCAGAGCGAUAAAGGGAAAUAUGUAUGUGAUUGUGGAACAGACAAGACCUCAGCCAGCAUCAACAUUGAAGCACGUGACAUCAAGGUUGUUCGGCCAAUUUAUGGCGUGGAGCUGUUUGACGGAGAGACGGCUCGUUUCGAGGUGGAGAUCUCUGAGGAUGACGUUCACGGCCAGUGGAAACUGAAUGGAGAAGUCCUCAGUCCUUCCUCUGAUGUUGACAUCAUUGAGGAGGGCAGCAAGCACACGCUGAUCUUGUACAACUGCAAAGUUGCCAUGACCGGUGAGGUGGCAUACACCGCUGCUAACGCCAAAUGUUCAGCUAACCUGAAGGUCAAAGAACUUCCUCUGAACUUCCUCACACCACUGAGUGAUGUUCAGGUGUACGAGAAGGAUGAGGCCAGGUUUGAGGUCGAGGUGUCGAGAGCUCCAAAGAGUUUCCGCUGGCUGAAAGGCUCACAGGAGCUGCAGAGCGACGACAAGUACAAGAUGAUCCAAGAGGGAAAAAUGUUCGUCCUGUUGAUCCGAUCAGCUGCCUAUGACGAUGAGGCCAAGUACAUGUUUGAGGCCGAAGACAAGAGGACGACCGGCAAACUCGUCAUACAGGGUAUUCGUCUGGAGUUUGUUAAACCAAUUAAGGAUGUCACGGUGAAAGAGCGGGAAACAGCUGAAUUCAGUGUUGAACUCUCCCACGACAAGAUCCCGGUGGUCUGGUAUAAAAAUGAUGUCCGUCUGCAUCCCAGCAAGGUGGUACACAUGUCAGAUCAUGGAAAGAUCCACACACUGGCUUUCAAGGAGGUCACCAUUGACGACACAUCCAUGAUCAAAGUGGAGGCGAUGGACAAGACAGUGACCGCCAUGCUCACCGUCAUCGAGGGCGAUCUGUAUUUCACCACCAAGCUGCAGAAUUACACAGCCGUGGAGAAAGACGAGGUGAAGCUGGUCUGCGAACUGAGCAAGGCCAUCGCUGACGUCAAAUGGUUCAAGGAUGGGAAGGAGAUCACUCCCUCCAAAAACAUUGCCAUCAGCACUGACGGCAAGAAGCGCAUCCUGAUGGUCAGGAAGGCGGAGAAGGCAAACAUUGGAGCGUACACCUGCGACUGUGGCUCAGAUAAAACAACAGCAAACCUCAACAUUGAAGAGCGCGACAUCAAGGUUGUUCGUCCACUGUACAGUGUCGAGGUCACAGAGACGGAGACAGCCAAGUUUGAGACAGAGAUUUCAGAGGAGGAUGUCCACGGAAACUGGAAACUGAAGGGCGAAGCUCUGCACCAAUCUGCUGAUGUUGAGAUUAAAGAGGAAGGAACCAGACAUAUGUUGAUCCUCUUUAAUGUCCGUAUGGACAUGGCAGGAGGUGUCGACUUCUCAGCAGCCAACGCCAAGUCCAACGCUCAGCUCAGAGUGAAAGCUCGGUCCAUCGGCCUGAUGCGUCCUCUGAAGGACGUGACGGUGUCGGCCGGAGAGACAGCGACCUUUGAGUGCGAGCUGUCGUACGAAGGCAUCGUGGUGGACUGGUUCCUGGGAGGACAGAAGAUGGAGGCCAGUGACCGGGUAAAGACUCGUGUGGCAGGUCGGGUUCACGCUCUGACUAUUAGAGAUGUGAAGCUGUCGGAGGCUGGCGAGGUCAAACUGACUGCUAAAGACUUCCAGACUCAGGCUCAGCUCAUCGUCAGAGAGCCUGCAGUGGAGUUCACAAAGCCUCUGGAGGACCAGACGGUGGAGGAGGAAGCAACUGCCACACUUGAGUGUGAAGUUUCCAGAGCGAACGCCGAGGUACAAUGGUUCAGAGAAGGACAGGAGAUCAGGAAGACCAAGAAGUACGACAUGAUUGUCGACGGACGCAAGAGAGCGCUCAUCAUCCAUGAUUGCACUCCAGACGAUGCCAAGAUGUACACAUGUGACGCCAAAGAGUUCAAGACUUCCUGUUUCCUGGAGGUUACACCUCCUUAUGUAGAGUUUACAAAGCCUCUGCAGGAUGUGGAGGUCAGAGAGAAGGAAUCUGCCAAGUUUGAAUGUGAAGUGUCCCGCGAGUCCGCCAAGGUUCGUUGGUUCAAGGACGGCAGCGAGAUCAGGAAGGGAAAGAAAUACGAAAUCAUUGCUAAGGGAGUCCAGAGGAUCCUCAUCGUCCACAAGUCAGUGUUCGAUGAUGAGGCCGAGUAUGAAUGUGACGCAAGAACCUCCAAGACCUCUGGCAUGCUCACUGUCAUUGAGGAGGCAGCCAGGUUCACCAAGAACCUGUCCAACGUGGAGGGGACAGAGACAGACAGCGUGAAGAUGAUCUGCGAGGUGUCGAAGGCCAGUGCCGAUGUCACCUGGUACAGAGGAGACGACGAGCUGCCGGAGGGCGGCCGUUACGAGCAGAUCGUGGAUGGGCGCAGGAGGAUCCUGAUCAUUCAGGACCUGAGGAUGGAGGACGCUGGAGAGUACAACUGCAGGCUGAGUCCCACCGUGAGGACGUCUGCCAUGCUCAAACUCAAUGAACUGGCAGCUGAGUUCAUCGCCCGUCCUCAGAACCAGGAGGUGGUGGAGGGCGAGAAAGCCGAGUUCGCCUGCUCUGUCUCUAAAGAAACCUAUGAGGUGAAAUGGUUCAGAGGUGACAAGGAGGUUGAAGCUGGGGACAAGUACACUAUCAUCAGCGAAGGAAAGAGAAGGGCUCUUAUUGUGAAAAACUGCGAGCUGAAAGACGAGGGAGGCUACGUUGCUCACAUUGGCAGCGUCAAAGCCUCGGCUGAUCUGUAUGUGAUUGAAAAACUGAGGAUUAUCACGCCAAUUAAAGACACAGAGGUGAAAGAGGGAAGCGAGAUCAUGUUCAACUGCGAGAUAAACACGGAGGGAGCGAAGGCCAAGUGGCUGAAGAACGAGGAGACCAUAUUUGAGAGCAGCAAGUACAUGAUGGCUCAGAGAGACACCGUCUUCUCCCUGAGGAUUAGAGAUGCCCAGAAGGCCGACGAGGCCAGCUACACCAUCAGCCUGACCAAUCAUAGAGGAGAGCAUGCCAAGUGCACCGCCAGCGCUAGAGUCGCAGAGGAGAAGCUGAAGUUCCUGGAGCCCAUUGAGGACAUUGAGACCCAGGAGAAGAAGACCAUCAGCUUCAUUUGUAAAGUGAACCGGCCCGAGGUGACGGUGAGGUGGAUGAAGGCCGGCCAGGAGGUGUCGCUCAGCAAACGCAUCGUCUACAGAACUGACGGUCUCAAACACACCCUAACCAUCAAGGACUGUGUCAUGGACGAUGAGGGCGAGUACACCGCCAUGGUCGGAGAUGACAAGUGUGCAGCCGAGUUGAUCAUCAGCGAGGCGCCAACGGACUUCACCGCACAACUCAAAGACCAGACCAUCACUGAGUUCGAGGACGCCGAGUUCACCUGCAAGCUGAGCAAGGAGAAGGCUGCCGUCAAGUGGUACAGGAACGGCCGAGAGAUCAGAGAAGGACCCAGAUAUCACAUGGAAAAAGAAGGCAAAACAUGCAGACUGAUCAUCAAGGUGUGCAGACCUGAUGAUGAAUGUGAAUAUGCCUGUGGGGUGGAUGAGAGGAGGACCAGAGCAAGACUCUUUGUUGAGGAGACCCCAGUGGAGAUUGUCAGACCUCCCAAGGACAUGUUCGAACCUCCAGGUUCGGACAUUGUGUUCGAGGUGGAGCUCAACAAGGACAGAGUGGAGGUGAAGUGGAUGAGGAACAACAUGAUCAUUGUCCAGGGAGACAAAUAUCAGAUGAUCAGUGAGGGUAAAGUCCACAGAUUGCAGGUCUGUGAGAUCAGACCUCGAGAUCAGGGAGAGUACAGGAUUGUGGCCAAAGACAAGGAUGCGCGUGCCAAGCUGGAACUGGCAGCUGUUCCCAAGAUCAAAACCACCGACCAAAAUCUGGUAACAGAUGCCGGUAAACCCUUCGUCAUGAGUGUGCCCUAUGAUGCCUACCCUCGUGCAGAUGCCGAGUGGUUCUUUGAGGGCAGCAGUCUGCCUGUCCAGAACAUUGACACCUCUGCCGACAAGACGGAGUACCGUCUUAAGAGCCCCAGCAAGGAGGACCAGGGCCGGUACAAAGUGAUCAUCAAAAACAAGCAUGGUGAAGGAGAAGCAUUUAUCAACCUGGACGUGAUUGACGUUCCCGGACCUGUCAAGAACCUGAGAGUGGUUGAUACUGCCGAUGGUGAGGUCAGUUUGGCCUGGGAGGAGCCUGAGAGUGACGGUGGAAGCAAGAUCAUAGCCUACAUUGUGGAAAGACGCGAUGUGAAGCGUAAGACCUGGACUCUGGCAACAGAUCGUGCUGAUACUCCAGAGUACUGUGUCAGCGGCCUCCAGAAGGACUCCAUGUACUUGUUCAGAGUCUCUGCCCGAAACAGAGUCGGCAGUGGACCCACCGUUGCCACAGAGGAUGCUGUCCAGGCCAAGAGCAAGUUUGAUGUUCCUGAUGCACCAGAAAAUGUUGCAGUAGCCAAUGUGAACAGAUUUGGUGCCACAGUCACCUGGGAGCCUCCCAAGUUCGACGGUGGCUCUGAGAUCACCGCCUACGUGAUUGAGCUCCGUGACAGGACCUCUGUGAAGUGGGAGGCAGCCAUGGUCUGUGGUGCCAGCGACCGUUCAGCUAUGCUAAAUGAUGUGGUGGAGAACAAGGAAUACAUCUUCAGAGUCCGAGCUGAGAACAAGGCCGGCAUCGGCAGGCCCAGCGCCGCCACAAAUCCUGUGAAAAUCAUGGAUCCCAUUGAGAGACCAAGCCCACCGCUGAACCUGAACUUCAGUGACCAAACAAACUCUGCAGUAACACUGACCUGGGAGACACCCACCAACAAUGGUGGCAGCAUGAUCACUGGCUACAUCAUCGAGAAAUGUGACGAAGGCACCGACAAAUGGCUGCGCUGCAAUGCCAGGCUGUGCCCGGACCUUUCCUAUCGGGUGUCUGGUUUGAAAUCUGGUCAGAAGUACCUCUACAGAGUUUGUGCUGAGAAUGCUGCUGGUGUCUCUGAUCCAGCCGAACAACUUGGACCACUGCUUGCCGACGACCCCCAUGUUGGUCCGACCUUUGAUCUGAGUGGCUUUAGGAAUGGCCUAGAGGUGAUUGUCCCUCACCCUCUCACAAUCAGAGUCCCGAUCACUGGUUACCCAACCCCUGUCGCCAAGUGGACCUUCGGAGAGAAGGAGCUAACCACUGCAGACGAGCGUGUCUCUAUGGUGACAAAGCCCACAUUUACAGAGCUGACAGUCACACCGAGCGUCCGCCCAGACAAAGGCAUCUACACCCUGCAGCUGGAGAACGACGUCUCCUCUGUCUCUGGAGAGAUUGAGGUUAACGUCAUCGCAUGCCCCAGUGCUCCCAAAGAUUUCAAAGUGGCAGAGGUGACCCGACACCAUGUCCACCUGAUGUGGGAGGCUCCGGAGCACGAUGGAGGAAGUCCAGUUACCCACUACCAGAUCGAGAAGAGAGAAGUGUCUCGCAAGACCUGGGCCAAGGUGGCUACCGGUGUCCUGGACCUGGAACACACUGUAACAGAUGUCAUUGAAGGGAAGGAGUAUCUGUUCAGUGUCACCGCCUGCAACAAGUGCGGACCUGGAGAACCAGCGUACAUCGACGAGCCUGUUAAUGUCUCCUCUCCUGCCACUGUACCUGAUCCUCCCGAAAAUCUGAAGUGGCGUGAUAAGACUGCGAAGACCAUCUUCCUGUCCUGGGAACCUCCAAAGUAUGACGGCGGAGCCCCGAUCAAAGGUUAUGUGGUGGACAAGUGUCAGCGUGGUACUGACAAGUGGGAACCCUGCGGUGAUCCCAUCCCUGAACUAAAGUUCCAGGUGACCGGCCUGAUUGAGGGUCAGUGGUAUGCCUACAGAGUCAGAGCUUUCAACAAGUUGGGAGCCAGCCGACCCUGCAGGGCUACAGAUGAGAUCCAGGCUGUGGAUGCUAAAGAACCUCCAGAGAUCCAGCUGGACGUGAAGCUGCUGGCUGGUCUGACUGCCAGGGCUGGUACCAAGAUCGAGCUUCCUGCUGAUGUCACAGGAAAGCCUGAUCCCCGGGUGAAGUGGACAAAGGCUGACCUGGUCCUGCGGGCCGACAACCGCAUCAGUAUUGACACCCAGCCAGGACACUCUAAGCUUUCCAUCGCCGACACUGUCAGAGGAGACACUGCCACCUACAUCAUUGAGGCAGUCAACACCUGCGGACGUGCCACCGCCACUAUUGAUGUCAACAUCCUUGAUAAACCCGGUCCUCCAGCUGCCUUUGAUAUCUCUGAGAUCACCAACGAGUCAUGCCUCAUGGCCUGGAACCCUCCCAGAGACGACGGUGGCUCAGCCAUCACCAACUACAUUGUGGAGAGUCGUCAGAUGGACAAAGAGGAGUGGGUGAAGCUGUCAGCCACAGUGAAACACACCACCUUCAAAGCCUGCAAGCUCACAGCAAUGAAAGAGUACGUCUUCAGGGUCAGUGCUGAGAACCAGUAUGGCAUCGGCGAACCUGCAGAGCAUGUGCCAAUCAUUGCAAAGUAUUCCUUUGAUCCUCCUGGUCCUCCAUCCAGAGUCACUCCCUCUGACAUUGCCAAGGACGCUGUGACCCUUACUUGGUUCGAGCCAGACGAGGAUGGCGGCAGUCCGAUCACUGGAUACUGGGUUGAGAAAUUCGACCCAGAGAGUGACAAGUGGAUCCGAUGCAACAAAUUGCCCAUCAAGGACACAACCUUCAGGGUGAAGGGACUCCCCACCAAGAAGAAGUACCGCUUCCGUGUUCUGGCUGAGAAUCUGGCUGGACCUGGAAAACCAAGUGCAGAGACCGAUCCUGUCCUCAUCAAAGAUCCCAUUGAUCCUCCAUGGGCUCCUGGUAAACCUGUCAUCAGGGACAUCGGCAAGACCAUGGCAGUGGUGGCAUGGACCCGUCCAGAGCAUGAUGGCGGGGCUAAGAUUGAAGGCUACAUCAUUGAGUUCCAGAAGACCGGAAGUGAGGAGUGGAUCAAAAUUGCAGAGGACGUCCCUCAGACUGAGCACCAGCUGCAAGGUCUGAUGGAAAAGCAGGAGUACUCAUUCAGGGUCAAGGCCGUCAACAAGGCUGGCGAGAGCGAACCCAGUGAGCCCAGCGACCCUGUGGUCUGCAAGGAGAGACUCUACCCUCCAUCACCUCCUCAAUGGUUGGAGGUGACCAACAUCACCAAGAUCAAUGCUGACCUGAAGUGGCAGGCUCCCAGCAGUGAUGGAGGCUCACCUAUCACCAACUAUGUGGUGGAGAAGAGAGACGUGAGGCGCAAGGCCUGGCAGGGUGUUGACACCACUGUCAAGGAGCUCAAGUACACGGUAACUCCUCUCAACGAGGGAUCUCUGUAUGUGUUCCGUGUCGCCGCUGAGAACGCUGUCGGGACAAGUGAAUUCUGUGAACUGGAGGACGCUGUGCUCGCUAAGGACACUUUCACAACUCCUGGACCUCCUUAUGCUUUGACGGUGGUGGAGGUCACCAAGAGACACGUGGAGCUGAAAUGGGAACCUCCCAAGAGUGAUGGUGGAAGACCUAUAACCAAGUACGUGAUUGAGAAGAAAGAGAAGGUGGGAACUCGUUGGCUGAAAUGCUGCAAGACUCCUGACAAACAGACUCAGUUCAAGGUGACAGAUGUGGAUGAAGGGUCGGAAGUUCAGUUCCAGGUCAGAGCUGAGAACGAGGCUGGAGUUGGAGAUCCAAGCGAACCCACCGUGAUCCUCACCAUCGAGGAUGCAACCAGUGCUCCAUCUCCUCCACUUGAAGUGGCCAUUCCUGAUGCCAGCAGGCAGCACAUCAUCGUCACCUGGAAGCCUCCAGCCAAGGACGGUGGCUGCCCGAUCACCGGCUACCAUGUUGAGGUGGCUGAGGCCCGCCCAGAGCUGAAAUGGUUCAGGGUCAACAACAGACCAAUCAAGGAGCUCAAUUUCAGGAUCGAGGAUGGAAUCAAACCAGAGAAGAAGUACGUCAUCAGAGUUCGUGCCAUCAACUCUGUUGGUGUUAGUGAUCCCUCCGAGAUAUCUGACAAGGUCUUCACCAAGGAUCCUGAUUGCGCUCCAACUAUGGACUUGGAGGCACAGGAUGUGGUCGUGGUUGAGGGUGAGAAGCUACAUCUGAACAUCCCCUACAGGGCGAUCCCAACGCCCAAGAUGGUGUGGCAGAAGGACACAGUAGAGUGUAAGGCCGAUGACCGGCUCACCAUGACAGUAGAGAUGAACAAUGCUCACCUGGAGCUGCUCAAGUGCACACGUGCUGAUGCCGGCGCCUAUGCCAUCACCCUGGAGAACACUCUGGGAACUGCCACAGGAACAGUCAAUGUCAAAGUCAUUGGACUACCUGGUCAGUGUAAAGACAUCACCUCCAGUGAUGCCACCAAGAACUCCUGCAAGAUCAGCUGGGUUGCCCCAGAGGACGAUGGCGGCACACCCAUCGUCAGCUACACUCUGGAGCGCCGUGAGGCCUCCAAGAAGACUUACAUGCCAGUUAUGUCCGGAGAGAACGUCCUGACUUGCACUGUUAAAGACCUCUUUGUCAAUUGUGAGUACUACUUCAGAGUGAAGGCUGUCAACAAGGUCGGAGCUGGAGAAUAUCUGGAGCUACGCAACCCAGUCAUCAUAGAGGAAAUCAAACAGAAACCAGACCCACCCAUCCAGGUGGAGGCUCAAGACCCGACAUCCAAGUCCAUCACAGUCACAUGGAAGGCUCCGGACUACGACGGUGGCUGUCCCAUCCAGGGCUACAUCGUUGAGAAGAUUGAGAAGGAUGGCGACCGCUACGAGAAGGUCACCCCAAGCCUGGUGCCUGGUUUCUCCUAUGUGGUGACAGGCCUGAAGGAGGAAAUGGAGUAUCAGUUCAGGGUCCGAGCUGAGAAUGCUGCUGGAGUUAGUGAGCCAUCACGCAGCACACAGCUCGUCAAGGCUGCAGACCCUGUCGAAAAACCAAAGGUCACCCUCCAUGCCCGUGUGGCAUCUGGUUUGUGCAUUAAGAAGGGCGAGGAGAUCCGCAUCGAUGCCUACGUCUCUGGCUCUCCGUAUCCCAAAGUCACCUGGCUGAGGAAUGACGAGGAUGUCACCAAAGAGCCUACCAAAAAAAUUGUUCCUGUGGUCAAGAGGAAGACCAAGGUUCAAGCACCAGAGGAGGAGUUUGUGACUCCGAUGCGUGAGCGCCUGGGUCUGGAUCAGACCAAGAGGGGCCGGUCUGCACUGAUGAUCCGUGAAGCAGUCAGAGUCGACCACGGAAACUUCACCAUUAAGGUGGAGAACACUCACGGUGUCGCAACCGCCUCCUGCAUUGUUAAUGUCCUUGACAAACCUGGUGCUCCAAUCAACUUCACCUUCGAUGAGAUAAGGAACACCUCUGUCAUCUGUAACUGGGAGCCUCCUGAGGAUGAUGGUGGAAGCGAGAUCCUGAACUACAUCCUGGAGAAGAAGGACAACAAGAACGAUGAGAUAGGCUGGAUCACUGUCACCUCUACCCUCAAGGGCACCAGCUGCCCCGUCACCAAACUCAUUGAAGGGAAGGAAUACAUCUUCAGAGUCACAGCCGAGAAUAAGUACGGCUGUGGGCCCCCAUGCAUCUCCGAACCCCUGGUUGCCAAGAACCAGUUCAAUCCUCCUGACGCUCCCAACACUCCCAGAGUCCAUGAGGUGACAGCAAGCACCGCCCACAUCUCCUGGCAUGAGCCAAAGGACAACGGCAGCCCGAUCCUGGGCUACUGGAUCGAGAGGAAGGAGGUGAACAGCAAACACUGGACCCGAGUGAACAGAGCCCUCCUCAACUCUCUGGAUGUGAAGGUCACUGGCCUGAUGGAGGGACUCACCUACAUCUUCAGAGUGUGUGCCGAAAACCUGGCCGGGCCCGGGCCCUUCAGUGAGCCCACAGACCGCAUCGUCACCAUGGACGCCAUCUUGCCUCCUGGCCCCCCCACUCCAUGGAUCGUGGACACUGGGAAGGACUCUGUCAUUGUGGCCUGGAAGCCCCCGUUGUACAACGGUGGAGGAGACAUUCUGGGAUACCAUGUUGAGAAGGUUUUGGUUGGAGAGAAGGACUGGACUCGAAGCACAGAGUUCAGGUGUAAAGAGCUGACAUACACCGUGACCGGCCUGACCGAGGGAGCAGACUAUUAUAUCCGUGUCAUUGCCGUCAAUGACGCUGGUCCUGGAGCUCCCGGAGUUACCGAACCUGUCACUGUCAAAGAGCCCCAAGAACCUCCUGCUGUGGAAUUUGACGCCUCUGUGAAGAACGGCAUCUUCAUCAAGGCAGGCGAGCCUCUGAGGCUUCCCGCUGUGGUGACUGGCCGGCCCCAGCCAGAGGUCAAGUGGGCCAAAGAUGAUGGUGAGAUCGACAAAGAGAGGAUGAUUGUGGAGACAGAGGGCAAGAACAGCACGCUGUUCAUCAAGACGGCUGUGAGGGCUGAUCACGGAAAGUACCAGAUCUCUGGCACCAACAGCAGUGGUACCAAGACCGCUGAGACCAGGGUCGACGUUAUGGACGUACCUGGUCCGGUGGUGGACCUGAAGACAGUCAUGGUGACCAAGAAGAACAUCACCCUCACCUGGUCCGACCCCUUGGACAAUGGUGGCAGUGACAUUGUCGGCUAUGAGGUGCUGAGGAAGGAUGCUAAGAUGAAACUCUUCCGCCAGCCCAUUGAGACGGCAUCCUGUAAGUGUGACGUCCAAGGCCUGCUGGCCGGCGAGGAAUAUGACUUUAGGGUCAUCGCAAGGAACAAGUAUGGUGAUGGAGCUCCAGCCGACCUGGGACCCAUCUUGGCUGAGGAUCCUAAAGGUACUCCAUCUGCCCCUGAGAAGCUGCACUACACUGACAGAAGUAAGGGCACCAUCACUCUUGCCUGGCAGCCACCUCGUACUGAUGGUGGCAGUCCCAUCAGAGGGUACUACGUGGAGAAAAUGAGGUCUGAUGGCACAGAGUUUGAAGUGGCCAACCGCAAGAUCUUCACUGAGUGCUGUGGCACCGUCGAGAACCUUUCUGAGAACCAGGAAUACGAGUUCCGUGUCAAGGCUGUGAACGAGAUCGGGGAAGGAGAUCCAUCCAAGCCAAUCACCGCCAAGAUCCAGGAUGAUGAAAUUUCUCCUGUUAUCACGAUUAUGAAGUUCUUCAAGAGCAAUGCCAUCAUUGUGAAGAAAGGCGCAGCCAUCGACAUCCCAGCGGAAGUGAAGGGACUUCCUCUACCAACAAUCCAAUGGAUGAAGGACGACGUGGUGCUGGAGAAGCCUGAGGAUGAGAAAAUGACAAUGGAGACUGAGGAGGUUAACCGGACAACUUUGACAACAAAGAUUGCCAUCCCAGUAACUGUCAGGCAGGACAAGGGCAGCUACAAGCUUGUGGCUGAAAAUUGCCAUGGCAAAGCUCAGCAUGUCAUCAGAGUCGAGAUCCUUGACCGUCCUCUUCCUCCAAGGAACAUUGUGGUCUCAGACAUCAAGGCAGACUCGUGCUACUUGACCUGGGACGCCCCAGAGGACAAUGGAGGCAGCGAGAUCACAAACUACAUCGUGGAGCGCAGAGACGCCAGCAAGAAGAAGUCAGACUUCGAUGUUCUCACCAUCCACCUCAUUGAUAGGAGAUAUGGGGUCUACAAACUGGACUUGAAUGGUGCCUACCAGUUCAGGAUCAAAGCUGAGAACAAGUAUGGCGUCAGCGAUGGCUGUGACUCAGAGAAAGUCCAGUUGAGGGAUCCAUUUGGCCUCCCUGGACCACCACGUAACCCCAAAAUCAUCGCCGCCACUGCAACCACCAUGACCCUGACAUGGGACCCUCCUCUGGACAAUGGUGGCUCCACCAUUCAGGGUUAUUGGCUGGAAAAGAGGGAGCGUGGCGCCGUCUACUGGGGUCGCGUCAACCGAGCUCCAGUCACCAAACCAGCAGUGAAGGGCCUGCAGUACACUGUGCUCAAACUCAUUGAAGGAACAGAGUACCAGUUCAGGAUCGCAGCCUGCAACGCUGCAGGAGUUGGACCACACAGCGAGGCCACUGAGUGUCGCUUUGCCGUGGAUCCAUGCAAUCCUCCAAGCCCACCUGGAACCCCUGAGGUUAAAGACAAGACCAAGAACAGCAUCACUCUCACCUGGAGUCCACCGGACAGAGAUGGUGGUAGCCCCAUCAAGGGUUACAUCAUUGAGGUCCAUGAGGAGGGGUCUCCUGAUUGGAGGAGGGUGAACCCUGCUGACAAGCUCCACCCAUCCUCCGAAAUCACCGUCCCUGACCUGAAGGAGGGCAAAAAAUGCAAGUUCAGGAUCUAUGCCGUGAACGCCGCUGGCAACUCAGAGCCCGCCCGGACAGGCGAUAUCCUGGUUCAGGACAUCCUGAUCGAGCCAACUGUAACUCUGGAUGUGAGUGCUCAAGACCUGAUGAACUGCAGAGCAGGAACAACCAUCAAGAUUCCUGCCACCAUCACCGGACGACCCGUUCCCAAAGUCACCUGGACCUUCGACGGAACCGCUGAGACUGAGAAGAAGAACGAACUUCACACGCUGCCUAUUGACUCAGAGGUCCACUCCACUGACACAACCUCGGUGAUUGUGAUCCCAGAGAGCAAACUGAACCACACUGGCCGAUACAUCAUCAAUGCUGAGAGCCCUGCAGGGCACAAAGUGGUCAAAGUCAGAGUCACUGUGCUUGACCUACCUGGAUGUCCUAGAGACCUGAAGGUGAGUGACGUGACAAGGGGAACCUGCAGACUCACCUGGAAAGCACCAGAGUGUGAUGGAGGCGACAGGGUCAAGAGCUACUUCAUUGAGAAGAAGACAGUGGAGGGCAAAGCCUGGACCAAGGUUAACUCAGCCUGUGCAGCUCAGUCCCUGGUGGUUCCAGACCUGAUAGAUGGUCAGGAUUACCUGUUCCGCAUCCGUGCUGAGAACCGCUUUGGAUUCGGUCCAUUCAUCGAGACCAUCCAGAGGACCAAAGCCAGAGAUCCCAUUCAUCCUCCCGAUCCUCCAACGAGGUUGAAGAUCCAGAACGUGAGGAAGGGCACUGUGACUUUGACCUGGAAGGCUCCAAAGAACGACGGUGGUUCACCCGUCACCCACUAUAGCGUUGAUCUGCUCUGCUGGGAUGCCAGCGGCGCCCAGAAGGAGUCCUGGAGGAGGUGUAACAGGAGAGAUGUGGACACCACCAGUUUCAAGGUGGAGGAUCUGACAGAGGGAGACGAGUAUGAGUUCAGAGUUGUGGCGUACAAUGAGGCUGGAGCCAGCCGACCCUCAUCCACUGCUGGACCCAUUGUCAUCCAGGACCAGACCUGUGCUCCAUCCAUCGAGCUGAACGAGUUCAUGGAAGCUGAGCAGGGCACUGACAUUAGCAUCGUGGCCAAGAUCCGUGGCUGUCCGUUCCCCACACUCACCUGGUACAAAGCUCCACCCCACAAGUCUGACGACAAGGUGGAGGUUCAGUACGAUGAGCACAUCAACAAGAUUGUGUCGGACGACAGCUGCACGCUGCUCAUCCAGCAGGGCAAACGUCCCGAUACUGGCCUGUACACGCUGGUGGCCUCCAACAGCCUCGGCAAGGCCACCAAGGAGAUGAGGCUCAAUGUGCUCGGCCGACCCGGUGCUCCCUCUGCUCCCAUUAAGUUUGAGGAGAUUGGAGCUGAGAAGAUCACACUCUCCUGGCUGCCGCCAAAGGAUGAUGGUGGCUCCAAAGUCACAAACUAUGUCAUCUGGAGGCGGGUAGCCAACAGGAAGACUUGGGUGCCUGUCACCAGUGAGCCCAAAGAGAGGAUCUGGACGGUAGAGAACCUGAUGGAGGGACACGAGUAUGUGUUCCGCAUCAUGGCCCAGAACAAGUAUGGAGUUGGAGAGCCUCUGGACAGCGACCCCGAGGUCGCCCGAAACCUCUACACUGUCCCUGGCCAGUGUGAGAAACCAACAGUCACUAGUAUCACCAUGGACUCCAUGACUGUUAACUGGGAGGAGCCUGAGGAUGACGGUGGCACCCCGAUCACUGGCUACUGGCUGGAGCGUAAAGAGACAACAGGCAAACGCUGGACCCGCGUCACCCGCGACCCCAUCCGUCCCAUGGGUCUAGGAGAGUCAUUCGUGGUGAGCGGACUCAUUGAGGGCUCCCAGUACCUGUUCAGAGUGUCCGCCAUCAAUGCUGCAGGACCUGGACUCGCCAGCCCCCCCACAGACCCCAUCUUUGCCAGAGACCCCAUCUCUCCACCCUCUCCUCCAACCCCCAAGGUUUCUGAUUGGACUAAAUCCACAGUGGACCUGGAGUGGAUCCCUCCUUUGAAGGACGGAGGCUCCAAGAUCAUUGGCUAUUGGGUGGAAUACAAGGAGGAGGGCACAGAGGCCUGGGUCAAGGCUAAGGAAACCGAAGUCCGUGGCACCCGCUUAGUGAUCACUGGUCUGAAGACUGGCGGUCAGUACAGAUUCAGGGUAAUCGCCUUCAAUGCUGCUGGUAAUGGCGAGCCAGGCGAAGUCCCAGAGGUGCUCGAAGUCAACGAUAGAACCAUUGCCCCUGAGGUUGACCUGGACGCCUCGGUGAAGGAGAGGAUGGUGGUCCAUGCUGGCGGCGUGAUCCGCAUCAUCGCUUAUGUGUCAGGCCAACCAGCCCCAGAGGUCACCUGGAGCAGAGAUGGAGCUGCACUGCCUCCCGAGGCUAAAGUGGAGACGACAGCCAUCAGCUCCUCUCUGGUUAUCAAACCCUGCACCAGGAGACACCUCGGCGUCUACACCCUGUCUGCCAAGAACACUGGAGGAGAGAAGAAGAAGAACAUCACAGUGGAAGUUCUGGAUGUCCCUGGGCCUGUUGGUAUCCCCUUCACCGCGGAGAACCUGAGCAUCGAGUCAUGCAAGCUCAACUGGUUCUUCCCUGAGAAUGAUGGUGGCUCUCCCAUCAGUAACUACAUCAUUGAGAAGCGUGAGGCCGAGCGCAAGGCUUGGACCUCGCUCUCCUACACCGCAAGCAGACAGAACGCCAUAGCAACCGGACUCACCACCGGAAAGGCCUACUUCUUCAGAGUGGCUGCCGAGAACGCCAUUGGCAUCGGACCCUUCGUGGAGACUGCAGCCGAAAUUGUAGUCAAGGAACCCAUCAGUGUGCCAGACCGCCCUGAGGAUCUGGAGGUCACCAAGGUCACCAGGGACAUGAUCUGCCUCACCUGGAAGCCGCCUAAGUAUGAUGGCGGCUCAGAGAUCACCAUGUAUAUCCUGGAGGCACGUAAGAUUGGCAGAGACAAGUUCACCAGACUGACAAAGGAAAAGCUGAUGGAGAGGAAGUACACCUACGAUGGUCUGAGGGAGGGUGACACCUAUGAGCUCAGGGUCCUCGCCGUCAAUGAGGUUGGACCUGGCAAACCAUCAUUCUGCACCAAACCAAUCACUUGCAAGGAUGAACUGGAGCCACCGACUAUCGAGCUGGACUUCCGUGAUAAGAUCAUCAUCCGUGUGGGUGAGAGCUGCCUGUUGCAGGGCCGCUACACUGGCAAACCUUCUCCAUCCAUUUUGUGGUACCGUGACGACGAGGAGCUGAAGGCUGACAAGCACAUCAUGUUCAAGAACACACUGACCACCAUGUCACUGGGCCUGAUGAAGGCAAAGCGCGAGCACAGCGGAAGAUAUGUGGUGGUGGUGGAGAACAGCACUGGAUCCAGGAAAGGAGUCUGCAAUGUCACGGUUGUUGACCGUCCAACUCCCCCUGUUGGCCCAGUGGUGUUUGAGGAGGUGCACAGGGAGUACAUGGUCAUCUCCUGGAAGCCUCCGCUGGACAGCGGUGGUGUGGAUGUCUCCAACUACAUAAUUGAGAAGAGAGAUGUCAACAGAGAUAUCUGGACUACGGUGACAUCCGCCACAACCAAGACCACAUGCAAGAUCCCCAAACUGACCGAGGGCAGGGAAUACAUCAUGAGAAUCUCCGCUGAGAACAUGUAUGGCAUCAGCGACCCACUGGAGUCUGAGGAGAUGAAAGCCAAAGAUCUCUUCAGAGUCCCUGAGGCCCCUGAGAUGCCGACCGUCAGGGAGGUGUAUGCCACCAAUGCUCUGGUGCUGUGGAACCGCCCUCGUGAUGGUGGGAAGCCCAUUACCAACUACAUCCUGGAAAAGAAGGAGCCCGCAGCCAAGAGGUGGUCUCGAGUCACUAGAGACCCACUGUACCCGGCCACUCAGUUCCGAGUCCAGGACCUUGUGGAGGGCUGCGAGUAUGAGUUCAGGGUGAUGGCUGAGAAUGAGCUGGGAACUGGAGACCCCAGUGUCCCCUCCAAACCCAUUCUUGCCAAAGAUCCUAUCGUACGCCCCAGCCCUCCAGUGACCCCAGAGGCCUACGACAAGACCAAGGACUCGGUCAGCCUUAAGUGGCAGAUGCCCCGCCAUGAUGGCAAAGGCCGGAUCUUUGGCUACCUUGUUGAGUACCAGAAGCCUGGCGCUGUUGAAUGGAUUCAGGCAAAUGAGUCCCCAGAACAGUGUCCUGACCUCCACUACGUGGUGACAGGCCUGACUGAUGGAAAGGAGUAUGCCUUCAGGAUCUUCACUGUUAAUGCUGCCGGCAAAUCUGACCCUGCCUACGUCAAACAGCCCAUCAAAGUGCACGACAGACUGGAGGAGCCUGAGUUGCUGCUGGAUGCCAACAUGGCACGUGACCACCUGGCAAUGUUGGGCACUGACAUCACCCUGAGUGCCACCAUUAAGGGUGUACCAACACCCACUGUUAGCUGGAAGAAGAAUGACGGAGAUGUUCCUUCUCACAUCACCGUUGCUGUCACUGCCACUGGCAGCAAAGUCUUCAUUCCCAAGUGUGUUCGCGCAGACUCCGGCAACUACACCAUCACUGUGGAGAAUGCUGCUGGCAAAAAAUCAGCAACCGUUGCUGUGCUUGUGCUGAAUAAGCCUUCUCCUCCCAGAGACCUGGUGGUCUCUGAGGUGACCAGUGAGUCCGCCUACCUGACAUGGAAGGCUCCUGAGGACAAUGGUGGUGCUGUCAUCUCCCACUAUGUUGUGCAGAAGAAGGAUGUGGCUGCCGAGCAGUGGGUUCCAGUCGCUGCAGCCAACAAGAAGCUGAGUCUGAUGGCCAUGUAUCUGAUGGAAGGAAUCCAGUACCUGUUCAGGGUGGCUGCUGAGAACCAGUUUGGCAGAAGCGAUUUUGUUAUGACCAAGACACCCAUCAAGGCUGUCGAUCCCCUCUAUCCUCCUGGCCCACCCAAGAACCUGCACCACACUGAUGCAGAGAAGACAGAGGUGUGGUUGGCAUGGGAGUGGCCUGACCGCACAGGUGGAAGUGAAAUCACCGGCUUCAUCGUGGAGCACCAGGAAGAGGGCCAGACUGACUGGGUCACCUUCAAGACCGUGACCAAUGAGCACGCCCACGUCACUGGUCUGGUGGAGGGCAAGACUUACCGCUUUAGGGUCAAGGCUCAGAACGCCAUUGGUGUGAGCCGUCCUGACACUAGUGUCCCUGUCACCUGCCAGGAGAAGACAUUGCCACCAACUAUCGAAGUUGAUGUCAAGCUUAUUGAGGGACUUGUUGUCAAAGCUGGCAGCACUAUUACCCUUCCAGCCAAGAUGACAGGCAUUCCCAUUCCCACUGCCAAAUGGAUGAGCGAUGACAAGGAGAUUGCAUCAGAAGGCCGCUAUCGCAUUGAGACUGCUGGAUCCUCAACCACCCUCAGUAUCCCUGAGUGCCAAAGAGGAGACACUGGAGAGUACAUCCUCACUGUGUCUAAUCCCGCAGGCAGCAAAACUGUCGCCCUGCAUGUCACCGUGCUGGACCUUCCAGGUCCACCCAUUGGACCCAUCAAUAUCUUAGAGGUGACCCCUGAUCACAUGAUGAUCCAAUGGAGGGCACCCAAGGAUGAUGGUGGCACACCCAUCACCAGCUAUGUGGUGGAAAAGAAGGAUGUGAAGAAACCAUGGGAGCCCUGGUCUGUUGUGAGCUCUGGUGGCAUCAGCACCAAGGCCAAGGUGUCCAGGCUUGAGAAGGGACGUGAGUACAUUGUCCGUGUCCGUGCAGAGAACAAGAUUGGCAUCGGUGCUGGGCUUGAGAGUCCUCCCACUAUUGCCAAGCACAUGUUCAACCCUCCUGGUCCACCAGGCCCCCCAGAUUGUUCUGAUAUCACAGAGAAUGCUGUGACACUGGAUUGGACCCCGCCAGAAUAUGAUGGAGGAAGCCCCAUCAGUGGCUAUGUGAUUGAACGCAGAGAAAUGACAGGAAAGUGGAUCCGUGUCAACAAAACUCCUGUGCUGGAUGUCAGAUACAGAGUCUCAGGCCUGUUUGAGGGCAACAGCUAUGAGUUCAGAGUGUUCGCUGAGAACAUUGCUGGUAUCAGUGGGCCUUCUCUCACCUCCCAACCCCCUAUCAAAGCUACUCGUGCUAUCACCAAACCCGGACCCCCCGGCAAUCCUAAACUGAAGGACUGGAGCAAAUCCUAUGCUGACAUCUGCUGGACCAAGCCUACGAGAGAUGGUGGCAGUCCCAUUCUUGGCUAUGUGGUUGAGGCCCAGAAGUCAGGAACUGCCCAGUGGGACAGAAUCAACAAGGACCUCAUCAAGAUGUGUGCCUACAGAGUGCCAGGCCUCAUUGAAGGAAUGGAAUACAGAAUUCGCAUCAGGGCAACCAACAAAGUUGGAGACAGUGAACCCAGGGAACUGCCUCAGGCCGUCUUGGCAAAGGACAUUCUGGUGCCUCCUGAGCUUGUUGUUGACGUGUCUUGCCGUGACUCUUUGACAGUCAGAGCAGGUCAGAUCAUCAGUUUGAUCACAAGGGUAAAGGGCAGACCAGAUCCAGAGAUCACAUGGACGAAAGAUGCCAGAGCCUUGUCCCGGGAUAAGCGUAUUGAAAUGAACAACAACUACCCUCUGUGUGAACUGGUAAUCAACGAGGCAGUCAGGUCAGACUAUGGUAAAUAUGCAAUUGUUGCCAAGAAUAGCAGUGGACAGGCACAGGCUACAAUUCUUGUCAAUGUCCUGGACACACCUGGAGCUUGCCAGAACCUGAAAGUGGCCUAUGUGACCAAGAAGUCCUGCAUGGUGUCAUGGGAGAACCCUGAGGACAAUGGCGGCACUGAGAUCACUCAGUACAUUAUUGAGUGCCGUCAGCCCAGCCAAAGAGGAUGGACAGUGGUCUCCAGUGACUGCACCAAGCGCCUGUUAAAGGCUCCUCUUACUGAGGGUUGUGAGUACUUCUUCCGUGUCAGCGCAGAGAACAAGAUUGGUGCUGGUCCACCUACUGAGACUAAGACACCUGUGUUGGCAGUUGAUCCCAUUGAGAAGCCUGGUGAACCCAUUGACUUCCAUAUUUCUGAGGUUGGCAAGACCUUCUGCUUCCUGAAGUGGAAGAAGCCAGACUAUGAUGGUGGUAGCCGUAACCUGGGCUAUCACGUUGAGAAGAAACCAAAGGAGGCCGAGGAGUGGGAGAGACUCCACAAGGGUGCCAUUAAGGAGACUUACUUCAUGGCUGAUAGGUGCAUUGAAAACCAGAUCUACCAGUUUAGAGUUCAGACCAAGAAUGAGGGGGGUGAGAGCAACUGGGUGACCACAGCUGAGGUCCUAGUUAAGGAACUGCUUGCGGAGCCUGAGGUCAAGAUUAAACUGGAUGGAACCCUCACGGUCAAGGCAGGAGACUCCAUUCCUGUCGAGGCAACAGUGAAGGGCAAACCCCAGCCUGAUGUCAAAUGGACCAGGGAUGAGAGCACAGAGGAGAUUAAGAAGGGCCCCAGGCUUCAGAUUGAAACUGGUGCUGACUUCUCAAAGUUGCUUCUUACCAACGCCAAGCGCACUGACAGUGGCAAAUAUGUUGUCACCGCCUCCAACAGUGCAGGAACCUGCUCUGCUCAUGCCAAGGUCAACGUACUGGAUAGGCCCGGCCCCAUCAGGGAUCUCAAGGUGUCUGGUGUCACCAUUGACAGGUGCAAUCUGGCCUGGGAAAUCCCAGAGGAUGAUGGUGGCUGUGAUAUCUACAACUACAUCAUUGAGAAAUGUGAGACCAAGAGGGGAGUCUGGUCUGUCCACUCCAAUGCUAUCAUCACCAACAAAGCUAAAGUUACUCGCCUUAUUGAGGGUAAUGAGUAUAUCUUCCGAGUUCGUGCUGAGAAUAAGAUGGGUCCUGGUCCUGCAGUGCAGAGUGAGUCCAUUGUUGCUGGCACUCAGUUCAGCGUACCUGAUGCUCCUGAAGCACCAGAAGUAACCAAGAUCGCCAAGGAGGAGAUGACUGUAGAGUGGUCAGAGCCUGAGAAAGAUGGAGGAAAGCCAAUAACAGGUUAUCUCUUGGAGAAGAGGGAGGAGCAUGCCAUUAGGUGGUCUCCUGUCAACAAAGAUCCAGUCCCUGGAACUCGUUUCACAGUUCCUGGUCUACUGCCCCUCCAUGACUACCAGUACAGAGUCAAGGCUGUCAAUGAAAUUGGCAUCAGCAGCCCAAGCAAGCCUUCGCGUGCCAUCACCGCCAAGGAUGCAGUUGAGCCUCCUGCACCUCCUACCAACCUGAAGGUCCGGGACAGCACUAAGUCAACUGUUACCCUGGGCUGGACCAAGCCCGUAUCUGAUGGUGGAGCUCCCAUUAUCGGCUACGUUGUGGAGAUGAGGGUGCAGGGAACUGCCAAGAAGGGAGAUGAUGGUUGGAAGAGGUGCAAUGUCGCAGCUCAGCUAGUUGUGUGCGAGUUCACAGUCACAAGUCUGGAUGAGAAGCUUGUGUAUGAAUUCAGAGUGUCGGCUCAGAACCAGGUUGGCAUGAGCCUGCCUUGCGACCUGGAGGGGGCUGUGAUCCCAAGGGAGAUUCUAGAGGCACCAGAGAUUGACAUGGAUGCUAACCUGAAGCAGGGACUAACACUGAGAGCUGGCUGUCCCAUCAGGCUUUGUGCCACCAUCAGAGGCAGACCACCUCCCAAGGUAACUUGGAGAAGGAUGGGCAUUGACAACGUGGUCAGGAAGGGAAAAGUCGACCUCAUCGACACCAUGACUUUCCUGGUCAUUCCUGACAGCACACGCGAUGACUCUGGCAAAUACUGCCUGACUCUGCAGAGCCCUGCUGGAGAGAAGGCUGUGUUUGUGAAUGUUAAGGUUCUAGACACUCCGGGACCUGUAAUGAAUCUGGAAGGUACCGACAUCAAACAGACCUCAGUCACGCUGUCCUGGAAUCCUCCAGAGAACAAUGGUGGCAGCGAGGUCACUCAUUAUAUUGUUGAGAAGCGUGAGAUUGACCGCAAGACGUGGGCAACUGUCAAGGCCGAAGUAGCAUUGGAUAAGAUUCCCUUCAAGGUCAGCAAUCUGAUGCCAGGGACCGAAUACUACUUCAGAGUCACAGCUGUUAAUGAGUAUGGUUCUGGAGUUCCCAGAGUGACACCCACUUCCUACCUGGCCUCUGAUCCUGUCAGCAAGCCAGAUCCUUGUGAAAAGAUUGAGGUUCUGGAGAUCACUAAAAACAAUGCUACAGUUGGCUGGGUGAAGCCCGCAAGGGAUGGUGGUGCCAAGAUCGAUGGUUACGUGAUUGAAUACAUUGAGGUCAAACCUCCACCACCACCUCCAGCGCCUGUGGAGGUUGCAGAAGGAGAGGAGGCUCCUCCACCACCUCCUCCACCUCCAAAGGUAGAGGAGGAGGCAGAGCCUGAAAAGGAAGUAUGGAAUGCUUACACCACAGUGAAAGGUUUGACAAUCAGCAUCAGCGGCCUGAAGGAGGGCAAGAGGUACAAGUUCAGAGUGGCUGCCAAGAACAUCAUGGGCAUGAGCUCAUUCACCGAGACAAGGCAGCCAGUCGAAAUCAAGGAACAGAUGUUGGAACCAAAGAUUGUCAUGCCAGAGUCAGUAAGUGCUAGAGCUGGAGCCAAGCUCAGAGUGGAGGCACUGGUUUCCGGAAAACCUGCUCCGACGUGCAAGUGGAUGCGUGGUGAGAACGCAGUAGUGCCAUCCAGUCGUCUGGCUGUGCACCAGUCCGGCAACCUGUGUGUCCUGAUCAUCAAAGAUGUGUCAAGAACUGACAGCGGAGAGUACAGCCUGGUGGCUGAGAACAGUUCUGCAAAGGUGGUCCAGGCCCUGAAGAUCGUCAUCAGAGACAUCCCUGGUCCUCCUGAGGGCCCCGUAGAGAUCAGUGACAUUGACUCUGAUGCUUGCACCCUCACCUGGAACAAACCACUGGAAGAUGGAGGCAGCAAUAUCACCAACUAUGUGGUGGAGAAAUGCGAUGUGAUCAGAGGUGACUGGGUGACGGCCGUCUCUUCCUGUCCAAAGACCACAUCCAGGCUUGGAAAGCUCAUUCCUGGAAAGGAGUAUGUGUUCCGCAUCCGUGCUGAGAACCGCUUUGGUGUGUCAGACCCCAUUCAAUCUGACAGGAUGGUUGCCAAGUUCCCCUUCGAUGUUCCUAGUGAGCCCCUCAACUGCCGUAUCAACAAGACCAACAAGGACUGUAUGUUUGUGGCCUGGGACAAGCCCGAGAAUGACGGUGGCAGUCCCAUCACAGGGUACUACAUCGAGCGUAAGGAGAGGAACAGCCUGCUGUGGGUGAAGGCCAAUGACACAGUUGUCCGUACCACUGAGUACCCAUGUGCUGGCCUCAUUGAGGGCCUGGAAUACACCUUUAGAGUGUCUGCCAUCAACCGUGCUGGCCAGGGCAAACCUAGCAAGAAGACUGACUUUGUCACUGCCAGAACACCUGUUGACACUCCAGGUAAACCUGAGAUCCUGGAUGUCACAAAGAACUCUGUCACUCUGGUUUGGGCCCGUCCCAAGAAUGAUGGUGGAAGCAAGAUCAUUGGCUACUACGUUGAAGCCAUGCGUGUGCCAGGAGACACUUGGAUACGCUGCAACACCAGCAGCCAGAAUGUGCCAAGGGAGGAAUAUACAGUUACUGGCCUGGAAAGAGACCUGCAGUACCAGUUCAGAGUCAUCGCCAAAACUGCUGUCAACAUGAGCAAACCCUCUGAGCCCACAGACCCUGUCCUGGUCUGUGCUGAAAAUGUUCCUCCAAGAGUGGAGCUCAGUGCCAGGAUGCAGAAAGGUUUUAAGGUGAAGGCUGGAACCACAGUACUCCUGGAGGCUGAGGUGUUUGGUAAACCCAUACCCAGAGUGACCUGGAAGAGAGGUGACAAUAGCCUUAAGUCAGGUGAAGGGCAGGUCAUCACCCAGCAGAGACAUCACUUCCAGCUGGAGAUGACAGGAGUCACCAAGGAGCACACGGGAACCUACACCAUCCUGGCCGAGAACGCCAGUGGCUCCAAGACUGCAGAGGUCCAGGUCGACGUUCUGGAUGUGCCUGGCCCCCCUGCAAGUGCCAAAUACAGUGAGGUGCUUGCCACCAGUAUCAAGCUGUCUUGGACGCCUCCUCUGAUGGACGGUGGUGCUUCCAUCAGCAACUACAUUGUAGACAAACGUGAGACCAGCAGAGCUAACUGGGCACAGGUGUCUUCCAAGAUCAAGGGUGACAACCUUGAGUUCAAUGUGGAGAAACUGAUCGAGGGUCACGAGUACCAGUUCCGAAUCCGCGCUGAGAACAUGUGGGGAGUUGGAGACCCCCUCAUCACGAACCCUGUCAUCGCUAAGAACCCAUUCACUGUCCCUGGCCCUUGUGAGGCCCCAGUGAUCACCAAUGUGACUAAAGACCGCAUGACUGUGAGCUGGAAGGAGCCUGCUGAUGAUGGAAAGUCCACCAUCCUGGGCUACAUGCUGGAAAAGAAAGAGGUCAAGGAAUUGAACUGGACCAAGGUGAACAGGAAACCUAUGACAGAAAGGAGCCUUGAUGUUACAGGACUCACUGAGGGAGCUGAGUAUGAGUUCAGAGUGAUUGCCAUCAACGUUGCAGGGCUUGGCAAGCCCAGUGAGCCCUCGGCUGGCACCACUGCACAGAAUCCCAUCACUCCUCCUGGUCCUGUUGUGAAUCCCAGUGUGGCAGACACCACCCACAGCACCAUCAGUCUCACCUGGACUGCUCCUACCAACAAUGGUGGAAGCCCCAUCAUUGGAUACUUGGUGGAGUGCAAGAGGACUGACACCGCAGACUGGAUCCGCUGCAAUGUCCCCAGGAACCUGCAGGACACCGACUAUGUCAUCCAGAACCUCAUCCACAAGGCCGAGUACCAGUGCCGCAUCACUGCUGUCAACAAGGUUGGCUUCAGCGAGCCAGCUGAAGUACCCGGCAAGCAUGUUGCCCAGGACAUCAUCGUUCCUCCCGAAGCUGAGUUGAGUGCAGAGCUAAAGGACGGCCUGGAGCUACAUGCUGGUGCCACCAUGAGGCUGCAGGCCACCAUCAAGGGCCGUCCCAAUCCCAAGAUCACCUGGGCAAAGAUGAACACCAACAUCAAGGACCGCCAAGGCAUCGUCAUCAAAUCCACUAACACUGACACCAUGGUGAAGGUGGAGAAUGUCAACAGAUAUGAUGCUGGCAAAUACAUUCUGAAUCUGGAGAGCUCAGCUGGCAUGAAGAUGUACACCAUUGUUGUCAAGGUUCUUGACACUCCUGGACCACCAGUGAACUUGAUGGUGAAGGAGACAUGCAAGGACAGAUCUUCCAUCUACUGGGAUGCUCCUCUGAUUGAUGGUGGCUCUGAGAUCACCCACUAUAUUGUGGAGAAGCGUGACACUGAGAGGAAGGCUUGGUCCGUUGUUUCCAACAACUGUCCAAAGACAGCAUUCGAUGUGCCAGACCUAGACGCCGGACGGUCCUACUGCUUCAGAGUGUCUGCAGUUAACCAGCUUGGUGCUGGGGAGUGCUGUGAGACAGCUGAUUCAGUCAGAGCAUCAGAGGAGCCUGGGCCUGUCAUGGACUUCAAGACCCUGCUGGUUACUAAGGACUCUUGCACUCUAAGCUGGAAGAAACCACUCACCGAUGGUGGCAGCCGCAUCAUCUGCUAUGUACUGGAGGUUCUCAACGGUGAGGAUAAGUACAAGGAGCUAAUGAGGUCCAAGAACAUGCAAUACAGCGCCAAGGACCUGGUGGAAGGCAGAGAGUACACCUACAGAGUCAAGGCCGUGAAUGACACAGGAGAGAGCUCUGCAAAGGAGCUGAAGGUGGUCGCAAAGGACCAGAUCAUUCAUCCAAGCUGUGACUUGAGGGAGCUGCCCAACAUGUGCUAUAUUGCAAAGGAGGGUAGCACUGUCCGUCUGAAGAUCCCAAUCAUUGGCAAACCUACACCCAAGGUCACCUGGAAGAAGGGAGAUGACGAAGACCUGACAGACACCGGUCGAGUGUGCGCCGAGUCCUCUGCAGUCAACACCACCCUCCUGAUCAGAGACUGCCAGAGGAGUGAUGCUUCCAAGUACACCAUCACCCUGAGGAACAGUGCUGGAACCAAGGAGUCCACCAUCUUCAUCAGGGUGGUGGGUAAACCUGGCCUCCCUGGUGGACCCAUUAAGUUCAAAGAUGUUACUGCCGAUGGUGCAACAUUGAAGUGGGGUGCUCCCAAGGACGACGGUGGCUCAGAGAUCACCAACUACAUCUUGGAAAAGAGGGACUCCAUCACCAACAUGUGGGUGACUGUGUCCUCCACUGUUGAGACCAACACCAUGAGGGUGACCGGUCUCCAUGAGGGCACAGAAUACAUCUUCAGAGUCUCUGCUGAGAACAAGUAUGGUGUUGGAGAAGGACUCAAGUCUGAUCCCGUCGUUGCCAAACAUCCAUUCAAUGUUCCCGAUGCCCCUGCUCCUCCUCAGAUCAUGAGCAUGCGUCACGACUCUGCUUAUCUGGCCUGGUCUGACCCCAGGAAGACUGGAGGAUCUCCUAUCACAGGCUACCAUGUUGAGUUCAAGGAGAGAAACAGUAUGUUGUGGAAGAGGGCUAGUCCAGCUGCCUUGAGGAUGAAAGAACACAAGGUAACUGGGCUAACUGAAGGCCUGGAGUACGAGUUCAGAGUCAUGGCAAUCAACCUGGCUGGCAUUGGCAGACCCAGUGCACCCACCGAUCCACAGGUGGCCCUGGAUCCUGUUGAUGCACCUGGCAAACCUGAUGUAAUCAGCAUCACCAGGAGCACUGUGACCCUCCAAUGGACUGAACCACAGUUCGAUGGUGGCCACAGGCUGACUGGCUACAUUGUUGAGAGGCGUGACCUGCCAUCUAAGAUCUGGGUUAAGGCUAACAAUGUGAAUGUUGUGGAGCCUGCAUUCACUGUCACCGACCUGCAGGAGGGCUGCAAAUAUGAGUUCAGGAUCAGAGCGAAGAAUGCUGCUGGUGCCCUCAGCCCACCCUCCGAGCAGACGGAUACCAUUAUCUGCAGAGAUGAAUAUGCUGCACCAACCAUUACUAUUGAUGCUCAGGUGAUGGAGGGUCUGACUGUUCGAGCUGGUGAUACCAUUGUCAUCACUGCCACAAGCAUUUUAGGCAAACCUGCGCCAACAUCAUGCUGGUCAAAGGGAGGAAAGUACUUUAAGCCCUCUGACAUUGUUCAAAUUGAGACCACUGCAACCUCCUCUACUCUGUCCAUCAAAUAUGCUGGCAGAAAGGACUCUGGAGAGUACAUCAUAACUGCCAGCAAUCCUUUCGGUGUAAAGGAGGAAACUGUCAAGGUCAAAGUUCUGGAUGUUCCUGGUGCUCCUGGGCCCAUUGAAUGUAGUGGUGUCUCAUCUGAAAAAGUCACCCUUACUUGGACAGCUCCCACUGAGGAUGGAGGCUCUCCUAUCAAGUACUACACCCUGGAGAAGAGGGAGACCAGCCGCCUGCUCUGGACUGUCCUGGAAGAAAAGGUCAUCGACUGUCACUAUGUGGCCAACAAACUCAUCCAGGGCAACGAGUACUUCUUCAGAGUCUCUGCUGUUAACCAGUAUGGUGCCAGUGAGCCGUCUCACUCUGACGCAGUCAAGAUGGUUGAUAGAUUUGGUCCUCCUGGUCCACCAUCCAAACCAGAGGUUGAGAAAGUGGAUGGACAUUCAGCCACUGUGACCUGGAGGAGACCAGCUGAGGAUGGAGGAAGUGACAUCAUAGGUUACUGUGUGGAGAAGAAGGAGAAAAAGGCUAUGAGAUGGGUCAGAGCAUCCAAGAAAUCCAUUGCUGAGCUCAGCUAUGAAGUCACUGGUCUCGCUGAGGGCAUGGAGUAUGAGUUCCGUGUUCUUGCUGAGAACAAAGCUGGCUUUGGAGAGCCAAGUGAACCAUCUAUGCCCGUCAGAACUGUAGUCGCUGUCUUUGUGCCUGGACCUCCAGUCAAUCCAAGAGUCACAGAUACAACCAAGAGCACUGCCACUCUGAACUGGGGAAAACCUCUUGAUAAUGGUGGACUUGAAGUCACUGGGUAUGUGAUUGAGCACAAGAAGGAAGGAACAGAAGAGUGGGUUAAGGAUACCCCUUCAUCUCCACUUAGGAUCACAGAAUUUGUUGUUCCUGAGCUAGAAACUGGUGCAAAAUACCACUUCAGAAUUAGUGCUGUGAAUGCUAAGGGGGCAGGUGAACCUGCUGAAACCCAGGAACUGGUUGAGAUUGUGGAGCGUGCAGCUGAGCCAGAUUUGGAGCUGGAUAUUGAGCUGAGGAGAACCCUCGUCGUCAGGGCAGGCUGCUCCAUUCGUCUCUUCGUGCCAAUCAAGGGACGUCCUUCACCUACAGUCACCUGGACCAAGGAGGGUGGUCCCGUCCCACGUGCAGUCAUUGACAGCACUGAGUCAUUUACAAUGCUGAUUAUUCCUGAGAGUUCAAGGAUAGAUGCAGGCAAAUAUGAACUUACCCUCGAAAACUCCAGUGGAAAGAAGAGUGCUGAUAUACAUGUGAGAGUUCUGGAUUCACCUGGACCUCCACUUAACCUAAAACCAAUCAGGAUUGACAAGGAGAGCAUUACUCUUCAGUGGGAGAUGCCUCUCAUCGAUGGUGGAGCCAAGAUUACAAACUAUGUCAUUGAGAAGAGGGAAUCGACACGCAAGGCUUUUGCUACUGCUGUUACACAUUGCCCUAACACUUCAGUGAGUAUUGGUGACCUGGGCGAAGGUUGUGAGUACUAUUUCAGAGUGUCUGCUGAGAAUGAGUAUGGCAUUGGUGAGGCAGUUGAAACUGCAGAUCCAAUUCGUGCAUCCCAGGCACCAACUCCUCCAGAGAGCAUUAUUCCUACUGAUAUCACCAAGAACUCUGUGAGCCUGGCUUGGACUAAGCCCAAGCACGAUGGUGGAAGCAGAAUCACGGGAUACGUCCUGGAGGCCCAGAAGAAGGGAACUGAUCAGUGGGCCCAUGUAACAACAGUCAAGAGCAUGGAUUUCACAGUGAAAAAUCUAAAUGAGAAUGAGGAGUACAUUUUCCACGUGAUGGCGGUCAACCUGUCGGGUAGAAGCGCUCCACGUGAGAGCAAACCCAUUGUCGUCAAGGAUUCUACUUCACUGCCUGAGUUUGACCUGCGUGGUGUAUGUCAGAAGACUGUUAUUGCCAAGGCAGGAGAUGACAUCAAGGUUGAAAUCCCAGUUAUGGGACGUCCUAGACCAACUGUCUCUUGGCAGAAGGAUGGUGCGGCCCUGAAGCUCACACAGAGAACCAUUGUGGAAGCUACUGCAGCCACUGUUAUCCUCAGCAUCAAUGAAUGCAACAGAGGUGACAGCGGUGUGUACACCAUGACAGGAAAGAACAUUGUUGGCUCUGUGACGGAUAACAUCACCGUCAAAGUGCAUGAUGUACCUGGGCCUCCCAAGGGACCAGUUAAGAUUGUGGAGAUAUCUCGUACCUAUUGUGUCUUUGCAUGGGAUGCUCCUGAGAAUGAUGGAGGAGUUCCAAUCAAUAAUUACGUGGUUGAGAUCAGAGACACCACCUCCCAAACGUGGACAGAGCUGUCUUCCACUGUUAUUCGUACAAUGUUCAAAGCCAUUCGGUUAACCACUGGAUCAGAGUACCAGUUCAGAGUAAAAGCUAAGAACAGAUAUGGUGCUGGACCUCCCAUCACUUCAGAAUCAGUGGUGGCUGGCUAUCCAUUUAAGGUCCCUGGACCUCCUGGCACUCCUAGUGUUGUUGCAUUUACCAAGGACUCUAUAACAAUUGGCUGGAAUGAGCCUGUGUCUGAUGGUGGAAAUGAAGUCAUUGGUUAUCAUGUUGAAAGGAAAGAAAGAAGUAGCAUUAUAUGGUAUAGGAUCAGCAAGGGUCUUGUGAAAGGAAACAUCUUUAAAUCCAAUGGGCUUGAAGAUGGAGUUGCCUAUGAGUUCCGUGUCUUAGCUGAAAACAUGGCCGGAAUAGGUAAGCCCAGCAAGGCCUCAGAGGCAAUACUGGCCUUGGACCCUGUAGACCCACCAGGCCGACCUGUGCCAAUAUUUGUCAACAAGAAUGUCAUCACUAUUCAGUGGACAAAGCCUGAGUAUGAUGGUGGCUUCAAGAUCACUGGCUACACAGUGGAAAAGAGAGAGCUGCCUGCUGGUCGCUGGAUCAGAGCCAACUUCACAAACAUCAUUGAGACAACAUUCACUGUCAGUGGACUGACUCAAGAUGCCUCCUAUGAGUUCCGUGUCAUGGCCAGAAAUUCAGCAGGUGCAGUAAGCGUGCCAUCUGAGCCCUCAGACCCAAUUAUCUGCAAAGAUGACAUUAUUGAACCACGCAUUAUGGUUGAUGCCAUCUUUAAGGAUGUUGUUCUCCUGAAGGCGGGAGAGUCCUUCAAGCUUGAUGCUGACAUUGCUGGUCAACCAACGCCAUCUAUGGUUUGGACCAAGAAUGGAAAGGAGGUUGAGAACACAAUGAAACUGGAGGUUAGGUUCACUGAACUGACAACCACUCUGACCAACAAGGACUCAAUAAGGUCAGAUGGUGGAGAAUUUGUAUUGACUGCCACUAAUGUUGGUGGAUUUGCUAAACACAUCUUUAAUGUUAAAGUGCUUGACAGACCUGGACCACCAGUUGGACCUCUGAAGGUGUCUAAUGUCACAGCUGACAACUGUGAAUUGACCUGGGCUCCACCUGCAGAUGAUGGCGGUGCCAAGAUUGAAGGAUAUGUGGUUGAGAAGCGUGAAUCAAGCAGACUGGUUUGGACCAAUGUGGUUUCAGACCUACAGGUUACACAAUAUAAGGUGACCAAGCUGCUUAAAGGAAAUGAAUACAUCUUCAGAGUAAUGGCAGUAAACAAAUAUGGAGCUGGUGAGUCUCUUGAAUCAGAACCCACUAUUGCAGACAACCCAUAUGUGGUUCCAGAUCCUCCAGAGAAUCCUGAGGUGACAGCAAUCACAAAAGAUUCAAUGGUUGUUAUGUGGCAAGCACCUAAGAGUGAUGGCGGAAGUCCCAUCACCAACUACAACAUUGAAAGAAAAGACAGAAUAGGCCUGCGCUGGGUCAAAUGCAACAAGAGGAAGGUCAAAGAUCUUCAGUUCAAGGCAGGAGGCCUUGUUGUUGGACAUGAAUAUGAAUUCAGGAUAAUUGCUGAGAACGCUGCUGGAGUGAGUGCACCAAGUGUCUCCAGUCCAUUCUACAAGGCAACUGAUGCACUGUACAAGCCAGGGGCUCCAUGCAACCCCAGAGUCUUGGACACAACCAAGUCCUCAAUUACCAUUGCCUGGAACAAACCUGUGUAUGAUGGUGGCUCUGACAUCACUGGCUACAUUGUAGAGACCUGCAUCCCAUCUGAAAAGCCAGAAGAAGAGGAAUGGACUAUUGUGACACCCAAAGAAGGUCUUCUUGCCACUUCAUUCACCAUUAUUAACCUAAAGGAGAACCAGGAGUACAAGAUCAACAUCUCUGCUGUCAACGGCGAAGGAAUUGGAGAGCCUGCAUCUGUACCUGACAAUGCCAAGGCGGAGGACAGACUCCUGCCACCAGAGAUUGAUUUGGAUGCUGAGCUCCGCAAGGUUGUCAGUCUUAGAGCUUGCUGCUCACUUAGACUGUUUGUGCCUAUCAGAGGCAGACCGGCUCCUCAAGCUAAAUGGACCAAAGGAGAUGGUGAACCUAUUGAGAGGGCAACCAUUGACAGCACCACAUCAUAUACGUUACUUGUAAUUGAAAAUGUCAACAGAUUUGACAGUGGAAAAUAUAAUCUUACAGUUGAAAACGGCUCUGGCUCUAAGACAGUCUCAGUCCAAGUGAGGGUACUUGAUACACCAAGUGCCCCACAGAAUCUGAAGAUUACUGCUGUUACAAAUGAAGCUGUCACUCUGACUUGGGAUCCACCAGUGAAUGAUGGAGGAGUUAAGAUUAAGAACUAUAUUAUUGAAAAACGUGAGUCCACUAGGAAAGCAUAUGCCACAGUCAAUGCUCUCUGCCAUCAUACCACCUACACAGUUGGCCAGCUCCUGGAAGGAUGCAACUAUUACUUCAGAGUUUUGGCUGAGAAUGAAUACGGCAUUGGCUUGCCCAUUGAGACUGGUGAAUCAGUUAAAGUGUCUGAGAAACCACAGCCACCUGGCAAAAUCACUCUUAAGGAUGUCACCAAAAACAGUGUCACCCUCUCUUGGGAGAAACCAGAGCAUGAUGGUGGCAGUAGAGUAGGCUGUUACGUCGUUGAGAUCCAGCCUAAGGGUGUUGAUAAGUGGACCCAGGCUGUGAUUGUAAAGGAAACAGAGGCUACAAUUAGUGGACUUAAUUCAGGUGAAGAAUACAUGUUCCGUGUAGCAGCAAGAAAUGAGAAGGGAACAAGUGACCCACGUCAAAUUGGUGUGCCUGUGAUUGUUAAAGACCUUGUCGUUGCACCUGCUGUGAAAAUGUUGUUCAACACGUUCAGUGUGUUGGCAGGAGAAGACCUGACAGUGGAGGUUCCAUUUGUUGCACGUCCCAAAGCAACUGUCUCCUGGGUUAAGGAUGGUCAGCCUCUGAAGAGGACUACCAGAGUAAACUUUGAUGCAACAGACAAAAUGCUGAACCUCAAUAUAAAAGAGGCUACUAAAGAUGACGUUGGACACUACCUUAUUACUCUUAACAACACAGCAGGAGAGACAACUGCAGACAUUGGCAUCGUCGUUCUUGACAAACCUGGCCAGCCAGGAGGUCCAGUUAAGGUGGAGAAGGUCACUGCUGACAGCGUAACCAUCUCCUGGAACCCACCAGACUAUGACGGUGGUUGCACCAUCAAAAACUACAUUGUUGAAAAGAGAGACACUUCCACAACCAACUGGAUGGUUGUAUCUCCUAACCUUGCAAGGACCAAAAUCAAGGCAGGUAGACUGAAGACUGGCUCUGAGUACCAGUUUAGAAUCACAGCAGAAAACAGAUAUGGAAAAGGCCCAACUCUUUUGUCAGAGUGUAUUGUGGCUCAAUACCCAUACAAGCUCCCAGGACCCCCAGGAACACCAUCCAUUGCAGCCUGUACCAAGGACAGCAUGCUGGUGGCCUGGAAUGAACCUGUGAAUGAUGGUGGAAGCAGUAUCUUGGGAUACCAUCUUGAACGGAGAGAGAGAAACAGCAUCCUGUGGGUCAAACUUAACAAGUCUCUUAUUACUGACCAAACCUUUAAGACCACUGCUUUGGAGCCAGGAAUGGAGUAUGAAUACAGAGUUUAUGCUGAAAACAUUGUUGGCGUGGGCAAAGUGAGCAAAGUGUCUGAGGGUCACAUUGCUAGAGAUCCCUGUGAUCCUCCUGGCACCCCAGAGGCAACGAAGAUCACUAAGGACUCUGUGACCAUAGUUUGGACCAAGCCCGAGUAUGACGGUGGUGCAAAGGUUACAGGUUACAUUGUGGAAAAGAAGGAGCUUCCAGAAGGUCGUUGGCAGAAGGCUAACUUCACUAAUAUCAUUGAGACAGAAUAUGUUGCAACUGGACUUGUGCAAGACAAUCAGUAUGAGUUCCGUGUCAUUGCCAGAAAUGCAGCUGGUGUUUUCAGUGUCCCGUCUUAUAGCACUGGUCCUAUCACUGCCAGGGAUGAGAUUGAGCCACCACGCAUCAGCAUUGAUCCAGAGUACACACAGACCAUUGUGGUUAAUGCUGGAGACAACUUCAAGAUUGAUGCAGAUGUUCAUGGUAAGCCACUGCCCUCUAUCCACUGGAUGAAGGGAGAACAGGAACUGGGUAACACUAUUCAUAGAGAAAUUAAGAACACACCCACCAAAGCCUAUAUAUCUGUCAAGGAAGCAAAACUUUCAGAUGGAGGCCAGUACACUCUGCUGCUGAGAAAUCCGGGAGGUGAAAAGGCUGUGCAGAUCAAUGUAGUUGUUCUCGAUAAACCUGGAGAACCACAAGGACCUGUUGUUAUUACAGGAAUAACCAAAGACCAAUGCUGUCUUGCAUGGAAACCACCGCUACAAGAUGGUGGCAGUAAGAUCUCUCACUACACUGUGGAGAGGAGAGAGACAAGCAGACUAGUCUGGACUGUUGUUGACCCAAAAGUGGCGAAUAUUUGUCUGAAGAUCACUAAGCUCCUGGAAGGAAAUGAGUACAUUUUCAGAGUCCGUGCUGUCAACCAGUUUGGGGUGGGCGCAGGACUUGAAUCUGCUCCUGUCAUGAUCAAAGAUCCAUAUGUGCCCCCUGGCUCACCCAAGAGCUUAGAAGUUUCAGAUGUCAAAAAAGAUUCAAUGGUGCUCACCUGGGAGGCUCCCUCUGAAGAUGGAGGCAGUCCUAUCACUGGAUACAUUAUUGAGAAACAUGACAAAGAGGGUGUAAGAUGGACCAGAUGCAACAGACAAACUGUCACUGACUUGACUUUCAAAGUCACCGGACUCCUGGAAAGCCAUAGCUAUGAAUUCAGAGUUGCUGCUGAGAAUGCUGUUGGUGUUGGUGAGCCAAGCUCCCCGACUGUAUUCUACAAAGCCCUUGACCCGAUCUUCAGGCCUGGCCCACCACACAAUCCAAGAGUUAUUGACACAACUAAAACUUCAGUAUUCCUGUCAUGGGGCAAGCCUGCCUGUGAUGGUGGCUGUGAGAUUCAGGGAUACAUUGUUGAGUGCUGCACUACCACAGCACCAGCUGAGGCCCCAGCUGAAGCUCCAGCUGCAGAUGCACCUGCUGAGGAGUGGAUAAUGUGCACACCACCAACGGGUAUCAAGAGGACCAAGUUUGAAGCUGCAAAUCUGAAGGAAAACCAGGCAUACAAGUUUAGAGUAUGUGCUAUCAACAAAGUUGGAGUUGGCGAGCAUGCUGAUGUCUCUGGAGCUGUUGUUGCCCAGGACAGGGCAGAAGAGCCAGACCUUGACAUUGAUCCAGAACUGAGGAAGAUUGUGUCCAUUAAAGCCGGAGCUUCCCUUAGGCUGUUUAUCCCCAUCAAAGGAAGGCCCACUCCUACAAUUAAGUGGGACAAGGAUGAAGCGGCCCUUAAGGAGACUGCUCAGGUUGAGGUGACCAGCAGUUACACAUCCUUGGUUAUUGACAAUGUGAACAGAAAUGACAGCGGAAAAUAUACAGUCACUGCAGAAAACUCCAGUGGAACCAAAUCAGCAUUUGUUGUCGUCCGUGUUCUCGACACACCUAGUGCUCCUGUUAACCUGAAAGUGAAGGAAAUUACAAACCAGUCAGUGACACUGGUUUGGGAACCGCCUCUGUUGGAUGGUGGAUCCAAGAUCAAGAACUAUGUUGUGGAAAAGAGAGAAAGCACACGUAAAACAUAUGCAGCUGUUGUAACAAAUUGUCAUGCUCUUUCAUGGAAGAUUGAGCCACUCCAGGAGGGUUGUAGUUACUACUUCAGAGUCCUUGCUGAGAAUGCACAUGGCGUUGGCCUGCCUGCAGCAACUGUUGACCCUCUUAAGGUUUCAGAAGUGCCCCAGUGUCCUAAGAGCUUGAUUGUUACAGACCAAACCAAAUCAAGUAUCUCUUUGGCCUGGGAGAGGCCUGAGUAUGAUGGUGGUAGCAGAGUCAUGCAGUACCUGCUCGAGGUGCAGCUCAAGGGCCAGGAGAAGUGGUCUGGUGUUAAUACAUUUAAGACAAUGGAGGCUACUGUUUCCAAUUUGAACCCAGGAGAGGAGUAUCUGUUCAGAGUUACAGCAAUCAAUGAUAAGGGAAAGAGUGACCCCAAAGUCCUUGCUGGUCCAGUAAUGACCAAGGACUUGGUCUUUGAGCCUGAUGUUCGACCAGCAUUCAGCAGCUACAGUGUCCAUGUGGGCAAAGACCUGAAGAUUGACAUUCCCAUCUUUGGACGUCCUAAACCAGUAGUUACAUGGACUAAAGAUGGAGCUCCUUUGAAGUUCACCAGCAGAGUCAACAUUCUCAACACACCAACACUUACAACACUCAGCAUUAAGGAAGCAGCCGGUGAUGAUGGUGGCAUGUACAGUAUAAAUGCUGCUAACUCAGCUGGAAAGAAGGACACAACAGUUGAAAUCAUUGUGCUUGACAAGCCUGGCCCUCCAUCCGGUCCUGUGAGGUUUGAUGAAAUCACCACACAGAGUGUCACUAUUUCGUGGAACCCACCAAAGCACAAUGGUGGCUGCCAGAUUUCAAACUACAUUGUGCAAAAGAGAGACACUACUACAACAACAUGGGAAAAUGUCAGCAUCAACUGUGCCAGAACCACCAUCAAAGUGCCUAGACUGAAGACUGGAGCUGAGUACCAGUUCAGGAUCAUUGCUCAGAACCGCUAUGGCAAGAGUCAUGGCCUGGAUUCAUCUGCUGUGGUCGCUCAGUACCCAUACAGAGAACCAGGCCCCCCUGGCACUCCUUUCAUCUCAUCUCUUUCUAGGGACCACCAGGUUGUUGAGUGGCAUGAGCCUGUCACAGAUGGAGGCAGCCCUGUUCUUGGUUACCAUCUCGAAAGGAAAGAGAGGAAUAGCAUUCUCUGGGUCAAGAUCAACAAGAUGCUUAUUCACGAGACUAGUUUCAAGAGUCACCCCUUGGAGGAGGGUGUAGAGUAUGAAUACAGGGUUUAUGCUGAAAAUAUUGUUGGCAUUGGCAGGUGCAGUAAGGUCUCAGAGGGCUGUGUUGCCCGUGACCCAUGUGACCCUCCUGGCACACCAGAGGCCACCCAUGUGACCAAAGAUACCAUUGUCAUUCAGUGGACUAAACCAGAGUAUGAUGGUGGCAGUAAUAUAACUGGCUAUACUGUGGAGAAGCGUGAUCUGCCAGAGGGCAGGUGGGUCAGGGCAAACUUCACUAAUGUGAUUGAGACCCAGUUUACUGUGACUGGAUUGACUGAAAAUGCACAGUAUGACUUCAGAGUCAUUGCUAAAAAUGCUGUCGGUACCAUCAGCAAGCCAUCUUACAAUAGCGGACCAAUCACUGCAAGUGAUAAGGUGGAGGCACCCAAAUUCUCCAUUGACCCCGCAUUCACCAAGACCAUCAUCGUAAAUGCUGGAGAGACAUUUAAGCUAGAUGCUGAUGUCCAUGGAAAGCCACUGCCUACAAUUCAGUGGAUAAAGGAUGAAAAACCAAUUGAGAACACACUCAGACUAGAGAUCAAAAACACAGAAAACCAUGCAAUGAUUGUCAUUAAGGAUGCUGUCAGAAUUGAUGGUGGAAUUUACAUGCUGCAGCUGACAAAUGUGGCUGGCAGUGAAACUGUGCCAUUUAAGGUUGUGGUCCUGGACAAGCCUAGUCCAUGUGAAGGACCCCUCCACAUCGCUGGAGUAGCUGAGGAUAGAUGCACACUGGUAUGGCGUGCCCCUCUGCAUGAUGGAGGUAGUCCUAUCACACAUUAUAUCAUUGAGAGAAGAGAGACCAGUCGUCUAGCUUGGACUGUUGUUUCUAACAGCUGUAACACCACAUCCUUCAAAGUCACCAAAUUACUGGAAGGUAAUGAGUAUAUGUUCCGCGUCAUGGCAGUUAAUAGUUAUGGUGUCAGUGAGCCACUGGUGUCUGGUGGGGCGAUUAUGAAGACUCCAUUUGUUCCUCCUGGUCCACCUCACAUUGAGGAUGUAUCCAACAUUGCCCAUGAUGGCAUGACCAUCAGUUGGUCUGCCCCUGAGACUGAUGGCGGCAGUGAGAUCACCAGUUACAUAAUUGAAAAGAAGGACAGAACUGGAAUCAAAUGGACUAGAUGCAAUAGGCAGAAGGUCACUGACCUCUCCUUUAGAGUCACAGGCUUAACCACCAACCACGAGUAUGAAUACAGAGUGGCUGCUGAGAAUGUCGUUGGAGUGGGAGAGCCAAGCCUUCCAAGUUCAUACUACAAGGCCUGUGAUCCCAAGUACAAACCAGGUGCCCCAGCAUACGUGAAUGUGACUGACUCCUCAAAGAGUUCUAUUACAGUGUCAUGGGGUAAGCCUUUGUCUGAUGGUGGCAGCGCCAUUCAGGGAUACAUUGUUGAAGUCUGCAAGGCUGAGGAGGAGGAAUGGACCAUGGUUACUCCCCCCACCGGCCUGCGUGUCAACAAAUAUGAAAUUACCAAACUGACUGAGGGUCAGGAGUACAAGAUCCGGGUGUGUGCUCUGAACAAACUGGGAGUUGGUGAGCCAGCAGCUCUAUGUGGAACAGCCAAGCCGGAGGAAAGGGUGGAACCACCAGAGAUCCACCUUGACUCUGAGCUGAGGAAGGGCAUCAUUGUGAAAGCCGGUGGAUCUGUUAGAAUCCAUAUUCCGUUUAAGGGAAGGCCAACACCUGAGAUUAAGUGGACUAAGGAUGAGGGAAACCUGACUGACAAAGCAGUGGUUGAGAAGGCUCUCAACUUCACACAGUUGUCAAUUGACUCAUGUGACAGGAGUGAUUCAGGAAAAUACACCCUAAACCUUACUAACAGCAGUGGCGCUGUGUCUGAGCUUGUCACUGUUAAAGUCCUGGAUACACCCGGAGCCCCACAGAAUCUUGUGGUCAAAGAUGUCAAAAAGGACUCUGUCACUCUUGUAUGGGAUGCCCCACUGAUUGAUGGAGGUUCCAAAAUCAAGAACUAUGUCAUUGACAAACGUGAAUCAACCAGAAAGGCAUAUGCAAAUGUGUCCACUAAAUGCACAAAGACAACAUUCAAGGUUGAGAACUUGAUUGAAGGUGCUAUGUACUACUUCAGAGUCAUGGCUGAGAAUGACUACGGAGUCGGCCAAGCUGUUGAAACAAAGACGGCUUCCAAGGCGUCUGAGGUACCACUGCCUGUUGGAAAAGUCUUCCUCACUGAUGUCACCAAGACCAGUGCCUCACUGGCCUGGGAGAAACCUGAGCAUGAUGGAGGCAGUAGAAUUGGUGGCUACCUAAUUGAGAUGCAGCCUAAGGGUACAGAUAAGUGGGGAGUUGCAACCAAUACAAAAACAUGCGACGGCACUGCCACAGGACUCACACCUGGAACAGAAUACCUAUUCCGUAUCAUCGCUUACAAUGAGAAGGGAAAGAGUGAGCCAAAGGCACUUGCUGCACCUGUUGUUGCCAGCGACAUGACCAUGGAGCCAAGUAUUCAGAUGCAAUUUAACACUUACAGUGUAUUAGCUGGAAAAGAUCUUAAGUUGGAGUUCCCUGUGCUUGGUAGACCCAAACCUAAAGUCACCUGGGCUAAGGAUGGUGAACCUUUGAAGGUGACAUCCAGAGUCAAUGUGGUAAACACUCCAGCAACAACUGCAAUUCAAAUUACUGAGGCAUGCAAAGAGGACUUUGGUAAAUACUCCAUUACAGCAACCAAUACUGCUGGCACAAUCACUGAGGAUGUGGCUGUCAUUAUUCUUGACAAGCCUGGUCCAAUAAAAGGUCCAAUCAAGGUUGUUGAAGUGAGCAAUACCUUUGUCCAUCUGGCCUGGGACCCCCCAGAGUACACAGGUGGAUGCCAGGUGAAGAACUAUAUAGUGGAGAAGAGAGAUACCACCACCACAACAUGGCAGUCAGUAACCACACAGCUUGCUAGAACAGCUUUCAAGGUCACCAAGCUGAAGACUGGUGCAGAAUACCAGUUCAGAAUUAUAGCUGAAAACAGAUAUGGAAAGGGCGUGCCUCUGGACUCCAAGUCCAUUGUCGUGCAAUAUCCAUACAAACCACCAGGGCCUCCAGGAACACCGUUUGUCAAAUCUGCAACAAAGGAAAUGAUGAUCAUUGAAUGGAAUGAGCCAGUGAAUGAUGGUGGCAGUGCAGUUAUCGGUUACCAUCUGGAAAGCAAGGAGAGAAGCAGCAUUCUGUGGAACAAACUGAACAAGACUCUCAUCACUGAUACUCAGUUCAAGAUCUGCAAUCUUGAGGAGGGUAUUGGAUAUGAAUUCAGAGUAUAUGCUGAAAAUAUUGUUGGCAUUGGUAGAUGCAGCAAAGUGUCAGAGUCCUUUGUUGCUCGUGACCCAUGUGAUCCUCCUGGUACUCCCGAAGCUGUAUCUAUUUCUAAGAAUCUCAUCAAGAUUCAGUGGACCAAGCCUCAGUAUGAUGGUGGCAGCAAGGUGAAUGGAUAUAUUGUGGAAAGGAAAGAUCUUUCCUCCCCCGAUGGACGCUGGGUAAGAGCUAACUUCACUAAUAUAAUUGACACUGAGUACACCGUCACUGGUCUGACAGAGAAUGAGCAAUAUGAAUUUAGAGUCAUUGCAAGAAAUGCAGCUGGAGUCUUCAGCGAGCCAUCUGACAGCUCUGGACCUAUUACGGCUACUGAUGAAAUUGAACCACCCAGGGCCUCAAUGGAUCCCAAAUACAAGGAUGCCAUCGUUGUCAGUGCUGGAGAACACUUGAUUCUUGAUGCAGACAUCUAUGGAAAACCAAUUCCUGAUGUUGUAUGGCUAAAGGAGGGCAAGGAAAUGGACAAAGCCCUACGCAUUGAAGUGAAAACUACACAGAAGCGUGCAGCCAUAACCAUUAAGGAUACAACGAAGCUUGACAGCGGUCACUAUGACCUUGUCCUCAAAAAUCUGGGUGGUACAAAAACCUUCCCCAUUACUGUCAAAGUUCUUGAUAAACCAGGUCCACCCACUGGACCCCUGAAGGUGACAGGAGUCAUGGCUGACAGGUGCAUCCUUGCCUGGUCUGAGCCGGCUCUGGAUGGUGGGGCUAGUAUCACUCACUAUGUAUUGGAGAAGAGAGAGACUAGCAGGUUGUCCUGGACAGUAGCUGCACCAAAUAUCAAGGGACUGUACCAUAAGCUAACAAAUUUGCUCCAUGGAAAUGAAUACAUUUUCAGAGUCAGGGCUGUGAACAAAUAUGGUGUUGGUGAUUAUCUCGAGAGUGAACCCGUCAUUGCACGCAAUCCAUACAAGCCACCCAGUGCUCCUGGAACUCCAGAGGCCAGUCUUAUCACAAAGGACUCUAUGGUUCUGUCAUGGACCGCUCCAGAACAGACUGGUGGAGCUGACAUUGAAGGCUACCACCUCGAAAAACGCGACAAAGAUAGUGUAAGGUGGACAAAAUGCAACAGACAAAAGCUGACUGACACCCACUUCAAGGUCACAGGUCUGAUGACAGAUCACUUCUAUGAGUUUCGUGUUGCUGCUGAGAAUGAGGCUGGAAUAGGAGACCUCAGUGAAUUGUCCCUGUUCUACAGAGCAUGUGAUGCUACAACACCACCUGGGCCUCCACACCAUCCUAAGGUGACAGACUACACAAAGUCUUCCGUGUCUCUGUCAUGGGGCAAACCUGACUUUGAUGGUGGUGCCUACAUCAAGGGCUACAUUGUUGAAAUGAGGGAGUAUACACCAGUGCCCGAAUCAACAGAGGCAGAAGUAGCACCAGUAGUAGAAAAAGAAUGGGCCAUGUGCACUCCACCCACUGGUAUUCAGGCCACUAAACUCACUAUCACAGAUCUGAAAGAAGGUGGAGAGUACCAAUUCCGCAUCUGCGCCAUCAACUCUGAGGGAGUAGGCGAGGCUGCUAAUGUUAGCGGAAGUGUGGUUACUUCUGACAGGUCAGAAGCACCAGAGAUUGAGCUGGAUGCUGAUCUCAGGAAGGUGGUAUCUGUUCGUGCUGGUGGAACCCUGCGUCUGUUUGUCACCAUCAGAGGAAGGCCUGAACCUGCUGUGAAAUGGGAGAGAGUUGAGGGUAUGCUCACAGAGCGUGCUGCCAUUGACACCACCAGUUCAUACACCAUGCUUGUCAUUGACAAUGUCAACCGCUUUGACAGUGGAAAAUACUCACUAACACUGGAGAACAGCAGUGGUACAAAAUCUGCUAUUGUUGCAGUGAGAAUUCUGGAUACACCAAGCGCACCACAAAACUUUGCUGUGAAGGAGCUCAAGAAGGAUUCAGUGACUCUUGCCUGGGAUACUCCACUCACUGACGGUGGCUCUAAAAUCACAAACUACAUUGUAGAGAAGAGAGAGUCUGUCCGAAAGGUCUAUACCACUGUCACCAGCAACUGCACAGCCAACUCGUUCAAGAUUGAAGAGCUGCCUGAGGGUGGAAAUUUCUACUUCAGAGUCUGUGCUGUCAAUGAGUAUGGCCAAGGACAGAUGGCUGAAACCAAAGAAAUCAAAAUAUCUGAGGUACCUCUGCCACCAAGCAAAGUUACUGUUGUAGAUCUGACAAAGACCAGCGUGACACUGGCAUGGGACAAACCUGCUCAUGAUGGUGGAAGCAAAGUAAUGUGCUACAAUGUAGAAUUUAAGCCUAAGACUGGAGAUAAAUGGGGCACAGCAUGCACAGUCAAGGUGCCUGAAGCAACCGUUCCUAAUCUGACUCCUAAUGAAGCCUAUUUAUUCCGGGUUGUCGCAAUCAAUGAGAAAGGAAAGAGUGAGCCGAAAGAUCUUGGCUUGCCUGUGGUUACAAAGGACGUUGAAAUCGAGCCAUCUGUCAACUUACUGUUUAAUACAUACAGUGUGAAGGCUGGAGACGACCUCACUCUUGAGGUUCCGGUGAGAGGCAGGCCAAAGCCUGUUGUAUCCUGGAAGAAGGAUGGCCUUCCUCUGAAGCAAACAUCAUCACUGACCAUCUUAAACACUGCAACCUCAUCCAAAAUACUCAUCAAAGAGGCUAAAAGAGAACAUGUUGGCAAGUAUGAAAUCACCCUGGCCAACACAGCAGGAACUGUCACAACAGAUAUUGGAGUUGUUGUCCUUGAUAAACCAGGUCCACCUAAAGCUAUUAAAGUGGAUGCUGUUACCUCAGACAGCAUUACAUUGUCCUGGUCACCACCAGAGUAUGAUGGUGGCUGCUCCAUCAGUAACUACAUAGUGGAGAAGAGAGACACAAACACACAAGAAUGGCAGAUGGUAGCAAGUAAUGUUGCCAGGACAUGUUUCAAGGCUGGCCGCCUGACACACGGAGCAGAGUACCAGUUCCGCAUCUAUGCAGUCAACCGUUACGGAAAGAGUACAUAUCUGGAUUCACCAGGAAUUGUUGCUCAGUAUAAUUUCAAACAACCUGGACCACCCUCCACGCCAAUUGUGAAAUUGGCCACCAAGUCUUACAUGUUGGUGACUUGGAAUGAGCCAGUCGUUGAUGGCGGUAGUGCUGUUCUGGGCUACCAUCUGGAGAGGAAGGAGCGCUCUAGCAUUCUUUGGACAAAGAUGAACAGAGGAAUGAUCAAAGAUACAGAAUACAAAGUCAAUGGAAUUGAAGAGGGCAUGAUGUAUGAAUUCCGUGUCUAUGCUGAAAAUAUUGCUGGUAUUGGUAAAUGCAGCAAAGCUUGUGAACCUGUAGCAGCCAGGGACCCAUGUGACCCUCCAGGCACGCCUGUGGUCACUGCCAUUACCAGAACAUCUGUCUCCUUGUCUUGGGAUAAACCAGAGUAUGAUGGAGGAGCCAAGGUUUCUGGCUACAUCAUUGAACGCAGAGACCUUCCAGAAGGACGCUGGACAAGGUGCAACUUUACCAAUGUGCCUGAGACCCACUACGAUGUGACAGGACUUACAGAAAACAGCAAGUAUGACUUCCGUGUCAUUGCUAAGAAUGCAGCUGGAUUGUUCAGUGAACCAUCUGACAACACUGGCCCCAUAACUGUCAAAGAUGAUGUGGAUCCACCACGCAUCAUGAUGGAUGUCAAGUUUAGAGAGACAGUGUUUGUGAAAGCAGGUGAAACUCUGAAGAUAAAUGCUGACCUUGCUGGACGCCCUGCUCCUGUUGUUUCCUGGACCAAGGAUGGCAAAGAGAUUGAGCUGAGAGCUAGAAUACAGAUUGUUACGACAGAUACCAGCACGUCUGUCAUUGUUAAGGACUGUAUCAGAAGAGAUUCUGGACAGUAUGCCCUGACUCUGCAAAAUAUUGCAGGAGCAGUUACCAUGCCAAUAAACUGUGUGAUUAUUGAUAAGCCAGGACCCUCAGCAGGACCUCUGCAGAUCACAGGUCUUACAGCUGAGGAGUGCACUUUGUCAUGGGGUCCCCCUCAGGAGGCCGGUGGUGCUGAUAUCACACAUUACGUUGUUGAGAAGCGUGAGACCAGCCGCUUGGCAUGGACACUAGUGAAGGGAGACGUCACAAAAACAUACUUCAAAGUCAAAGGACUGCAAAAGGGCAAUGAAUAUAUCUUCAGGGUUUUGGCUGUCAAUAAAUAUGGACUUGGUGAGGCUCUGGAGAGUGAUGCUGUAAAGGUUACAGAUCCCUACACUAUUGCCACUGCCCCAGCUGGUGUUGAUGUCACUGCCAUAACUGGAGAUUCAAUGACUCUCACCUGGUGCAAGCCGGCCAGUGAUGGAGGCAGCCCCAUUAUUGGAUAUGUAAUUGAGCGUCGUGAAAAGACAGGUAUGCGCUGGAUCCGUGUGAACAGAGAUCUGGUUGUUGAAUGUACCACAGUAGCAACCAAACUGCGCAAGGCUUGUGAGUAUGACUUCAGAGUCUACGCUGAAAAUGCCGCUGGUCUGAGUCCCCCAAGUGAACCAUCUGCAACAUUCAGAGCAAUGGAUCCUCUGGUUGUUCCUUCUCGCCCAACCAAACCAAAAAUUAUCAGUUCAACCAAGGACAGUGUGUCCAUUGUCUGGAAACCACCAGCAGAUGAUGGUGGUGCUCCCAUCCUUGGAUACAGUGUAGAAUACAGAGACUACAUUCGCAAACCGCAGCCAGAAGUUGAGGGAGAAGAGGAAGAAUAUGAGGAGGAGGAAGAGGAGGUAAUUGAAUCACCUGAGGAACUGGCAAGAUGGGUUGAGGCUAUCCCUCUUACCAAGAGCUUGGAAUUCACAAUCACAGGACUAAAGACAGAUGCCAAAUAUGAAUUCUGUGUCAAGGCAAUAAACAAAGUUGGCAGCAGUGCACGGAGCCCAUAUUCAGAUGGAGCUGCAGCAAUGGACAGAACUGCAGAGCCAUCAUUUGAUGUUGACAUUGAGAUGCGUAAAGUACUCAUUGUUAAGCAUGGCACCGCAUUUACUCUGAAUGUACCAUUCAAGGGCAAACCUGUGCCAUCAGUGGAAUGGGCCAAGGAGGGUGUUGAUCUGAAGGUCAGAGGAACCAUUGAGUCAACAGAUUCCAGCACCUCACUGACUAUUGAAAAGUCAAAUAGAAAUGACUCUGGAGAGUACAGCGUCACUAUCGAAUCACCACUGGGAAAAGCAACAUUGCCCAUGGUUGUCAAGGUGCUCGACUCUCCUGGACCCCCUGUCAAUGUUAAAGUUUCAGCUGUGACUAGGGACUCUGCAACCCUCACUUGGGAAGCUCCAGAGAAUGAUGGUGGUGAUGCAGUGAAGGCCUACCAUGUUGAAAAACGUGAGGCCAGUAAGAAGGCCUGGGUGUCUGUGACCAGCAACUGCCACGCACUUACAUACAAGGUGGAAGAUUUGCAGGAGGGAGCCAUCUAUUACUUCAGAAUUAUUGGAGAAAAUGAGUAUGGAGUGGGUGUACCUCAGGAGGCCAAGGGUGGAACCAAGAUCACAGAGGUGCCAAGUCCACCCAUGAAACUUGGAGUUGUGAAUGUUACGAAGGACAGCAUUACGAUUGCCUGGACAAGACCAGAGUACGAUGGUGGUAGCAGAGUUACUGGUUACCUUAUUGAUGCUGUGGAGAAGGGACAGACCAAGUGGGUGAAGUGUGCCACUGUGAGGACCAUGACUCACACCAUCAAGAGCCUGAGAGAGGGUGCUGAGUACUUCUUCCGGGUCCGUGCUGAGAACCAUGCUGGACUCAGUGAACCCAAGGAGAUGAUUGUACCUGUUAUUGUCAAGGAAAUACAAGAGGCUCCAGAGUUUGACUUGACGAACUACCCCAAGAACACAGUUUAUGUGAAAGCAGGAUCUGACCUGACCUUCGAGAUUCCUCUCACUGGCAGGCCCAUGCCUAAGGUGACUAUGUCCAAGAAUAAUGUUGUCAUCAAGGGAUCCAAGAGACUGCUGACAGAAGUAACACCGGACAGCUUAAUCAUCACUCUAAAUGAGAGCAUUUCAAGUGACGCCGGCAAAUAUGAAAUCACCGCCUCAAAUGCAGGAGGCACCACAAAGAUCUUCAUUAUCUUCAUUGUGAUGGACAGACCUGGACCUCCUAUUGGUCCAGUUGAGAUUGGAGAGGUCGGCGAGACCACAGUGUGUCUGAAAUGGGCUCCUCCAGAGUAUGAUGGUGGCAGCCCUGUUACCAACUACAUUGUUCUGAAACGUGAAACCAGCACUCCUACCUGGGCAGAAGUGUCAACUAGCAUUGCCAGAAGUGCCGUCAAAGUGACUAAGCUCACCAAGGGAGAGGAGUAUCAGUUCAGAAUCAAAGCCCAGAAUCGCUAUGGUGUCAGCGACCACAUUGAUACCAAACCAGUCAUGAUCAAGCUUCCAUACACCAUCCCUGGACCUCCAUCCACACCAUGGGUCAGCUUUGUCUCUAGAGAGAGCCUGACAGUCUGCUGGAAUGAGCCAGUUAAUGAUGGUGGAAACCCUGUGGUAGGAUAUCAUCUACAGAUGAAGGAGAGGAGCAGCAUCCUCUGGCAGAAGGUCAAUAAGACCGCAAUCCCAGGAAACCAGUGGCGUGUUACUAACAUCUGCCCUGGCCUCAUCUAUGAGUUCAAGGUGGCAGCUGAAAAUGCAGCUGGUAUUGGAAAGAUGAGCAAGACCUCUGAGGAGGUGCUCGCUAUCGAUGCCUGUGAGCCCCCAGCAAAUGUCCGUAUCACAGAAGUCACCAAGAACUCAGUCAGCCUGUCCUGGCAGAGGCCUCCAUUCGAUGGUGGCAGCAAGAUUACUGGCUACAGUGUGGAAAGGAGGGAAGCUCCCAAUGGAAGAUGGGUGAAGGCCAACUUUACAAACGUCAUUGAACUUGGCUUCACUGCAUCUGGACUGACCCCGGAUGAGUCUUAUGAGUUCAGAGUGUUUGCCAAGAAUGCUGUUGGGUCUGUCAGCAACCCAUCGCUCAUUGCUGGUCCAGUCACUUGUGUUGAUGCAUGUGGUGCCCCAGCCAUUGACCUUCCUCCAGAGUAUUUGGAUGUGGUUCAGUACAAGGCUGGAGCAUCAGUUAAGCUCAGAGUUGGAAUUAUUGCCAAGCCUCUGCCAACCAUUGAGUGGCUCAAGGAUGGAAAGGAGCUGGUAGCAUCCUCUACUCUGUCUGUCGAAAGCACAACAGACUCUUCUGCUGUUCUGAUCAAGGAUGCAACUCGCCUUGACACAGGCUCAUAUGAAGUCAAGAUCAAGAAUGUUCUCGGAUCAGCAUCUGCAACCAUCAGGAUUGAAAUCCUAGACAAACCUGGACCCCCAGCUGGCAUCAUUAACUUUAACUCCAUCACAGCAGACAGAAUUGUCUUCAGCUGGGAACCUAUACCUGAGUCUGACCAAGGAGGCUCCAAGGUGACCCACUACAUAGUUGAGCGCCGUGAAACCAGCCGAGUGGUCUGGACGACAGUUUCAGACAAGCACGAGCAGACACAUGUCACCGUUGGCAAGCUGGUGCGUGGAAAUGAAUAUGUCUUCCGCGUCAUGGGUGUUAAUAAGUAUGGAGUUGGAGAGCCACUGGAGUCAGAGCCUGUCAUCGCGAAGAACGCCUUUGUAACUCCAGGCCAGCCUCGUACUCCUGAGGUGAACACUGCCACCAAGACCACCAUGUUGGUGGAAUGGGACAAACCAGGUGUAGAUGGGGGUAGCGCUGUGACUGGCUACUACCUGGAGAGACGCGACAAGAAGAGCUUGCGGUGGAUCAGAGUUUACAAAGACCCUGUCACUGACGUCAAGCAGACUGUGUACCACUUGACAGAAGGAAAUGAGUACCAAUAUCGUGUCUGUGCCAUUAACAAGGCUGGAGAGGGGCCGUUCUCUGAUGCAUCAGACUUCUACAAGGCUGCUGACCCAGUUGAUCCACCAUAUGAACCAUGCAAGCUGAAGGUGGUCGACUCCACCAAGACAUCCAUCACCUUGGGCUGGUCCAAGCCAGAAUGGGAUGGAGGCAGUGAGGUCACCAGCUACAUGGUGGAGAAGCUUGUUGAGGGAGAGAAAGAAUGGGCCAUGGUUACCUCCAAGGGAGAGGUCAAGACAACAGAGUACACAGUUCAUGACUUAAAACCAGACGUCAACUACUUCUUCAGAGUCUCUGCUGUUAACUGUGCUGGCCGUGGAGAGCCUCUUGAGAUGACUGAACCUGUACAGGCUAAGGAUAUCCUGGAGGAAGCCCAGAUUGACUCAGAUGUGGCCAUGAGAACUCACUACAUUGUGAAGGCUGGCAAGGACGUGGAGCUGUCUGUUCCUCUGAAGGGCAGACCUGCUCCCACUGCUUCAUGGAGCAAGGGAGAAGAAUGCAUUGAUCGCAAUCCCAAAUAUGAGUUCCACCACUCAGACACAGCCACAGUCCUUGUAAUGCGUGAGGUGAACAGGCUUGACACUGGAAAGUACACAGUCAAGAUAGAGAAUGGUGUGGGAGAACCCAAGACUCUGACCCUGUCCGUGAAAGUCCAGGAUACCCCAGCUCAGUGCAGAAACCUGGUUAUGAAGGAUGUGACCCGUGGAAAGGUCACUCUCUGCUGGGAGCCUCCACUCCUGGACGGUGGUGCUGAGAUCACAAACUACAUUGUUGAGAAAAGGGACUCCUCUAAGAGAUCCUACUCUGCAGUGACAAGCAAAUGCACGGAAACAACAUACACCAUCGAAGAUCUCUCUGAGAAGACAUCCUACUUCUUCCGUGUGUUAGCCGAAAAUGAGAAUGGUGUUGGUGAUCCAUGUGACACACUUGAGCCUGUGAAGGCCACAGAGACUCCAGGACCAGUCAAGGAGGUCUCUAUGAAGGAUUCAUCCAAGACUUCUGUCACUCUGCAGUGGCUGAAGCCCGAUUACGAUGGUGGCAGCAUCAUCUCUGACUAUGUCAUUGAGAAGAAGGCUCAGGGUGAGGAAUGGUCAUUGGGAGGAACCAGCAGACAAUGUGAGUUUGAGGUCAAGAAACUCAAGGAGCACUCAGAGAUGUUCUUUAGAGUUGCUGCCAGGAAUGACAAGGGACAGGGCGACUUUGUUGAGACUGGGCCUAUCAAGGUCAUUGACUAUAUUAUCACACCCGAGGCAAGCCUUGCAGAGUACCCAGAUGGCACUGUGAGUGUUCGCCUGGGUCACAAUGUGCACAUCGAGCUGCCGUACAAAGGCAAACCCAGACCCGCUAUUCUUUGGCUGAAGGAUAACCUGCCUCUGAAGGAGAGUGACCAAAUACGCUUCAAGAAGACAGAAAACAAAGCCACUCUAAUGAUCAAGAAUGUCAAAAAGGAGAAUGAGGGUAAAUACACCCUGACCCUUGACAAUAAGGUCAACAGGAGAUCUUUCCACAUCCAUGUCAUCACACUUGGACCACCAUCAAAGCCUGUUGGACCCAUCCGACUGGAUGAAGUGAGAGCUGAGAGCAUCAUGAUCUCCUGGGAUGAACCCAGUGAUGAUGGCGGCGGAGAUAUCACCUGCUACACUGUGGAGAAGCGUGACACCUCCCAGUCCAACUGGAAGAUGGCAUGCUCCAGUGUAGAGGGAACUCAGUUCAAGGUCCCCAACCUGAUCAAGGGUGUCCAGUACCAGUUCAGAGUGUGUGCUGAGAAUAGAUAUGGUGUCAGUGAGCCUCUGAUCUCACAGAUGGUCAUUGCCAAGCACCAGUUCAGGCCUCCAGGUCCCCCAGGCAAGCCUGUGGUGUACAAUGUCACCAACGAUGGCAUGACCAUCCAGUGGGAGAAGCCCAUAUAUGAUGGUGGUACCCCCAUCCAGGGCUACCAUGUGGAGAAGAAGGAAAAGAACAGCAUCAUGUGGCAAAAGGCAAACACUGUGCUGAUCAAAGAAACAGAUUUCAGGAUUUUGGAACUCAUUGAAGGCCUUGAGUACUCCUUCAGGGUCUACGCCCAGAACGAUGCUGGCUUUAGCCGAAUGAGUGACGAGAGCAAGCCAACUAUGGCUGUCAGUCCUGUUGAUCCUCCUGGUCAGCCUGACUACAUUGAUGUGACUAGUGACUCAGUGACACUGAAAUGGGAUGCACCCAAACGUGAUGGUGGUAGCAAGAUUGCUGGCUACAACAUUGAGAAACGCCAAGGACAAGGUCGCUGGUUCAAGGCCAACUUGACUGAUGUACAUGAGUGCCAGUACACUGUUACUGGGCUGGCAACAAAUGAACGCUACGAGUUCAGAGUCAUUGCCAGAAAUGCCAUCGGCGUUAUCAGCCCUCCCUCUAACUCCUCUGGCUUGAUUGUUGUUAGAAGUGAGAACGCCCCCCCAAAUAUCGAGUUUGGCCCAGAGUACUUUGAGGGUUUGACAGUCAAGGCAGGAGACAACAUCAGGCUGAAGGUGACCAUCACUGGACGCCCAGUUCCCAAGGUCGUCUGGUUCAGAGACGAUGUGGAGGUUACCAAAAAGAUGAUGGACAUUAUCACUGUACCUGGAUCCAGCACCCUGUUUGUCAGGGACGCUGACCGUACACACCGUGGCCUCUACACUGUGGAGGCUACCAAUGGAUCUGGAAGCAAGAAGGAGAGCAUCCUUGUUCAAGUCCAAGACACACCUGGGGAGCCAGUGGGACCCAUCACCUUCAGUAACAUCUCAGAGGGCAAGUGCACUCUGUCUUGGAGCCCACCAGAGAACGACGGCUGCUCCGAGGUUUCACAUUACAUCAUUGAGAAGCGUGAGACCGCCAAGAUCUCUUGGGCCUUGGUGACUGAUGAAUGUAAGGAGUGCACUUACAAUGCUACCAAGCUCAUCAAGACCAAUGAGUACCAGUUCAGGGUCUCUGCUGUUAACAAGUUUGGAGUUGGUAGACCUUUGGAAUCCAGUCCCAUCAUUGCACAGAUGCAGUACACUACCCCUGAUGCUCCAGGCACUCCUGACGCCACUGAGGUGACAGGGGAGAGCAUCACCCUGUCCUGGACUCCUCCAACACAUGAUGGAGGAAACCCCAUUCAGUACUACAUUCUGGAGAAACGAGAAAAGAAGACUGUCCGGUUCUACAAGGUGAUGACCAAGAAGCCCAUUGUUGAAUGCGCUCACAAGGUGCUUCACCUGACAGAGGAUAUGGAAUACGAGUUCCGUGUCAUGGCCGUGAAUGAUGCUGGCGUUGGAACUCCUAGCAACAUCUCUAUACCUAUCAAAGCUGCCGAACCAAAGGAUAUUCCUUGUGCUCCAUCUGUCGUUUGUGUAUCUGACUCCACCAACACCUCCAUCAGCCUGGAAUGGAGCAGGCCUGCAGAUGAUGGAGGCAUGGAGAUCCUGGGCUACAUUGUUGAGAUGGUGAAAGGAGAUGCAACAGACUGGAAGAGAGUAAAUGAGGAGCUGGUGGCUGAAACUAAUUACGUGGUAACUGGUUUACAGACGGGAGCUGAGUACAAGUUCCGUGUCGCAGCUGUCAAUCAUGUGGGUAGAGGCGAGGAAAGGGAGAUUCCAGAGCCUGCUCAGGCUGUAGAUAGGCUAACACCACCACAGGUGGAUAUCGAUGCCUCAUUCAAGCAGACACACAUUGUCAAGGCUGGAGGUUCGGUGUGCCUCGGCAUCCACUUCAGAGGAAAGCCCAUUCCCACUGCCACCUGGGUAAAGGAGGAAGGAGAGCUGGGUGUCAUGUCAGAGAUCACAACUACAGACGGAUAUAGCUCCCUAAGUAUCGAAAACUGCUCUAGAAAUGAUACAGGCAAAUACACUGUUAACUUAGAGAAUUCCAGCGGCAGCAAGGCCAUUACAUUCACUGUCAAGGUGAUGGACACUCCUGGACCUCCACAAGCUGUUGCUUUCAAGGAGGUAACCAGAGGCUCGGUCACACUCACCUGGGAGUCUCCUGUCAGUGACGGUGGGGCCCGAAUUCAUCACUAUAUUGUCGAGAGACGUGAGGCUAGUCGCCGCACUUGGCAGCAAUCUGGUGGCAAGUGUACACAGUGCAUCCUGAAGAUCCAGGACCUGCUGGAGGGAGUGCCAUACUUCUUCAGAGUCUCAGCUGAGAACCAGCAUGGUGUGGGUGAGGCGUUUGAGAUGCCUGAGCCUGUCACUGCCACUGCAGAACCAGCAACUCCAAAGAGGAUGGACAUCCUGGACACCACAGACAGCUCUGUGUCACUGGGCUGGCUGAAACCUGAGCAUGAUGGUGGCAGCCGCAUCCAGGGUUACGUCAUUGAGGCAAAGCCAAAGGGUACAGACAAAUGGGUUGUGGUUGGCAACACCAAGAAUCUCACCUAUGUGGUUGAAAAGCUCAACAAGGGUGAUGAGUAUGACUUCCGUGUGAAGGCUAAGAAUGAGGCCGGCUACAGCAAGCCCAAGGAAACUCUGGCUCCUGUGUUGGUCAAAGAGCCUCAUAUUGAACCUGCUGCUGACCUCAGCGAGAUCACCAACCAGCUCAUCACAUGCAGGUCUGGCAGCACCUUCACCAUCGAUGUUCCCAUCAGUGGUAGACCUGCUCCUAAAAUCACCUGGAAGCUGGAGGAGAUGAGGCUGAAGAGCUCAGACAGAGUCACAGUCAAGGUCACUAAGGACCGAACCAGCAUCUCAGUCAAAGAGGCCAUGAGAGGAGAUGGUGGUAAAUACUACCUGACUCUGGAGAAUGUGGCAGGAACCAAGACCUUCACUAUUGAAGUUAAUGUCACAGGCAGACCCAGUCCUCCAACUGGACCCAUUGAAAUCUCAUCCAUUACCUCUGAGUCCUGUGUCAUUAACUGGCAACCACCAGAGGACGAUGGUGGCACUGAUAUCACCAACUACAUUGUGGAGAAGCGUGAGUCUGGUUCCACAGCCUGGCAGCUUAUCAACUCCAGUGUAAAGCGCACAUCUCUCCACGUCAGCCACCUGACCAAGUACAUGCAGUAUACGUUCAGGGUCUCCGCUGAGAAUAGAUUUGGUGUCAGCAAGUCCACUGAGUCUGAGACUAUUGUCGCAGAGCACCCGUUCAUACCUCCUAGCCCACCAACAAAGCCCACAGUCUUCAAUGUCACUGCCAACACAAUGACCCUGAAAUGGGAGGAGCCCUACAAUGAUGGCGGCAGCAAGGUGACAGGCUACUGGAUUGAGAAGAAGGAGAGGAACAAUAUCCUGUGGGUGAGGGAGAAUAAGAUCCCUUGCUUCGAGUGCUACUACAAGAUGGAAAAUCUAGUCGAAGGCUUGGAGUACCAGUUCAGGGUUUAUGCCAUGAACAGUGCUGGCCUGAGCAAAGCCAGCGAGGCCUCCAAGGGAGCAGUUGCUCAAAACCCAGUUGAUCCACCAAGCAAGCCAGAAGUCACAAAUGUUACAAGAACCACAGUCUCUCUCAAAUGGUCAGCUCCACUGAAUGAUGGUGGCAGUCCCAUUGUGGGCUACAUCAUUGAGCGUAAGCCAUACACUUUGACAGGUGAGGGCCGCUGGCUCAAAUGUAACUACACCAAUGUGACAGACAAUUUCUUCACUGUUACUGCACUGGGAGAGGGAGAGCCCUACGAGUUCAGAGUCAUCGCCAAGAAUGCCAACCAGGUCUUCAGUAUUCCCUCAGAGUCUACUGGGUCUGUGCAGUGCAAGACUGACUUUGAACCACCAAAAGCCCAGUUGGACAGCAAACUCUUGUCUGAAACUGUGAUGGUCAGAGCCGGUUCAGACCUGGUUCUGGACGCUGCAGUGGGAGGCCGGCCUGACCCCAAGGCUUCCUGGUCCAAGGGCAACAGGGAUCUGGAGUUGUGUGAAAAAUACCACCUGCAGUACACCUCCACCAGGGCCAUGGCCAUCAUCAAAUUCUGUGACAGAGAUGACACUGGAAAGUACAUUCUCACAGUCAGGAACGUAAGCGGAACCAAGACUGCCGAGGUCAACGUCAAAGUGCUGGACACACCUGGAGUGUGUGACGGCACCAUUGAGAUCAGCAAAAUCACUGAGGAGUCAUGCACCUUGAGCUGGAAGCCUCCUCUUGAGGAUGGCGGCGAUGAGGUCUCCCACUAUAUUGUGGAGAGGCGUGAUACCAACAGGCUCAACUGGGUCAUCAUGCACGCAGAGUGCAAGGAGCUGACCUGCAACAUCACCGGGCUGUUCAAGAACACAGAGUACCUGUUCAGAGUCCGGGGAGUCAACAAGUAUGGACCUGGAGUCCACCUACAGUCAGAACCCAUGGUUGCCAGAAACACUUUCACUGUGCCAUCUCCCCCUGGUGCUCCAGAGAUCCUGGCAUCAGGAAAAGACUUUGCUACCAUUGAGUGGCUGAAGCCAGAGAGUGAUGGCGGCAGCCCACUGAUCCACUACCUGGUGGAGAGGCGUGAGAGAAAGAGUGCCCGCUGGGUGAAGGUGAACAGGGAUGGAGCUCACCUGGACACCACACUGAAGGUGUCUGGUUUGACCGAAGGCAACAUCUACCAGUUCAGAGUGACCGCCAUCAACAAGGCCGGAGAGAGCGAACCCAGCGAGGUCUCUCUGUAUGUUGUCUGCAGAGUGCCAACAUGCACCCCUGCUCCUCCUUCUAUCCCUCGUAUCACCGACACCCAUGUUGACAGCAUCAGCCUCGCCUGGUCUCGCCCUGUGGAGGAUGGAGGAGCUGAUGUGAUCGGCUACAUCCUGGAGAUGCAGGAAGCUGGAGCAGAGGAAUGGAAGAAGGCCCAUGAAAAGACCCUGCGUGCCACAGAGUAUGUGGUAACUGGACUUUCUGCAGGCAAGAAGUACUGCUUCAGAGUGGCUGGCAUCAACAUCAAUGGUACAGGAGACUUCAGUGAACCCUGUGCUGAGACUGAGCCAGUGGAGAGAAUUGAAACUCCUGACUUUGAGCUCCACGAUGAUCUAAAGAAGACCAUCUGCCUACGUGCUGGUGGCUCCCUCCGCCUAUUUGUCAAUGUAACUGGUCGUCCUACUCCUGCCAUCACUUGGAGCAAGCCAGGUGUUGACCUCCAAAACAGAGGCUUCAUCGAGGUCACCAACACAUCCACCACACUCAUCAUCGAUAAGGUCCACCGCUAUGACGCUGGCAAAUACACGCUCACGGCCGAGAACUCUGCAGGAAAACAGGAAGUCAACAUUCUGGUCAAGGUCUAUGAUACUCCUGGACCAACUGGACCAAUCAAGAUCAAAGAGCUGACCAAGGAUUCUGCUACCAUCUCUUGGGAAGCCCCAACCGUGGAUGGUGGUGCUCCUGUAAACAAGUACAUCAUUGAGAGGCGUGAGGCCUCCAUGAGAGCCUACAAGACCGUCACCUCCAAGUGCCAGAAGACAUCCUACAAGAUCGAAGGCUUGAUGGAGGGCAUGCUGUACUACUUCAGGGUUCUUCCUGAAAACAUUUAUGGAAUUGGUGAACCCUGUGAGACUCCUGAUGUCAUCCUGGUUUGCGAGGUGCCUCUGCCACCACACAAGCUGGAGGUGAUUGACGUCACCAAGAGCUCUGUUACCCUGGGAUGGGAGAAGCCUGAGCAUGAUGGUGGCAGCCGAUUGACAGGCUAUGUCAUUGAGGCCUGCAGGUUUGGCACCGACAAAUGGAUGAAGGUGGCCACAUUAAAGCUCACAGACUUUGAGCACACAAUUGAGAAGUUGAAUGAGAGUGAACAGUAUUUGUUCAGGAUCAGUGCAGUCAACAGCAGAGGAGCCAGCGAGCCCAAAGAGCUUGUUACAGCCGUCACUGUACAAGAACAGAGAGUGAUGCCUGUGGUGGACUUCUCCAGUAUUCCUCAGAAGGUUGUCAACGUCCUGGCUGGCAAGACUUUGGAGCUGGACCUGCCCAUCAUCGGCAGGCCUCCUCCCGUCUGCUCCUGGUACUUCAGCGACAACAGGAUAAAAAUCACUGACCGCGUCAAGAUCAAGAGCACCAGCAAGUUCUCCAAACUGACUGUGUCUGACACCACUAUUGAUGACACUGGUGACUACACCCUGGAAGUGAAGAAUGCCGUUGGUACCAUCACAGAGGUCAUCAAGGUCAUCAUCCUCUCUAAACCUGAUGAACCAAAGGGACCCAUCAGGUUUGACGAGAUUGAUGCCACCACCGUCACCUGCAGUUGGGAUCCUCCUGUCAGAGAUGGCGGCGCUCCCAUCAGUGGCUACGUGGUUGAGCAGCGUGAUGCUCACAGACCUGGCUGGAUGCCUGUCAGUGAUGCUGUUAGCAGACCAACCUUUAAGUUUGAGAACCUGAUUGAGGGAGAUGAGUAUGUCUUCCGUGCAGCUGCCGUGAAUCGCUAUGGCACCGGAGAGUUCCUACAGUCUGAGGUUGUCACCUGCAGGAGCUUGAAGAAUGUGCCUGGACCUCCUGGCCGUCCAACCGUCUUUGAUGUUUCUCGUGAUGGUAUGACCGUUGCCUGGAACCCACCGGAUGAAGACGGCGGCCUUGAAGUUUCUGGAUACAUCAUUGAGCGCAAAGAAGUCAGGUCUGACAGAUGGGUGCGUGCCAACAAGAACCCCAUCACCAUGACCAGAUACAGGUCAACAGAGCUGAUUGAGGGUCUGGAGUAUGAACACAGAAUCAUUGCUAUCAAUGCCAGAGGAAUGAGCAAACCAAGUCUGCUAUCCAAACCAGCAGUGGCAACAGAUCCCAUCGAUCCACCUGGCUGUCCUCAGAACCCAAGGAUCACCGAUACCACCAAGUCCUCUGUAUCAUUGGCUUGGAGUCCUCCUGAUGAUGAGGGAGAUGCAAGGGUGGACGGUUACCUGAUUGAGAUGCAGAAGGUGGGCACUAUGGCUUGGAUCAAGUGCAACACCACACCAUCUCUCAUCUGCGAGUACACACUGACCAAGAUGCCACAAGGGGAAGAAUUCAAGUUCCGUGUGAUGGCUUGCAAUGCCGGUGGCUCUGGAGAGCCUGCUGAAGUGCCUGGAACAGUUUCUGUGACUGAGAUGCUUGAAUCUCCUGACUAUGACCUGGAGCUGAAAUACAAAGAUGUGUAUGUGGUCCGCCAGGGAGGAGUGGUUAGACUCUCAUUACCCAUCAAGGGUAAACCUCACCCAACCUGCAAGUGGUCAAAGGAUGGCGGUGCAGUCUCCACAAUGGCCAUGAUUGCCUCCACCGAGGAUGCCAGUGAGCUGGUGAUUAAGGGAGCUGAGAGGAACGACUCUGGUGUGUAUGAGCUCUUGCUAGAGAAUAAGGUUGGCAAGAAGAAGGCCCAGAUCAAAGUCAAGGUCAUCGGCCGCCCAAGUGCUCCAGAGGGACCAAUGGUCUUUGAGGAGAUCCAGGCCAACUCUGUAAAGGUGUCCUGGAAGGCACCCACUGAUGACGGUGGUUCAGAGAUUCUAGGUUACAUCGUGGAAAGACGUGAGGCCACCAGAAAUGCCUGGUACACUGUAGACUCUAGAGUAACUGAUACUCAACUGGUUGUCAAGGGCCUGAGAGAGGGGACAGAGUAUCACUUCAAGGUCACGGCUGAGAACUCCUUUGGUGUUAGUACCUCUCUGAAGUCGGAGCAGCCGCUAGUGCCCAAGACUCCUCUUUGUCCUCCUGAGCCUUCAAGCACUCCACCAGAGAUCAUGGACGUCACCAAGAGCUCUGUGGCAUUGGCCUGGUCCAGACCAAAGGAUGAUGGUGGUUCUGCCAUCACUGGCUACUAUGUUGAGUACAAGGUGGUGUCGGCUGAGACAUGGUCCCGCUACCAGACCAAGAUCACCUCUACUAUGUUCACUCUGCCUGGACUCACCCCUGACACAGACUACCAUUUCCGUAUCGUUGCUGUCAACGACAUCGGUGAGAGUGAGGCUGGUCCUGUGUCUGACCAAGUUACAUGCAAGGAUCCAUUCGACAAACCAAGCCAACCUGGUGAGAUUGACACAGUGAGCGUGACAAACAACUACAUCAGCAUCCGUUGGCAAGCUCCAGAGUGUGAUGGUGGAAAGGAGGUCCUGGGCUACUGGGUAGAGUACAGGAAAUCAAUUGAGAGCACAUGGAAGAAGUGCAACAAACAGAGGCUGAAGGAAAAGGAGUUCCUCAUGCCUGGACUGGCUGAGGCCACAGAGUAUGAGUUCAGAGUGUUUGCUGAAAACGAGACAGGAAUGAGCAGACCUCGUAGGACUACGACUUGCAUCAAGACCAAACUGAGUGUUGAAGCAAAACCAAGCCUGAGAAAGGAAAUGGAUGAAGUAACUGCCAAGCUUGGUCAGCCUGCUGUCAUGAAGUGCCAGAUUAUUGGCAGACCGGUCCCUGACAUCAAGUGGUAUCAUGCCGGCAAAGAGAUUCUCGAGUCCCGCAAGUACGAGAUGAGCUCUGACGGCCGCAACCACUCCUUGUCCAUCAUGACUGACCAGCAGGAGGAUGAGGGAGAAUACACCUGCAAGGCCAUCAACGAUGCCGGAGAAGCCGAUACUACAGGCAUUCUGGUGUUGGAGGCUGCUCCAUCCUUCCACCCUGACUACCCAUUGAAGGAUACCUACUACGCUGGCCUGGGAACCACUUUGCGCAUCCACGCCGUCUACAUCGGCCGUCCUGAGCCAAAGAUCAUGUGGCUGCAUGGAGCAAAGACCCUGGAGAACACUGAAGAUAUCAGCAUUGAGACCACUGAGCACUACACACACCUGAUCAUUAAGAAUGUGCAGCGCAGAGUCCAUGGAGGCAAAUACAGGAUCAGGCUGCACAACCACUUUGGCAGGGCUGACACAGCAUUCAAUGUUGAAAUCUAUGACAAACCUGAUGUGCCUCAAGGUCCCAUUGUCCUGGACGCCCUCCUGAAGAACUCCGUCAUCAUCAGCUGGAAGCCUCCCAAGGACGACGGAGGCUGCAUGAUCACCAACUACAUCGUGGAGAAGCGUGAGGACAAGGAGGGCACAGAGUGGGAACUGGUGUCGUCAUCCAUCAAUGGCACAUCUUGCCGCGUCCCUAACCUUAUCGACAGUGCUGGAUACUUCUUCCGUGUUUACGCCCAGAAUCGCUAUGGCAACAGUGAGCCAUUGGAGCUCACGUCACCUAUUCUUAUCAAGAGCCAACUGGAGAGACCAUCACCACCUCUGUCACCAGUUGUUUCUGGCAUCACCAAAGACUCCUGCGUUGUUUCCUGGAAGCCUCCACUCAGCGAUGGUGGCUCCAAGAUCAAGAGCUAUUGCCUUGAGAAGAAGCACAAGAAGGACAAGAAGGAAUGGACCGAUUGGACUCCGGUGACCACAGACGAGAUCAAACAGACAGUGUUCUCUGUCAAGCGCCUGACUGAGGGCGUCGAACACAUCUUCCGUGUGAAGUGUGAGAACCUUGGAGGACAGAGUGACUACAGCGAGGAGACCACUCCCAUUGUUCCAGCCACAGCUGUCGAGAUCCGUGCUCCUGCCUUCAAGGAGGAGCUGAGGAACAUGAGCGUCAAGUACAAGAGCAACGCUACCCUUGUCUGCAAGAUCAUAGGACAGCCCAAGCCUGUGAUUAAAUGGUUCAGACGAGGAAAGGAGAUCCAUUCCGAUGGCAAGAAGAUCAAGAUCCAGGAGUUCAAGGGAGGUUAUCACCAGUUGGUCAUCACUGAGGCUGAUGAGGAAGACUCCACUGUGUACCAGAUCAGGGCCACCAACCAGGGAGGCUCUAUCUGCGCUACAGUCUCUCUGGAUGUUGAAAUCCCUGCCAAGAUCCACCUGCCAAAGAACCUGAAGGACAAGGAAGCCAUCCCUGCUCUGCGUGGAGAAGUUGUCAAUAUCAAGAUUCCUUUCGGUGGCAAACCAGAUCCUGUCAUUACAUGGCAGAAGGGACAAGAUCUCAUUGACAGUAAUGGCCACUACCAGGUCAUUGUCACCAGGUCAUUCACUUCUUUGGUAUUCCCCAAUGGAGUAGAGAAGAAGGAUGCUGGUUUCUACAUUGUCUGUGCCAAGAACAGAUUUGGCAUUGACCAGCAGACAGUUGAGCUGGAUGUGGCUGAUGUGCCUGAUCCUCCACGUGGUGUCAAAGCUAGUGAUGUCUCCAGAGACUCAGUCACACUGAACUGGGUGGCCCCCGCAAAUGAUGGCGGCAGCAAGGUCAUCAGCUACAUCAUUGAGAAGUGCCCCACCACUGCUGAGAGGUGGGAGCGUGUUGCCCAGUCUCGUGACACCCGCUACACCGUUAUCAAUCUGUUUGGGGGAACCAGCUAUCAGUUCAGAGUCAUUGCUGAGAACAAGUUUGGACAGAGUGCUCCAUCUGAGUCCAGCGGACCUGUCAUGACCAAAGAGGACAAAUCCAGAGUUCUGCUCUAUGAUAGGGAGGUUGAUGAUACUGGACGUGUACCCAAGGGCAAGGCUCCACACUCUGAUGCCAAGAAUCUGCACAACAAAUAUGCUAUUGCAGAGGAAUUGGGCAGAGGCCAGUUUGGCAUCAUCCACCGCUGUGUUGACAUCAGCUCUGAGAAGACAUACAUGGCUAAAUUCGUCAAAGUGAGAGGUGCUGAUCAAGCAAUAGUCAAGAAGGAAAUUGCAACACUGAACCUGGCCAAACACACCAACUACCUUCUUCUCCACGAAUCUUUCGACAGUCCUGAGGAGCUGGUGAUGAUCUAUGACUUCAUCUCUGGUGUUGACAUCUUUGAGCGCCUCAGCACUCCUGAGUUUGAGCUUAAUGAGCGUGAGAUUCUUACCUACAUCAGGCAGAUCUGCUCAGCUCUUGAGUUCCUGCAUGCUCAGAGCUAUGGACACUUUGAUAUCAGACCCGAGAACAUUGUGUACACAUCUAGAACCAGCUCUAAUGUGAAGAUUAUUGAGUUGGGCCAGUCCAGACACCUGACUCCUGGAGACCAAAUCAAGAUUCAGUAUACCACUGCAGAGUACGCUGCUCCUGAGAUUCACCAGUGUGACAUGGUUAGCACUGUCACUGACAUGUGGUCAGUUGGUGUCCUUGCCUACAUACUCCUCAGUGGACUUAAUCCAUUCACAUCUGAAACCAACCAACAGAUGAUUGAUAACAUCUCCACUGCAGCCUACAGCUAUGAUGACGAGUCCUUCACGCAGGUCAGUGUCGAGGCAUUAGACUUCACAGACCGCCUAAUGACAAAGGAACGAAAACAUCGUAUGACUGCUGCUGAGGCACUGGCGCAUCCUUGGCUCACCAAGCCUGCAGAGGAAAUCAGCACCAGAGCAAUCCCAACAGGAAGGCAUAAGAGAUACUACCAGUCAAUGGUGAGGAAAGAGUGGAGCACCGUUGUCUCUGCAGCCCGUGUGGCCAGUGGUGGCUCCAUCAGGUCCCAGCGUGGCGUCUUUGUCGCUAAGGUGAAGAUUGCUCCAUUUGAACAUGGCCCUGUUGCAGGCCAGAUUAACCAUGCGGUGGUGAAUGAGGGAGACAGUGUAAAAUUCAUCUGCAACAUUGACAACUAUGAUAGUACUACUGAAGUGACAUGGUACUGUGGAGUCAGGCAGCUUGAGGCUGGUGACAAAUAUGAAAUUGAAUAUGAGGAUGGCCUGGCUGUAAUCACCAUCAACAAGAUCACAAGAGCAGAUGAUGGCACUUACAGAUGCAAGGUUGUGAAUGAGUACGGUGAAGACAGUGCCUACGCAGAGCUGUUUAUCAACGGUGUUAGAUCUUACCGCGACUUCUUCACCACCCGUGUGGUCAAGAAAACUAAGCGCAGAAUUGACGCUGCCAGAAUGCUCCAGAAACCGCCUGAGUUCACCCUUCCUCUGGUCAACCGUACAGCCUACAUUGGUGAAGAUCUGCGCUUUGGCGUGACCAUCACUGUUCACCCUGAGCCUCGUGUCAUCUGGCACAAAUCAGGACAGAAGUUAAUCCCCGGACAUGAUGACAGGAAAUAUACCUUCAUAAGUGACAAGGGCCUGUAUCAGCUGAUUAUCCACAACCUUGAGCCCGAGGAUGACGCUGAAUACAGUGUUGUGGCCCGCAACAGGUAUGGUGAUGACAGCUGCAAGGCUCGUCUUACCGUUAUUCCUCGCCCUAAACCAGCAGACCUCACCCUGAGGCCCAUGUUCAAACGCCUGCUUGCAAACGUAGAGUGCAGGGAGGGCCAGAAUGUGCGCUUUGAGAUUAGAGUAUCCGGCCAUCCCACACUGAAGUGGGAGAAGGAUGGCACACCUUUAGCAUUUGGACCAUCUAUUGAGGUUGUCCAUGAGGGUCUGGAUUACUUCAUCCUUCAUGUGAGGGACACUCUUCCUGAGGACUCUGGCAUAUACAGAGUUACUGCUACAAACUCUGCUGGAUCUGCCAGUUGCCAGGCCACGCUCAAAGUAGAGCGUGUUGCUCAUGUAAAGAAAGAAUAUGAGAUGAGUGAAAAGGAGAAGGAAAAGCUUUCUGGAAAGGAGGAAUUGGAUAAAAAGGUGAGGCUGUCUCAGAUUAUGGCUGGCACUGUUGUCACACCUCUUCCACCUGCAGCAGUACAAGCUGUAAGGGAGGCAGCCACAAUGUUUAAACCUGCUGUGACAACUAAGAAGGGCGAGAAGACUGAGGCUGAGAUACAGAAAGAAAAAGAGGAGAGGAAGAAGCGUGCAGAUGAGAAGAGGCUGCGUAUGCCUUAUGUCGUCCCCACUCCUCGCGUCGUUAACCCAGCUGUUCUUGAGGAGGAUGUGGAAAUUAAACACUUCAAGCCACUCUCUGAUAUGAAAUGGUAUAAGAAGCUGCGGGAUCAGUAUGAGUUCCCUGAGCCCAUGGAGAAAAUUAAACAGAAGAGGAUGAAGCGUAUUCGCCUCUCUAGGUGGGAGCAAUUCUAUGAGGUGCCAAUCAGGAUCAAGGACCAGUACAAGCCCAAGUGGCGCAUCUCAUCCAUGACUCAGGAUGACUUGGAGACUGUGAGGCCUGCAAGGCACCGCACUCCUUCCCCAGAGAUGGAGGCCUACCACAGGAUCAGGAGGAGGUCCCUUGGUGACCUGUCUGAUGAGGAGCUGCUGCUACCCGUGAAGGAGUAUCUGUCCAUGAAGAGAACUGAGGAGGAGAGGCUUCGUCUGGAGGAUGAGCUGGAGCUUGGCUACUCUGCCUCUCCACCCAGCCUCAGUCCAGUUCGCUUUGAGCUGUCUGCCCUGCGUCCCUCAUCUCCCAGAAAAGUCUACAGUGAUGAUGAAGAGGGAGAAGAGGUCCACAGAUAUGACUCCUAUCGAAUUCCAUCCAAAUAUGAGGCUGGCCCAAGUUUUGUUGAUCUCCGCCAGCGUCACGACAAAGCCACAUACAAACCUCCAAGACAGAAGCAGAGGGUGUAUGAGGAGAGAGAAGAUCAGGAGCUGCUGCGCCCACACACAACUGCUCAGAGAAUCUCCUCUUACAAGAGUGAACUCAAACGCAUUGAGUUUGAGGAAAAGACGAGGACUGCUAAAAAAGAAACAACUGUCACUGUUGCAAAAUUCUCUGAGGACAUUGAAUCUGAGCAUCUGACAGCCGUUACCUCAGAAUAUAUUCCUAAGCCAAUUAAGAAGCUCCCAAUGCCUGAACCUGAGAGGAGAAGAUCUCCUACCCCAGAAAAGGCUGUGAAGACAGAUGUGACCCUUCCUAGAGUUGACUUUGCAUCCAGGUAUGAGGAGAGGAAGCAGGCUCUGAGAUCAGAGAGAAGAUCAGUGGAGAGGAAGGUUGAGGUGGUGACACAGGCACCAUUCAGCCUUGACCAUGCCCCACGUAUUACCAUCAGGAUGCGAUCUCAUCGCGUACCCUAUGGCACCAACACAAGGUUCACCUUGAAUGUCCAGGCCAAACCAGAGCCUGAGGUCAAGUGGUUCCACAAUGGAAAAGAGAUUAGCCAGAGCAGCAAAUACCACAUGACCAACAUCAGUGGAGUUCUGACCCUCCAGAUCAUCAACUGUGUGACUGAAGAUGCCGGCACUUACCGCGUGGUCUGCAAGAACACCAAAGGAGAGACCUCUGACUAUGCCACAUUGGAUGUAGCAGGAGCAGAAUAUGCUGCCUUCUCUUCUCUCCGCAAAGAUGAGGAGCCUCCAUCCUCCCGUCUGCCAGAAAUGACCAGGACAGAGGUGUACCACGUCUCCUCCUCUAAGACAGUGAAGGAAACUGUGACUGAAACUGUGAAAGAGACCACCACUGUUGUUGAGAAGCCAAAGGAGAAGCCUAGCGUUCCUGCCAAGAUCCUGACCAAACCACAGUCUCUGACUGUAGAGGAGGGAGACCUCGCCAGAUUUGAGUGUGAUGUGGCCGGUGACCCAGCACCUUCUAUCACCUGGAUGCAUGAAGGAGCUGUUGUUGGUUCCACUGCCCGUCACCACAUCGUCUCCACUCAAUACAACUCCUCCUUCGAGAUCUCUGCUGUUGAGAUGUCGGAUGAAGGUAGCUAUAGUCUGCUGGUGGAAAACGCUGGAGGCAAACAAGAGGCCCAUUUCACUCUGACAAUCCGCAAGUCUGAGUCCAAGGAGAAAGUAGUUGCCCCUCCCAGAGUCACCUCUCCGGAGGCAAAGUCCCCUCUUGCCAAGUCCCCUGAACCAGUCAAAUCUCCUCAGAGAGUAAAGUCCCCUGAGCCAAUCAAGUCACCUCAGAGAGUCAAGUCUCCAGUCUCACCAAAAUCCCCAACACCAAAAUCCCCAACACCAAAGUCCCCUACUCCAAAAUCCCCAACUCCAUCUGAGAAGGAACGAGUGACCUCUCCAAUUAAGUCGCCAAAGAGAGUGAUGUCACCAACUCUUGAAAAGAAGGUGACCUUGGUCCAGGAGGAGGUCCUGUCCUCUGUCAAGGAGAUCAAGUCCUCCCACAGCCAAAUGUCCAUUACAGAGGGCCAGUCUCUGACUCUGAGGGCCAGUAUCCCGGGGGCCUCCGACAUCAGGUGGAUCCUGAACGGGGUUGAGCUAGCCAACUCAGAGCAGUACAGAUAUGGAGUGUCUGGAAAUGAUCAGACCCUGACCAUCAAAUCGGUCAGCCAGAGCGAGCAGGGGAUCAUCACGUGUCAGGCUCAAACACAGCAAGGCCUGGUCCGGUGUCACUUUGAUACUGCAAUCACAGCCAAGCGCUCAGGUGCACCCCACUUUGUGGUGCAGCCCCGGUCCCAGAAUGUGGAUGAAGGACAAAAUGUCAAAUUCAUGUGUGAAAUUGCAGGAGAGCCUUCACCUGAAGUGGAGUGGUUGAAAGACAACAUGGUUAUAUCAGUCACAUCAAACAUUAAACUGAGCCGCUCUAAAAAUGUGUACACUCUGGAGAUAUGUGAAGCCACAGUUGCAGACAGUGGAAAAUAUACGAUAAAAGCCAAAAAUCAGUUUGGACAGUGCUCUGCAACAUCAUCCCUCAACGUCCUCACUCUUGUUGAAGAACCAACAAAAAUGAUUAUUGUGGAGCAAAGAGCUUCUACUGACGCUGCUGCCAGCAUGCAGAAAAGUUUCUCAGCCUCGUCAGUUCACAUGGAGGCAGCUUCCAUGCAGGCCAGCAGUUACAGCAGCAGCUCCCACUCUGCUGCUGCCCAGUAUUCUUUUGAGAGCAUGUCUGCAACUAGCAUGUCUGCCAUGAUGGCUGAGUCAAUGGUUUCCAUGAGCUCCAGCAGCCAAAUGAUGGAAAUGUCUGCUCACUCGCAUGUUGAGGCCUCCUCCUCCUCGCUGAGGGCCCUCACCACCGGGGUCAAAAGAGGCACUCCACCAAAAAUCGAAGCCCUUCCGCGGGAAGUCAGUGCCGAGCCAGGGAAGUCCCUGACAGUGGCAGGGGUGUUCUCUGGAGACCCCAUCCCCUCUGUCCAGUGGGUCCGCUCUGGUCGGACCCUCCCCAACGGGGAUGAGCGGUACCACGUGGAGAACACCUCUGACCUCUCCACCCUCAUGAUCUCUGCGGUGAAGGAGGACGACGCUGGAGCGUACACCCUCCGACUGUCCAACGAGCUCGGCUCAGACUCUGCAACUGUCAACGUUCACAUUCGGUCCAUGUAAAAAGAAAGAAAAAAAAAGAAAAAAAAGUUAAUUUCUAUCCCGUUUCCCUGAUCCAGAACCUUUUUAUUUAGUGAAUUAGCAACGAUAAUCUUACUUGAUGAAGAUCUGGAUUUCUGUUCUUGUAAAUAUGAACUAUUUUUGUACCAAACUUGACAUUAAUUUAUGCCAAACUAGACUCAAGUCUAAAGUUGUUAUAAAAUGUGCCAUAUUGGAUAACUAUGACUUAGGAUUUUUGAACCACUUUUCUGUGACAUGUACAUAAUGUAUAUAGCCGAAUUUAACGGUUAUGGGAAAUGUAUGCAUUGUUAUUUAUGACAAUAAUAUUAACUGAAACAAAAGAACAAAUGUUUUAACAGGAGAAAGUUUCACCAGGAACGAAUACCCUGUCAAACUUAGAAACUAAACUCUGUGCCUCAACAAUAAGUUGAAGUCUUUAAGAUUGCCUCAACAGGUAGAGAGGCUCCCUGUUGAUGUUCUGAACCAGAAACAGAAAGACAAAGUUAUUGUUUUGGACACGCAUCUGUGCGUGUGAUAUUACAGUUUCCUAUGAGUUGUACCAUGAGCUUAAGACCCUGAGUGCUGUUUGCAUUACCCUCAUGUAAGCAGCAUGAACUGGCCUUGUGCUCAGACUGACUGUGUCAUACCACCAUGAUUUGAUGACCGGCUCAGAGUGCGAGCGGCCUGCACUCUCAGCAUUUAGAUCAUUUUAAUAAAGAGCGCUGUUUCUGGCACAGGACGGCUGGAUUGGCUUUUCAAAACGUAACAUCUCCUGGCCAUAAAUGAACAGAAAGUCAAAGCCAGCUCUGCUGUGCAGAAGCAGCGCUGUCUCUUGGAGGAUAGCUAGGUAACGUGUUUGUGUUUGAGUGCGAGUGUUUUUAGCUUUUAGUCAUUUCACCUUGUCAGUAGUCAGGGUCUUCUUCAUUCACCACAGUGAUUACAUCUCCUGUGAAAGAAACAAAAAGAGAAGCAGUUAUGUUUUGCCCUGCACUUUGAUUUAAUUUAUCUGUUGAUGUAGAACUGUGUUUCAUCCUCCUCGAGUUUUAUGCAUUACUGAUUUAAUAAAGCAUGAUUUCAGCACUAUA
Molecule: messenger RNA, 91849 nt
Organism: Lates calcarifer (barramundi perch)
Lineage: Eukaryota; Metazoa; Chordata; Actinopteri; Centropomidae
Product: titin-like
Biological process (GO): protein phosphorylation
Molecular function (GO): ATP binding; protein kinase activity; protein binding
Source: RefSeq, a predicted model, not a curated record